Messenger RNA from Podarcis lilfordi (Lilford's wall lizard), 89582 nucleotides. The record is from the annotation of a GenBank genome assembly. NCBI's taxonomy places the organism in Eukaryota, Metazoa, Chordata, Lepidosauria, Squamata, Lacertidae.
AUGGCGCCAGCAGCGGCUGCCGGGGCGCGCGGAGGAGCGUCCGGCCGGGCAGCCCCGCUCCGCUUGCUGCUGCUGCUCGCGCUGGGCGCCUCCUGGGCGGCGCGCCCGCCGGACCGGAGCGGGCGCCAGAGACGCGGCAGCCCGCGGGACGAGGCGGGCGGCCUGCGGGGUCGCGCCGGCGGGGGAGCUCCGGAGGCCGCCUCGCUGCUCACCACCUCCUUCGUGCUGAAAGGCGACGCGGCGCACAACCAGGCGAUGGUGCACUGGACCGGCGAGAACAGCAGCGUAAGUGCGGCUCCCUCGCCCUGCGAAAGAAAAGAAUGGGGGGGGGUUGGGGGGGGUUGUAGUCACGUGUCAGACUGGGGAGGCGGCAGGGGGGACCCGACCCCGCGGCAUGUCCCGGUGCCCGGCUCUGGCAGCGGAAGAGUUAACCCGAGGGCGACGGGUUGCCGAUUCAGACUUCUUCCGAGGCUCCCCCCGCCGCCGCCGCCGCCAGCUGAGCGAGUGGCUGCUCGGUGAGGAAAGCGGGACGCGCCAGAAAGGGGUUCGCCUCCGAGGCUCCGCGCCGCCUCUCGCCUUCCGACGCCCGGUUCUGGAUUGGACGGGGAUUCCUCGGAAUCCUGCGCGGCGCCGGCUGGAAACACCGGGAGACCCAGCAUAGGUUGCGGCGAAACAAUGGGAGACGCCCCCGCUCUCUUCUCCCACUCAGUAUUUUGGUGCUGUCAAAUGUAUUGUCUGUCUAAAUGCCCCUGGCAAUUAAUCUAAUCGUGAUUUACCGUUUUUCAGAUUUUUUUUUGUUAACUUUGCUGCAUGCAAUGCACAUUCUGUGGCUGACCUCCUUUGCAAUGUCUUAUUUUGAAAUGUAUAAUAUUUUAGUUUCCUGUUAAUCUUUAUGUAUACUUUAUAUCUGACUUUCUUUGGUAUUGUUUUAUUUUGGAUUGUUUUAUUUCGUGUUUUAAUGUAGGCUGUAAACUACAUUGAGGUUUUUUCCUUAACAAUAUAAAGCAGUAUAGAAAUUAGAUUACUGGUGAUUAGAUUACUGGUGAGCCUUCCACAUGGUCAUAGAAAAAUGAUGCAUGAUCCACCAAAGAGCUUCAUGCUUGCCACAGCACCUGUCCUCUACAUCAUUUUAGCAAUGCCAUUUCCUUCCAAGGCAAUGCCUUGGGAGUUGUUUCAGAGGCAUAGGACCAGGUUGUCACACAUAUGGGGAAAGUGUCUUGCUGGUCACACACAAAGUUGCCCUGGGCAGGGCAGCCACUGGUGUUUGAGGGAAGCUAGUGCUUUGCUGUGGUUAUUGGGAGCGAGUGAAGUUGAGGUUGUGAGCACCAGUGUGGCUGCAAGACGCUUGAGUGGUAGUUGUGCUUGGGUCCCUCUUGGGCCCAGUGAAUGGUCUGGAGAACACAUUGCUGGAUCUCGACUGAAUUACUUGGGCAUGUAAUCCCCAUGUAAGCUGGAUGGUGGAUAUUUAAAUUGAAACACCCCCCAGACAAUUUGCUUCCUUUGGCAGAGCAGCAAAUGGUUCCUCCUCCCAACUGAGACCAGGUGAUUUGGGGUUUCAUGAAAAGGCUGCAAAUAGCCAGUUGUUUAAUUCCUUAUUGCAUUUUUGUUGCCAGGGAGAAGCACUUGUAUGGUUUUCUGCCUCAUGUGCGAAAAUAAUUUGGGUUACCUUGACUUGGCUUGGUGGGGGGUGGGGCAAGGGGGGUAUCAUUUUUUGUUCUGUAUUAGCAAAAGUGAAGCUCUGCUUCCAGCCAAGAAAAGGUGCUUAGUCACAAAAUUAUGUUUGUACCUGAGUGGGAAAUCCCAUGAAAACCCUUGCUUUUUUCUUCCCUGCCUGUAAAAAUGACAAUACUGUCUUUUUGUGACAGCCAACGCCACCUGCCCAAGGUGCAUGCACCUCUCUACCUAAUGCUCUGGCUAGCUCUGACACACAUGUGCACUUACAUGCAUACUUAGAAAUACAACAUCCAUUGCCUUUUUGAAAGCCAUUUCUUACACUCUGAGGUAGCAAGAAUACAUAAUGUACUACAAAUCUAAUAGUUUGUGUAUGCAAAUGCUAUGGCCCCCUCACCACCUCCUGUGAUUCCCACUGAGUCCCGUGACUUCUCAUAGGGUUCUGGAUGUUUCUUAUAGUUGAUUGGAGGACUGUGGUCAACACAUCUCAGUGCAUACGGAAGGAGAAUGGUGGAGCAGAGUGCUUGCAAGUUUCAAGGUUUUCCCAAGUUCUUGGUGGUGGGAGGAACGCAUUGUGUUUCCCAGUGACUCUAUGAUAGUAUUAUUAGAUAACCCACAACCUCUCUGGCAAUUCUGGAGGACAACUAAUUUCUGUGGGGGUUGAGGAUUUGAUGAUGGUAGAAAACUCACUUAAGAUACUCCUUAAAACUGUAUUUCCUCUCCCUUUCUACAUCCAACUGAGUGGCAACGUAUUUCUAAAGGGAUGGUCUAGUGGUGGGGCUCAAGGCAACAUAGCAAUCCCAAGUGCUUUGAGGUAGGUCAACUGCAAUUCUAUAACUAUUCGAAAGAAGAACAUUUGUAGAUCUUGAAACCAAGGCCAACAUUGUUCAUUUGGAUCUAUUAAGUGUAUUCAUUCACCUCCACAUGGUUCCAUCCUUAUUUCAGACAUCUUGAUAUAUCAAUAUAUCUCCCGGCCCUCUUCUGCUUGACUGUUUGGUGCCACCCUUUUUCAUAAUCUUCCACCAUAGAAGAUAUAAGUUCAGAAGUGAUUGGAGCAUCAGAUCUCCUUAACCAGUUUUCUGCUGGUGUGGGCAGAAAGCAGUGAAAGGGGGGGUCAUAGACACACAAUGCUCUUUUCUGAACAGCACUAGCAUUGCAUUUGGGGACUGCUCUCAAUGAGUGGAUUCUUCAGGACCUACUUGAAGAUUCCUCCUAUGCCCACAUGGGGGGUUGGUGGUUCUUGGAGACUAAGAAUAUGUUUGAACCAUUGCCUCAUGCUUGCCUUUUGUUUGUUGCUCUUCGUUUCCAUACUAUUCAGGAGAUACUGAUUUUUAAAUCACCAAGGAAAUGAUGAUUUUUAACUAAAUUAAUUUUCCCGUUUUGUAAACAAUGUAUUUCCUUCGCAGAUCUGCACACUGAUAAUCACACAUCAAUUAAAGCAUAGUUGUUGCAAAUAAAUAAAGCCUUUGUACUACCUAGGUCAUGCAGCCAACAAGCCAUUUGCCCUCUCACAGAAUGAUGUCUGCUUACAGACAAUAAGGACAAAUCGUGGAAUUGCUGGAUUUUUCUUUGACAUUAUCUGAACAUAUGGAAGAACACUAAGGGCAAGCUAGUGUAUUUAAAUGCAGACUUAACCCAAUCACAUGGCUAGGGCUGUGUAGGUGAAGAUGAAGAAUAACCAUUCCUACCACGCAUGCCCCUGUUGUACUUCAAAUUACACCCACUCCUCCUGAUUUAUUUGUGAUUGGGGAAAUUCAACAUUUACUGUCACAAGUAGUUUGACCCUAAGCAGGAUUAUACCAGGUGUUUCUCAUAUAUCCUUGGGCAGGGCCGGAUUUAAGUUGGAUGAGGCCCUAAGCUACUGAGGGUGAUGGGGCCCUUUAUAUGUCCAGCUGUCCUUUGUCAACAACAAAUUGUUGCUGUUUUUUGUGUUGAAUAUAUGCUAUAUGGUAAUUUAUCGACCUAAUAGGUAUCUAAAGCCUGUUGCUUUAGAUUUUAGGUUUUAUUUGUUUUUUAUGUUAUAUUUUGGAAAUGUACAUCCAGUUUUUCCCCUUUAAUUUUUUUGGGGGACCCCCAAGAGAGUGAGGCCCUAAGCUACAGCUUGUUUAACUUAUACGUAAAUUCGGCACUUUCCUAGGGCAUUCCUUGGGGAAACAACAGAUGCAUCCUCAAGGAUUAUCCUUGCCUCCCUUUCCUAAAAUCCCAGGUUGUGUUUUUUCUUUUAUUUUCAAAAUUCAGAAAUUUUGUUGUGAGCCACCCCCACCCCAAUGUAGCCAGCUUACAAAAAUGCUCUGGGAAUAUCCUUUGGUGGUAUCCAGCCUUACAAGCAAUUUAAGGAGCUGAAAUGAUGUUAUACAUCUGUGCCAGCAGCUUGUUCAUUACCUUCAGUUUCUGCUUCAUCUUUGUGUGAUGGAAGAUUCAAAGGGAUAGAAGAGGUGGUGCAAUAAAAUAUUUAUCUGACACAUAGGCACAUAUGCAUUAACCUUUCCACUCCUGUUAGUGCUUGCUGGCAAUAUGCUGUGAAACCGCAGAAUUUGCUGAUGGCGGAGAAGUGGCAGAACCACCAGCACUGAUUUUGGGCAGGAUCACACCAAAGUCAGCACCGAUGGCAGACUGGGACAUUGCCAAGCAUGAACUCCAGGUGCUGCUUAGAAUGACAGAAUCAUAUAAUUUAAAAUACAAAAUAGAAAUCUAAAAUGAAAUGUUGUUAUCGUUUAGUCGUGUCCGACUCUUUGUGACCCCCUGGACCAGAGCACGCCAGGCCCUCCUGUCUUCCACUGCCUCCCGCAGUUUGGUCAAACCCAUGCUGGUAGCUUCAAGAACACUGUCCAACCAUCUCGUCCUCUGUCGUCCCCUUCUCCUUGUGCCCUCCAUCUUUCCCAACAUCAGGGUCUUUUCCAGGGAGUCUUCUCUUCUCAUGAGGUGGCCAAAGUAUUGGAGCCUCAGCUUCAGGAUCUGUCCUUCCAGUGAGCACUCAGGGCUGAUUUCCUUCAGAAUGGAGAGGUUGGAUCUUCUUGCAGUCCAUGGGACUCUCAAGAGUCUCAAAAGCAUCAAUUCUUCGGCGAUCAGCCUGCUUUAUGGUCCAGCUCUCACUUCCAUACAUCACCACUGGGAAAACCAUGGCUUUAACUAUAGGGGCCUUUGUUGGCAAGGUGAUGUCUCUGCUUUUUAAGUUGCUGUCUAGGUUUGUCAUUGCUUUUCUCCCAAGAAGCAGGUGUCUUUUAAUUUUGUGACUGCUGUCACCAUCUGCAGUGAUGAUGGAGCCCAAGAAAGUAAAAUAAUAAUAAUAAUAAUAAUAAUAAUAAUAAUAAUAAUUUAUUAUUUAUACCCCGCCCAUCUGGCUGGGUUUCCCCAGCCACUCUGGGUGGCUUCCAACUGAAUAUUAAAAAUAGUACAGCAUCAGACAUUAAAAACUUCCCUAAAGAGGGCUGCCUUCAGUUGUCUUUUAAAAGUAAAAUAGUUGUUUAUUGCUUUGACAUCUGCUGGGAGGGCGUUCCACAGGGCAGGCGCCACUGCCGAGAAGGCCCUCUGCCUGGUUUCCUGUAACCUUACUUCUCGCAAUGAGGGAACUGCCAGAAGGCCCUCGGCGCUGGAUCUCAGUGUCCGGGCUGAACGAUGGGGGUGGAGACGCUCCUUCAGGUAUACAGGACCGAGGCCGUUUAGGGCUUUAAAGGUCAGCACCAACACUUUGAAUUGUGCUUGGAAACGUACUGGGAGCUAAUGCAGAUCUCUCAGAACCGGUGUUAUGUGGUCCCGGCGGCCACUCCCAGUCACCAGUCUAGCUGCCGCAUUCUGGAUUAAUUGCAGUUUCCGGGUCACCUUCAAAGGUAGGCCCACGUAGAGCACGUUGCAGUAGUCCAAGCGGGAGAUAACUAGAGCAUGCACCACUCUGGCAAGACAGUCCGCGGGCAGGGAGGGUCUUAGCCUGCGUACCAGGUGGAGCUGGUAGACAGCUGCCCUGGACACAGAAUUAACCUGUGCCUCCAUGGACAGCUGUGAGUCCAAAAUGACUCCCAGGCUGCGCACCUGGUCCUUCAGGGGCACAGUUACCCCAUUCAGGACCAGGGAAUCCCCCAUACCCGCCCGCCCCCUGUCCCCCCAAAACAGUACUUCUGUCUUGUCAGGAUUCAACCUCAAUCUGUUAGCCGCCAUCCAUCCUCCAACAGCCUCCAGGCACUCACACAGGACAUUCACUGCCUUCUGAUUUAAAGGAGAGGUAGAGCUGGGUGUCAUCUGCAUACUGAUGAAUACCCAGCCCAAACCCCCUGGUGAUCUCUCCCAGCGGCUUCAUAUAAAUACUAAAAAGCAUGGGGGAGAGGACAGAACCCUGAGGCACCCCACAAGUGAGAGCCCAGGGGUCUGAACACUCAUCCCCCACCACCACUUUCUGGACACGGCCCAGGAGAAAGGAGCGGAACCAUCGUAUAACAGUGCCCCCAGCUCCCAGCCCCUCUAGACGGUCCAGAAGGAUGUUAUGGUCGAUCGUAUCAAAGGCCGCUGAGAGAUCCAGCAGAACUAGGAAACAGCUCUCACCUUUGUCCCUAGCCUGCCGGAGAUCAUCAACCAGCGCGACCAAGGCAGUUUCAGUCCCAUGGUGAGGCCUGAAUCCCGAUUGGAAGGGAUCCAAAUGGUCCGCAUCCUCCAGGCAUGCUUGGAGUUGUUUAGCAACCACGCGCUCAAUCACCUUGCCCAAGAAUGGUAAAUUUGAGACUGGGCGAUCUCUUACUGCCUCCAUUUCUUCCGCUUCUAUUUGCCAGGAGGUGAUGAGACCAGUGGCCAUGAUCUUAGUCCCCCCCAAAAAAAAACUAAGAUCAAAAAAUGAAAUGAAAGUAAAAUAAAUAAUAGAACCAUAGAAUCUUAGAGCUGGAAGGUGUCCAAGUGGCAUCUAGUCCAAUCCCCCACAAUGCAAGCAUCUAGGCUAAAGCUUCCAUGACAGAUGGCUAUCCAACCUCUGCUUCAAAACAAACCUCCAAGGAAGGAGAGUCCACCUCCUCUUGUGGGAAUCGUCACCUGCCAGACAAGGAGCCAGUCUGGCUUUUGCAGGGAGGGAGUUCCAAAAUGAGGCACAGUAGAGGCUAUGGUGGUUUUUUAAAUGAUAUUUGGUUUAUUUACACAUAUAUGCAACCUGAACUUAGAUGGAGGGAUUGCAGAUUAUUCACAUCCUAUGGGGGGUCUGGCUUCCCCCUUCAGGGUAGCAUUGCAUUCAAAGGGCAGCAAAAAGCCAUCCUCUGUGUCUCUUUGUUCCAGCUAGUCCUGCCCAGCUCACUUGGACCUCUGCCCCAUCUACUCCUUUUCGCUGCCAACCAACUCCAAGGACCUCCCCAAGCCUACGGCAUUCAAAGCUGAAGCCCUAAACCUUGCAUUUUCCUCUUUCCACUAGCACCCAGCCAAGAAGGGGCACCACUUCCCUUUGUUCUCCAGUGGUUUCCUGAAUGGCCACCCCUGGCUUUUGUCCCCUGCUAAUGGCCCAGCCAGUCAGCUCUGCCUAGCUACCAUGACUCUUUAGCAUAACUCAGGGGUCGGCAACGUGCGGCCCAUGGGCCGGAUGCAGCCCACAAAGACGGUUUUACCAGCACACAAGCCGCCCCUGAACCGAGCCGCCCGCGCAGAUACCGGAAAUCGCAUCUGCGCAUGUCCAGACACUGAAAAUCGCUUCUGCGCAGGCACGAUUUUUGGUGUCUGGGUAUGUGCAGAAGUGAUUUCUGGCGCCGCGGACGUGUGCAGAUGCGAUUUCUGACGUCAUGCUGCACCAGUCCGGCCCACGGACGAUCUCCAUGGGAGUGAUCCGGCCCAUGGCCUGUAAACCUUGCCUACCCCUGGCAUAACUAAAUCCAGGGGGUUUCCCUGUCUGGCCAAGUUUAAUCAAACCUUGAUUAAUUCUAACUUUUACUAAAUCCAGGAGCUGUGGGGAGGAGCUGCCACCCAGGAACUUAGGGGAAUGAGCCCCCCUCCAAAACUCAUAACAAUAUAUAUGUUAAGUAACUCUUAGGGGGAUACCCCCUCCCCAAUGCCCAGUCUAGUGAGCAUGCUUUGUUGCCAUGGAACGGGGACUGACUGCUUGGGAAGGGAAAAUGGAAGAGGAAAUAGAAUGAAGUGCCUGGAAUCCUGAACAGAAGCACUUCACACUGCAACAUUUUGUUGCAGGUGACACAUGUAUUCUUUAAUCCUGUGAUCUGUUAAACUAGAGGCUGAUACUGGGUGUGCCCCCCUUCCUUUCAGAGAUCAGGAAGCAGUUUGCAACAGGGAUUGUUGUUUAACUAUCCCAUUGUUAGACUAAAAAGAGGUGUUAAGGUUUCUGAACUUUUCUUCUUUUUCCAGAAAAUGCCGAUGGUAAAGAGAGGAGACCAUUUUUAAAUCCACAUAAUAGACAUCUUUUGUUUAUUACAUUGCUGAUGGUUUCAGUUUUCAACUUUUAUUCUGCACCCCCCCAUCCCAUUUCCACAACUGGUAAAAACUAAGAUAGGAGCCGUUGGAUGUAGCAGCUCCGCCUAGUAUGUGCUGUUAUUGUUUCAAUAAAAUGAAGACCAUUUUACUCCUUUAGUCUAUCAUAUAGUACAGUGGUACAAUGGGUUAAGUACUUAAUUCGUUCCGGAGGUCUGUUCUUAACCCGAAACACCACUUUAGCUAAUGGGGCCUCCCGCUGCCGCUGCUGCACGAUUUCUGUUCUCAUCCUGAAGCAAAGUUCUUAACCUGAGGUACUAUUUCUGGGUUAGCGGCGUCUGUAACCUGAAGCGUAUGUAACCUGAAGCAUAUGUAACCCCAGGUACCACUGUAUGCUUUUAUGUGCAAAGUUAUACACAAUGUUGUUUAUGUUCUUAAUGUCGUAAAGUAAGUUUGCAUCUCGUAUGCAGUUAUUUGUUUCUUAUGUUUCAGUCUCUUCCAACAUUUCCAUUUUUUGUGCCUUCAACAUUUCUGAAAAUCUUACAUCUGUAGCCAAGGAAGAGAAAGGAUUUUCUUGUGCUGGAAAUCCUUUUCCUUCCAACCUUUCUUCACUGCCAUUAACCUUUUUGCUCCUAGGUCCCCAUUCUUCACCUGUGUUGACACUGGGAGGAGAUCUAGAUUGUGCCUUGAAUCUUUAAUAUUUUAAUAAAAAUAAAAAUAGUUCCAUGUUACAGCUUCAUAGUUUAUGUUUGGUUUGAUGCUUAUUUGAAUUUCUCUAUCUAUAAUAAACAUAUUCCAUAUAGUCGUUGCUGAUCAACACUGGGAUUACGUACCUAUGCUCUACUUUAUGAAGGUUUGAUACAGAGUGAGCUCCACUUUUAAAAACCAGUCCCUUCUUCCAUCUGUCUUCACAAUAAUUAUCAGUUGUGAGUAUUUUGGACAUUCUUUCCAUUUCUACAGAAGCAAAUUCUGAGUACAACCGUUUCUGAAGACGGUUGUCCCACUUUUCAUUGCUGCCAAGGGAUGACGGAGGCAUUGAGAGAAAGGUUUCAGAGUUAAAAUUCUAAAGUGGUGGCUUUGUUAUAGUGCAGUGCGAAGGAGGGGUUUUGGUGCUCUUCCUUUGGGGCGAGUGUAGGGUUGGGGAGAAAGCAAUUAUUGUCUCUUGCCCAUGGGCCCAUUGAAAAACCAACCUAGAUUAGGUGACUUUAAAAAAGAUUCAACAUCAUCCCCUGUGGAUUAUACUAUGUCUAUCACUGUACCAGAUUCCAAAUGAAAAAUUAAUAGACUUGGCCCUGCCUGCAGGCUUACAACUGAGAAAACUCAACACAUGAGGGAAAAGGAAGUGGGAUAAUGUGUCAAAAGUUAAUUAGGAAAAACAGAGACUGCUGGCAGUGAAGGGGAGACUGAUUCUUUACACCAGAGCUUUCCAAACUGUGUGACACAUUAGUGUGUUGGCGUGUCGCACAAAUGCUCCCCGCUCUCCUCCCAGGGCUGGAAAGGGGUACGUUUACCUCUGGGUUGCUAGUAAAACUGAAUUACUGUGUCAUGAAAUGAUGCAUGUCUAAAAAGUUUGUCAACAACAUGAAAAGUUUGGAAAGCUCUGGUCUAGAUGGACCAAAGGUCUGACUUGAUGUGGGGAGGCUUCUUAUGUUCUCAGCUGGAUAUUCACAGUUUGAAUUCUACACAGGAAAGGACAAAGGGACAAUGAAGCUUAUUUUGAUGCUGGGGAAUUGUUGUUAUUUUUGUUUCUAUAUAUUUAUUAAAUUUGCUAGUCACUUUAUCCUGCCCAGGGCAACCCAAAGCAACUUACCACCAACCAACCAACCAACCAACCAACCAAACCAACAAUAAAUCCCACAUAAGUACAUUAAACUAAGAGGACAGAGAAAUACAUUAGAAACACCCCACCCUCUUCUAAAAGGCCGCAUAUAGUUAAAGGCCAAAUGCCUGAUUAUAGGGGAAAGUUUUUGUAACGAAGGUGCCAGGCGAGCCGCCCUAGGGAGAGCAUCCUACAAGCGAGGAUCCACCCCAGAAAAGGCCUGUUCUCGUGUUGUCAACCUCCGAAACUCUCAUGGAGGGGCACAUGAAGAAGGACCUCAGAAGAUGAUCACAGGACUCGGGUUCAUAUGGGGAGAGAUGGUCCUUGAGGUAUUUUGGUUCUGAGCCAUUUAAGGCUUUAUAGGUCAAAAGCAGCAUUUGAAUUGGGCCCAAAAAUUAAUUGGCAGCCAGUGCAUAGUUCAGUUUAGGAAGCUCUAAUGUAGUAUUUCAGCACAUAAAGAAAAAAUGUGUGAUAAAAAUAGUAUAAAAUACUAAAUAUUAAUGCAGCUCAUUGAAUAACCACUGCUACAGAGAACGAACUUAGACUAAAGGUUAUUGGUGACAGUGAAUACCAAAAAUGUACAUUAUCAGUAUUUCGGAUGUUUGAUAUAGGGAAGAUUUAGGAAACUGAAACAAAUAAAUUGUAUGUUCCCUCUUUAAAUUGCGCUCCAUGCCAAGUGUCAAGGAAAAUUUAAAUUGAUUACUGGUAUGGUUGCAGAAGGAAAAUGUAUCUAUUGUAUUUUAUGCUUAUAAAUUGAUAAGCUGGUAGACUGUGGCUUUUCAAUGCCCCUUGCCAAAACACAGCCAUGAACGCAGGUGGUCCGCUACAUAGAUACCUGAGGUUUACAAAGGACUGUAUAUCUGUGAACUCCAUAUCGGCAGUUUUUCAGGUUUUACCACUCUUCUUGGUCCCAAUUCCCAGGAUUUCUACCUUCAUGUCAAUGGAGUCAUUCCUUUGAGCACUAAUACGAUAGAAGCAUUGUGAACUUAAUUUUGGAGCAUUUUGUUACCAUUAGCAUUUACUUUCAUAAUAAUUUACCAAACAUGGCAUAUGACAAAUAUUUUUAAAAAUUCUGGUGGGAGGUAUUGGGGCAGAGGGCAAGAGUACAGGGUGUAUUCAGAGGUGAAGAAUAUUGCCUUAGUUUUCUUGAUUAUAAUGCUAACACUUCUCUCCUGUUUUCUAAUGAUUCUUUCACACCGCAGUACCUGUUGUAUUAUGAAUUUGUGGCUUUUAAACCAAUAUACCGGCAUGACAUGCUGAAUUUCAUUCACACCCAUGGCCAUGGUGUGACACAACAAUGAACAACCUUGGACAGUUUUCUAUUCCCCCAGCCUUCUUCACACACAUGCUUCUGUUGCCCCCAUGUCCCACUCCCCCCAUGAAAACAGCAGGAAAGAACACUAUGCUGACAUACUGCCCAAAAUUUCGUAACUUUGCCCCCCUUUAUUUUUUGGGUUAAGGGGAUCAAAUAACACAGAAAUGAGUGCUAAACAUGCACUAUAUCCCAUUAGUUUUACAGAAGUGGGUUUUACGUCAUAUGAAAGCUGUAAUAUGAUGCAGCAAUUAAGGAAUCCUCAGGGUAAUUGAAUAAACUGCAGUGAGAAUGCAGCCUAGGUUGGGUUUCAGAGCACAUGUGUUAAAACUACAGAGGUACCUCGGGUUACAUACGCUUCAGGUUACAUACGCUUCAGGUUACAGACUCCGCUAACCCAGAAAUAGUGCUUCAGGUUAAGAACUUUGCUUCAGGAUGAGAACAGAAAUCUUGCUCCGGCAGCGCAGCAGCAGCAGGAAGCCCCAUCAGCUAAAGUAGUGCUUCAGGUUAAGAACAGUUUCAGGUUAAGUACGGACCUCCGGAACGAAUUAAGUACUUAACCUGAGGUACCACUGUAAUUUCUCCUGUUUCUGUCUCUCACGUGAGAUCUGACCAUUCUCAGGUCUAGUGAGGGGCUAUCUGUUCACAGAUCACUCCUUCCAGAAGCUAAAGAAGCUCUUACAUUAGAGGGAAAUCUCCUGACACCAGCUACUGGUCUUGUCUAGGGCCCGUCACGUAUGGACUUUGUUGUACCUUCCUCUAAAUUCUGGAGGGGAAGGAAAUCCAGCUAUCCCUGUUGUCCCUCCUGGUGAUUACUUUUGUGGGGGAACACAGAUAGAUCCACAGGAGGCAGCGUGUUUGUGGGUCCCUGGAUUGAACGGUGAUUUCUUUUAUUUUGACUGUUUGAAGCUGACGGCCGUCUUAACAAGAAUUAUUUAAAAGCAGCUUGCAUUCCCAGUGGAAUGCAUGUAGCCAGACAACUGAUCACCCAGUUGCCAGCAGUCUGAGGAAUAAGGUAGGAUGAAAGCGGACGCGGCACAGCUGCAGCGGCCUAAUGAGGAUUGGUGGCGGCAGCGAGUGUUGAGGCAUGAGUAUGACACCCAGAGCUGUGCUACGUGUCAGAGGAGAUGGAAGCAGCUCCAGUUGGAUUUUAUUAUUCUAUGUAUGUUACCUUGAAGCAGAGCCAGCCCAAGACAUUUUGGCACCUGAGGCUAUCCACAAGAUGCGCACAUACGCACUGCCAGGGAAGAAGGGAUGAGGGAAGAUGUACAUCAGAAACAAGGGUGGGAGGAGACCAGAAGCACCUUCUAUUCACCAUGAGGCUGCUGUAGAGGUGGCCUUGUGGAGACUGCCAGGAGGCAGCAGAUCUGGCCUCCAAGGACUGUGUGGCAACUGUUGCUGCCACAGUGACAGCAGCAGGUGAUGCAUUUGCUGGGGGCUGAAUCUGCUGUCCCUGCCGAUCCUGUCACCUGAGGUGGUUGUCUCACCCUGUCCUGCCUUGAAGGUCCUUCUGGAUUGAAAGGUGAAGAGAAACAACGAAAAUAGGCAGAUGGUGGUGGCUGCUCUGAUGGAGAGCUUCUGUGGUGUAGUGCGAUGAAAGUGCCAGACUAGGACUGGAGAGACCUGAGUUCAAAUCUUCAGUCAGCCAUUAGCUCACUGAGUUACCUAGGGCCAGUCAGCCCUAAGCUCAUGGAAAACAUUGCGUUACACAGUUCCCUUUACUUUCUUUAACCUAGAUAUCCACCAGACUGCAGCAUUAAACCCCAAUCUAACCAUAUUUGCUGCUGAAAACCUGUGUUUGUCAACUGUGUUUUUAAACUGCUCAAGCCUGUUAUUCUCUGUGUCAAGCAAGAGUCACUUUUGCUUAAUUUGUUAAUCAUUGUAUUAAAUCAGAAAAUGAUUUAUCUAGAUAGGGCAUUUGAAUAUGUGCAUGUUGUUCUAGUCCUACACAACUCCUCUACUCGGUUCAUUGUUCUGGUGAGGUUUUAGGGUGGAGGUUUCUGGCUUCAGCUUCCAGGCAUAAGGGCAGUUAAAGAAUCCAUUUAGCCAAACAGAUUAGGCAUAUUUUCCAUAGUUGCCACUGGUAUCUAAUUCAAAGCUUCAAACUGUAACUCUUUAUUAAGUGAUUCUUGAGUUUUCCAGAUACGGUGGUACCUCGGGUUACAUAUGCUUCAGGUUAUAGACUCCGCUAACCCAGAAAUAGUACCUCUGGUUAAGAACUUUGCUUCAGGAUGAGAACAGAAAUUGUUCUGUGGCAGCGCGGCGGCAGUGGGAGGCCCCAUUAUCUAAAGUGGUGCUUCAGGUUAAGAACAGUUUCAGGUUAAGAACGGACCUCCAGAACGAAUUAAGUUCUUAACUCGCUGUAUUGCUAAUAAUAAUUAAUAGUCUCUUGUGUUGACUAGUGCCUGGCUGGAAUAUUUUCUAGGACUCUUUUAUAAGCCGCUCUGAGGUUCUCACACCAUACAUUUGCAGUGCUAUUGCGUCACUUUAAUAGUCACGGUUUCCUCCUAAGAAUUCUGGGAACUAUAGUUUGUUAAGGGCACUGAGAAUUGUUAAGAAACUCCUAUUCAGAGCUACAACUAAUCCCUCUUCACAGGAAACUGGGGAAGUGUAGCUCUGUGAGGGGAAUAUGGGUCUCUCAAUAGCUCUUGGCACCCUUAACAAACUACAGUUCCCAGGAUUCUUUGGGGGAAGCCACUGUUAAAGUGAUAUAGUAAUGCUUGGUGCAGAUGUGGCCUUAAUUGCUCCAUAACAGCUUAAAUGAAAAAUCUUCCACUCAAAAGCUUUCAUUAUCAGUAAAUAAUACAGCAGUGUGGUGUAGUGGUUAAGAGCGGUAGUCUCGUAAUCUGGUGAACCGGGUUCGCGUCUCUGCUCCUCCACCUGCAGCUGCUGGGUGACCUUGGGCCAGUCACACUUCUCUGAAGUCUCAGGCCCACUCACCUCACAGAGGGUUUGUUGUGGGGGAGGAUGGGAAAAGGAGAUUGUGAGCCGCUUUGAGACUCCUUCGGGUAGUGAUAAAGCAGGAUAUCAAAUCCAAACUCUUCUUCUUCUUUAAAAACAAUGGUUUUCCCCCCCAUAAUACUGAUUAUCCUGUGGAUGUUAGUACCUAAUAUAUGCACUGGCGGAGGAACAGGAGUGCGGAGGGAGCAGACCGCCACCGGCACCACUAUUCCGGUAGGGUGCCAUCCGGUAGGGUGCCACCCCAGACGCACGUUGCCACCCUCCUGCGUGCUGGGCGCCAUGCCCCCACAGGCAGCGCAUCACACUCCCAGAAUGCGUGCCACGCCCCUGGGAUACACGCCACGCCCCCCGGGGGGCACCAGCCACACCCCGCCUUCUCUCCGCCCCGGUAGCAAAGCAUGCAGCUUCACCACUGAAUAUAUGGCCCACAUUUGAUGGUGAUAGUAAGUGACAGCCCACUUGCCUAAAUGGAUUGUAAAGUUCUAAAAUUAUAGUUUUGUAAUAUUAUUGAAUAGUAUGAAGUAACCAAUAAAUUAAUCUUUUCUUUCUUUGAGCAUUAUGCAUUUCUGACCUUAUUUCAAUAAUAUAAUUUAUUUAUUUAUUGUAGACUCUCACAGAAGUUCAAUUUAGCAGAGAAAUAAUUUAUCAUAUUCAAAACAAAAAAAUUGUGGAGUAGUGUGUUGCUUUUAGGCUGAAAUCUGACACACACACACACACACACACACACACACACAUACUGGCAUGGGAGUACCUUCCAUUAAUUCUUAUAUAUGUUAGCUAUGUAAAUAUAAGGGGACGCGGGUGGUGCUGUGGAUUAAACCACAGAGCCUAGGGCUUGCCGAUCAGAAGGUCGUGCCAACCUAGCAGUUCGAAAGCACCCUUAAGUGCAAGUAGAUAAAUAGGUUCCGCUCUGGCGGGAAGGUAAACGGCAUUUCCGUGCGCUGCUCUGGUUCGCCAGAAGCGGCUUAGUCAUGCUGGCCACAUGACCCAGAAAAACUGUCUGCGGACAAACGUCGGCUCCCUCGGCCAGUAAAGCGAGAUGAGCACUGCAACCCCAGAGUUGUCUGCGACUGGACCUAACGGUCAGGGGUCACUUUCCCUUUUUAUGUAAAUAUAAGCUCAGAAAUUAGUUCAAUUGUAGCAUGUGCAUAGUUCUUGUGUUUGCUUGUGGUUUUAUUCAUUAUUAUUAAAAAAAACACUUUUACUACCCAAUCCUGAUUUCAGUGGGACAGUCUUAGAUGAGGGUAAACAUAAAAUAACUCUUAAGAACUCAAAGUCUUGACAUUUAUUUAUUUAAUUGCAUGCUGCUGUUUAUUAUUUUUAUUGUCUGACAUAAAUACCUUAGUUCUCUUAUUCAUUUGUUUUCCUUUAGGUGAUUCUGAUCCUUACCAAGUAUUACCACAGUGAUAUGGGCAAAGUAUUGGAGAGCUCUUUGUGGAGGUAUGUUAUUGUCUCAUGCACUCAGUAUGUGGUCAGAUAGAGUCACAUCUUGCUGUUUAUUUCUUUUGUUCUCUUCAAAGAGCAGCUUGAAAAAUUUGGAAAGAUAUUUGAAGGUUUGGAGCAAUAGAUACUCCUCUGAUGUUACAAUUUGAAUAAUAACUAGAGAUUACAGGAGAGUAUUUCUUUUUCAAGAGUGGAACCUAUUUGUAAACUUCCAGAGCCUUAAUUUUGUUCAGAUCUCUUCUAGCCUUAUUUUAUCUUAUUUAUUUUAGUUGUGUAAAUAAAUGGGCAAGUAAAUUAGCUCAGGAUGUGGUAUGUUCAGUGUUGGGUGCGCUAGUUUGCUUUAUAAACAUUUUUACAUGUGCAGUUAUGCACAUGUUUACUCAAAAGUAAACCAUACAGAACUCAAUACUUUUUAACAGUGUUAAACACUGCAACAUUAAUGAUGAUUAACCUUUAAAACCUUGAUCAAAUACAUAUAUGCACUAGCACACCCCACCUAAUGCUUCUAGCUGUUCUUAAUGGAUGUGAUGAAUUUCUUCCUAUAUUCAUGCACUUUUUUUAGUCUAUAUUUAAAUCAUCCACUGAUUUUAAUGGGGGGAAAUCUGCAAGAGAUGACUGCAAGUUACUUAAGAUUCCAUUUACUUCAGUGUGAUUCAUACUCAGCGGCAGAGCAUGCCUUCAUGGCGCCCGGAGGGGGGUGCAUUUGUUUGUGCGCUGGGGGAAGUACACCAUCUCAGUGCCCAUUUAUUUUAUUUUGUUUUUUCUAACUCUUAUUUAUUGGUUUUUCACACAGAAAGAAAAAACUUUACAAAUUUUAAGAUGUACUGUAAAUUACUUUAUCCUUUGACUUCCCAUUCUCCCCUUCCAUGGUUUCCAUAUUUACUCUUGAAUGCUGCAUAUUUCGCAUAUACUAUUCAAUACAUCAAUUUUAACCCAUAUAUCUUAGUAAUUAAUGCUGUUGCUUGCUCAUAUUUCAAGUCCUGCAUGCAUUUUCAUCUUGCUAUAGUAGUUCUUUAAAUACUCAAUAAAAGGUUUCUAGACCUCAAGGAGUUUUUCGUCAUUUUGAUCUCUAAUCUUUGCUGUUAAUCUCGCCUGUUCCACAUAUUCUUCCCUUGUUGGAACUUCUUCUUUCCAUCCUUGGGCAUACAGUAUUCGUGCUGCUGCUAUGAUAUACAUAAAUAAGUUAACCAACUCUUUUGGUACAUCAUUAUCUAUAAUUCCUAUAAUUCCUAGCUUUGAGCUUCUUGGGAAUCAUCAACUUGAACAUCUUUUUAAUCUCAUUCUAUAUAAUUUCCCAAUAGCCUUUAACUAUUUUUACAAGUCUACCACAUUUAAGUGGCCAUUUACAUUUAUUUGUUUACUACUGCCUUUUUCUAAUUUUACACACCAGUCUGAUGAAGGGGUGUGUGUAGAACUGACCAAUCCCAACCCUUGCUGUGCUCGCCCUACCCAGGCUGAAAGGCUGGAGGAAAAAAGAGGGGCUUAGAUGUGUCAUGUGGGCACAUCUAACCCCCACCCCAAAAACAUGGCUCUGUAUGCCCUUUGUCCCUUCCUAUCCCAGUUGGAGUACUUAUGGCUCUGCUGGGCACUGGUGGCUUCCACAGUGGCAACAGAUCUCUGCUCUGUCUGCAGAUCUCCCUUUCCUCUCCUUCCCUCACCUGUGAGAGGGACAGCAGCAAGCUCCUGUGGCUCUCUUCCAAGGCCAUAGGUGUACACCCUUUAGGAUUUUGAUGGGAUUGCUGUUACUGUGCUGCAAAUUUAUUUUGUGAUCUCAUGUGUUUGUGCGUGCUGUUAGCAUGCUAUCAGAGCAUUCUGCUACUGUUAUUGGGGAGUGUUGUUUUGUGUACAAGAGUGCCAACUUGAAUGAAAUAUUGUGGGGGCCCAGAUAAACCCCGCCCUGCGUAAUCAGUCACAUAACACAGUGCACACACACCAUUUGAGGGAGAAUGCCCAUCAACUUUGUGGGGACCCGGUCCCCUCAAAUAUUUUAUUGUGGUGGCCAAAGCCCCCACUGUCCCUAGGAGUUGGGUCCUAUGUUUGUGUAUAUGUCUCAGUGUAUUUUUAAAAAAUAAUUAUGUGUUUUUGUGUAGUAUUACAAUGCAUUUUUUUCUUGGGAUUAGGUUUUAAACUCUGCUGUAAGUUGGUCAGAGACAUUUGUGCAAUAAGCAACUAAUAAAUAAUAACAAUAAUCUUAAUGUUUUAAUAUCCUCUCUGGCUGCUGCAGUUUAAUUGUUUUGUGACCGUGUGUUAUUGGUUAUAAUUAUAAUGUUUCUAUGUAGCUGCACAUUUGUUUUGUGUAUAUGUUGCUGCGUAAUUUAGAAUAUGAUUUGUAAACUGAUUUUAUUGUAAGAAAGUUUCCCUAAAAGGCAAGAUACAAAUUCAUGAAGUCGAUCAAAUAAUGGGCUUAGUCCAGAAACACUGGAGAAAAUAAAAACAUACUGUACUUCUUUUGGAACAUGUGCUAAAUGCUUAUGCAUCACUCACUGUCUCAGCUUUAGGCUUAACCCAGAACAGGUUAAAUCAAACCUCCUAGUGCAGAUGAGCCUCCUACCAACACUGCCUUUGAUUUCCUGGCCUGAGCAUCAGUUGGUUGGCUCCCAUCCAGUCUAUUAUGGAUUACUGAUGAUCAUGCAUGAGCAACGCAGAAGUAACAAGAUUUGUGGCAAAAUACAACCUAUGCUUCUGAAGGCAUUUGCAGCAUCUCUCUUAAUUCUGUAAUUUUAUCAACAUGGAAACACUGAGAUUGUGGUUGUUUGUUUUAAAACCCCUGUGAUUAAAUUUCAUAGGUAUUAUCAAAAUGCCAGGCAUGAUGAGAGGUUGUGGUAGAGGUUGGUGGAGUGUGUUGUGGGAGCCCAUGAAGGGGUGCAAAGAGUCUUUCUGUGUGCUGUGGACAGAGGCCCAGUUCUACCACUGCAGGGUCCUUCUUCACGGAGGCCAUGUCCAGUGUCAAGGGCAUUUUGCACAAGCACUGCCACAUGUGCCACACACUUUUUUUUGGACAUACAAGUAAAUGAACGCCAUCCACCUACAUGGUAGAAAGUAAAGGAAUUGUUGGUGGGGGGACUUAAUCACUGAACUGUGCUUCUUCUAACAGCUAGUCUACUUGCCCUUAGAAUUCAGUGGGAACCAUAAACAUAUUAAGAAAAUAAUGCACUUAGGACACAGUUGGAGUGGAGUCCCUGGGACCCAGUGAAUUUGGCUGGAAUUUAGCCUCAUGCUAAGGAGCUAAUUCUGUAAUUUCUUCUAAUGGGAUGAUCUCCCCUUCCCCACGUGUGCUGUUCUGGGGGUUCUCAUUGCUGUGGACGGUGGGAUGAUUAAAAUAUCCCCUCACACCCAGUUUAAUAUUCCACCAUUCUUCGGCAGAGUUUCUUUCUUUCAGCAAAGUAAGCGGCUCACGUUUAUGUCAAGCAAAGCUUUAAUAAUAAAGAAAAUUGUAACACAAUAACAUACUAUCUGAGGGAAACUAAAACAGCAUCAUAAGGCAGGAAUGAGACAAGAAUGAAGAAUGACAGUUUGUCUCUCUAACUGAACUUAACUGAGCACACAAAGGGAGGGGCCAAUUCCGGAGCAGAACACCAAAGCCACACCCACCAGAUGCCAGACAUUCUACUAUUCGAAUUAGGCCCCAGUGCUUUUCUAACACUCAUGACCUUCCAGAGCAGAUUUGGGGAGGCCUGGGGGUGGCACGAGGCAAGGAGAGAGAAAAGCCCCAUUAUGGGAGUCCUUGUGCUGGCUUUCACUAAAGGUACAAGGUAGUUGAAUCCAGACCUUAAUGUCAGAAAAGGGAGGCUGAUUUGCUAUCGCUUCAGGGUGUCUGUUAUUAGGGUCCCAAGGGUCACAUUACAGGGAGUUGUACAGGCAUAAGACAACUGAAUCCUUUUGUCUUUGUGUAGAUGGCAAUGACCUUUUCUGUGGCACUCCAGAGUUGUGCCUUAGCAGGGGCUUACACAAGAAAAAGAUGGGGGGCGGGGACUGGGACAGGAAAAAUAUUACAGGGGAGGAUGUGGUUUUGCCACUCCAGCCCCAAGGAAUGUCUGCUGGAAGGUAAGGUAAAGAGUUGCCCUAGUUACUUCCACCAUGGCUGGUGAGGGCUGGCAGACCUGGCUUCUCUAGUGGUGCCUCCUGCCUCUUUCCCUUCCUUAUUUUUCCUCCUUCCAGCUGCUCCCCUCUGCUCCCCCCCCCCAUCCUGCCUGCAAGAGGGUUUUGUUUUUGAAGCUGCAGACUGGCUCUCCUUCUUUGAUGAGUCGUCCUCCCAGCUGCCAUCAGCUGCUCCUUGCCGCUUCAUAAUUGCAGUGCUGUGCAGCCGCCAUGGGAGAAGCUCAUUUUGUUUGCCAGCAAGGGUGCUGGCUUAAAUACAACUUUCACCCUGUGUUCCUUGUUGCUGGGAUGGAGCAGGCAGUGAUAUGUGACUGGAGCUGGCUGCGGUGUCCCUGAGAUCAGGGCUCUCAUUCUCCCCACCAUCUUAAGUGAAUGGAUGCCAUUCACCUUAUUGGAGGGCAGGGGAAUCAAUGGCCACUGCCAGUGCUUUUUUUCUUAAAAAAUGUUUAGGGCUACUCUCAUUUUGGCUGCUCCCCCUUCCCCCUCCCUCCCCCCAACCCCUGGACGAGGGACUCGAGGUGGCGGUGGUGCUGAGAGGACGGGAAGGCCCCUGGUGGCGGCGGGUUGAGCGAGGAGGGGCCAGUGCUCGCUGGCUUACUCUAGCCCGGCAAGAGGAGGAGGAGCAGUGGUGGCGCCAUUGUCAUCACCGCGGCUGCCCCAGACUCCUGUCUUUGGGCACAGGCGGGGAGAAUGAUGGAGAUCCAGUUUGCGCUGCUACUGUGGAGACAGCUGGCAUGUCAAUCCGUCCAUUGGUCGGUCGGUUGGGACAACACAAAAUGUUUAGGGGUAUGCGUACCCUUGCGUCCUCCCAGAAAAAAAGCACUGGUCACUGCCAAACAUAUCUUUUGGGGACUUAGCUAUACAGCUGAAAGAUAACAUUUUAAGUGCACUUUAAGUGCAUUAUACAAAUGUGACACUAGGUGGUGCAGGUGAGCUUAUGGGGAAUUCCAUAUAUACUUUAAAAUGUUUUUUUAAAAAAGCAUUUUCACAGCUUUUUUAUUUAUGUGUAGAUUCAGCCUCUGUGUAAAUUAAAACUGACCAUGAAGGUGGCAGCUUCAGGGGCAGUGGGCAGGUUCUGCUCCCACCCUUGUGGCACUCCUGUGGUUUUACUUUCUCUCUAUGGCAGGAAGUUGCAGGCUGCGUGAGGCAGCAGCCUUGCCCUCUAGCUCUCCUGUGAGUGUGUGUGUGUGUGUGGGAUAUCUCUGCCUUCCUUGCUGCUUUCCACACCUCAUCCACAAGAGCAAUUCUCAGGCAGUGGAUGCUGCUGCCGCUGCUGGAGAGAGAGGCCAGGGAAGAAGACUUGGACUCACCAGGGAGAGUCUCUUCUUGCUUCCUCACCUCAGCCAUGGCAACAGCCCUCCGACUGGGCUGCCCUCACUCCGUAUUGUGGAGGGAGGCUGGUUGUGGGCAGCUUUGAGAAAGCAGCAGCGCAUCUGGAAAACCUGCUUCCCUCCCUUGCCUGUCUACACAUUGUUCUGCUCUCAGUGGUUGAUUUGCCUAAGGAAGAAAAAAAGAAGCAACUUUUAACACAUAAUGCCUUCUGCUGACCUGUAAGGGCAUAUAACAGGGUCCCGUAAGCAGGUAGACUUUGUAUUUGUGGCAACCGCAGGUGGAGAGUGUCCAAAAUUAUUUAUUACAUUGCCCGCUAUACACAGAACCUAGGAGGCACUUUUCAAAUCCCUUGUUUGUCCUGGAAAGGUGCCUCUCCCUGGUGGAGAGGGUUCUCUGGCUGCUCAGUGAUGCUAAUGCUCCAGUAACUUAUAAUGUGGCCCUCUUUGCACUGGUGGCAAGUAAGAUCAGGAAGAAGAACCUGGACAAAAUUGCACUAAGGGAGAUUCAGAGCUCUAAAUAGGAAAAUACUGUAUGCUGUGUGGAGUCCCCAUUCUAUGUGUGAAUCUUCAUUUUAUGAUAUUGAUUAUUCAGGCAGUGGCUCUGCUUUUUAUAUACAGUUAUAUAGAUAUUUCUUUUCCUGAAAGUGUUUGUAUGGUUUUGUCAUGACCUUUGGCUAGUGCAAUAAAGCUUAUUUACCCUAACUAGAAAAAAUUAAACAAGAAAACUUUUAACACACAAAGUUUUCUUUUUAAUAUAUUUGGUGGUUGGGAGACUCUCCUGGUCCUAAUUAUUGCUUUUUAUUUUAGAAAAGUAGGGAGGACUUUAAAGGUUUGGGUUUCAUUGCAUCCUCCAAAAUUCAAGGGUUCUUGGUUUAUACAAGAAUUUCCAUGGUAGUUUCUAAAGUGCCAACAGAUUUAAAAAGAAAGUGUUCUCAGGCUCUCAGUAGAUGGCAGAAUUGAUAUCAGGCCUAUUCAGGGAGGUGCCAUGGUGAUAAACUGGUGUUGGAAGCUGAGAGGAAACAAAAUGCCAGUGUUCUGUUAAGCUUCUGCAGAUUUAGCCAGCUGCAACUAAGUGCUGUGGUGACAAACAAAUUAAGAAUGCCACAGAUUAAAAACAAAGCAUUGUCUAUGUAAGGACCAAGGCCUGGUUAAAUUGCUAAGGAUGGUGCUCACUCCAUGCAUGUGUUUGUGGUUUUUGAAAGCAACAGUAACCUAAAAUGAUGUUUUCCUAGCAAGGUGCCCACCAAUGUGCAUCAAAAUAUGGCCACAAUGAUAACUUAUAGCUGAAUAGGUAAACGAGUGGCCACCUCAGCGACCAUUCCCUGUUGUUUUAACCGCCUCCUGCCUUGGCCUUGUUUAUUGGAAGGGACAAGGUUCUACUCCUCUGACCUAAAGGAUCAUGUUUGCUCUCUGGGGACCCAGAUAAAUGUCACUGAAGGCCCAGAGACGGUUGUGACGCAAUGUGCCUUCCACCGACGGAGGCUGAUGUGCCAGCUGCUCCUCCUCCCAAGCAGAGGUAGCUCAGCCACAGUGAUCCACACUUGGGUAUCUUCAGAUUAAUGACCACCAAUGCUAAUCGCCAAAGAGCACCUUAAACCUAGGUUAUGGUCGCCUCAAAGGAAUGUCUGUUUUCAGGGGGUUGGACUGGAUGACCCUUGGUACAUGACCCAGCACUACAAUUCUAUCAUUCUAUGAUCUCAACUACAUUGCUUGACUGGAGCUUACACUUACAACAAUUCACUUGUCCCGGUAUGCAAGAAUGAGAAACACACACAGUAGAAAUGGAAAUGGUAUUACGAUUCACAGAGAGACUAUGCUGCUGUGGACAGAGUCAUAGAAUCAUAGAAUUGUAAAGUCCGAAGGGACCCCAAGUCAUCUAGUCCAACCCUCUGCAAUGCAGGAAUCUCAGCUAAAGCAUCCCUGACCGAUGGCCAUCCAAAAUUUGCUUAAAAACCUCCAAUGGAGAGUCCACCACCUCCUGAAGGAGACCAUUCCACAGUCAAACAGCUCUUACUGUACUGUCAGAAAGUUUUUUCUGAUGUUUAGUUGGAAUCUCCUGUCUUGUAACUUGAAGCCAUUUGUUCAAGUCCCAGGAGCAGGAGAAAACAAGCUUGUUCCCUCUUCCAUGUGACAGCCCUUGAGACAUUUGAAGAUUCAUAUAGAACCAGUUGUGCAUGUUCUUUUGCACUGCCGCUUGUAUCAGACGAUUCAGUCUAGUUCAUUAAUCAUUUGGUUGUUAGCAGGGAAUGGCAGUCAGAUGUAUGCAAGGUGACCUUCCUAAUGUUUACUCGGGAUGGGGAUAAGAUGGAGAUAGUAGCCAGGUUGCUGCAAAACACAACAGUAUUUUAAUUGUUAGAUGCAGAUUCUGCUAAUUGGUUUUAUUGUACUGAACCUUUCAGAAUCUUGUCCAUAUGCCAAAAAAGGUUUGAGAUUGACUAAGAUUGAUUGAUCGAAAUGGUAUUAACUAUGGGCUAAGGCAGAAGUUAGGCAGAAGUUUUUAAACUAUGGUCUGUGAGUUCCAUUUGGGAGGCCGGUGGAAAGGUUGCAGCAGAGUGAAAUUUAUCUGUACUCAGCUCCGCACUUACUUUCCUUGAUAUGAUGAUGGAGGACAGAAUUAUUAAAAGGUUAGCAAGGCCCUAGACCAGGCCUCAUGAUUCUCAUAAUGCAUUGGAUGAUGAUGGGGAAAGUGUUUUAUUUUUCACUUCCCUGUACGAGAUAGGAUUUUCAUCAUUUGUCACCCUCAAAUCCAAAUACAGAAAUGGGAGGACUGCCGAGCCCAACCCAAGGCUAAAGCUGACAAAGAUUGCACCUGACGUUUGCUCACAAAAACCUCUGAGCUGCAUCACCAAGGAAGUGCCACCACACUUGACAAAAUGCUUCCCACCAGUGCCAUCUGCUGCCAGGUGUGGAUUGGGGCACAGGGCCACAUGUGCAAAGUUGGAAGGAGGGGCACUGUUGGCAGGCAGUCCUGCAGGCGCUUAGCCAACCUGCCUGAAUCUCGGCAGUGUUUCCUUCCAAGUCAGGGUGUCCAGAGUGGGUUGCCUGGACCUCUCUGCUCCUGGGACGGGGAGGGAGAGCAGCGUUUGCGAGAAGCUUCCUCGUCUUUCAUUCUCUGAGAGGGAGAGGCGCCACCACUGUGCACCCACCUCUCUGCCACCACCAUGCAGCUUCUUCCCUGGCCCUGCCCACCCCCCCACCCCCCACUGAUGAGGUCCUGGGUUCAGGCUCGGUCCUCCUGACAGUGCCUCUGCGUGCCCGCGUGGCUCCUGCUUGCCUCUUCACCUAGUUUUUGGGAGCUCUUUGCUUUUCACUGCCUUAGAAAAUUGGGGCCACCUCACUUUUCACCCUAAAAGCCAGUUCACUUAUGAACCACUUUAAAAGCGCCUGUAGAACCCUGGGGAGAUUUUACUUCUUUAUUCCAUUGUGAGAACCAUCCAUUUAUUUCUACUCUUUGCAUCCAGUUCUAAUUAAACCAGCUACUAAUCCAUAAGUGGACCUUCCCUUUUAUCGUGUGAUAAAGUGCAGUUUAGGAGCCUUCAAUGAGGAUUUUAUCAAAAGCUUUUUAAAGGUCCAAGUACUCUGCCUGCUGAAUCACCCCUAUCCACAUUCUGUUUGAUAUUUUCAAAGAACUCUGAAAGGUUAGUCAGAAGCCACACUGAGUCUCCUUUAGCAAGGCUUGUUCUUUUAUGUCUGCCAUUCUCCAAGCUGGGGCCCUCCAGAUAUUUAUAGACUACCACUACGCUGACCAUUAGUUGGUUCAGGAGAAAAAUAUAUAGAAAGGAGAAUCCCUAAAGGCCAAGAUCCAAGUUUGGGGCAAGUGCCCUUUGGUGAGAGAACCCUAGCAGAGAUUUAAAAUCACAAAAUAUGCAGCAAAGUAAAGCAUAGAAACAUAGGCGUUUAGACCUUUAAAAUAUGUGCCCUUUAAAGUGAGUUCCAAAAUGUCCUCUUAAAAAGUCCCCCCCCCCAAGUUUCCCUCUUCCCCCAGCAUAGGAAAAGACAUUUGGUAAUUUUAAAAAUAUUUUACUUACAAUCUUUCCAAAGUUCAGAUUCAUGUGCUUCAGAAAAGAGGUUGCACAGGCAAUAAAACUUCACUUAGUUACAAAGUGGUGAAAGUUCCUAAAUUAUUGAUAUAGGAACUCAAGAAUGGCUGGUGAGAGCCAUAUAGCUGAGCUGGAACAACCAGCUCUAACAUCUUCAAACGUUGAGUUUCUCAGGUAGACUGGAGGUGAACAAUAGGCUUGAUUACCUAUUUCCUCCCAAGGUGAAGGGAAGUGACCUAGACUAAGCCUGGCAAGGCAGCUUACUCUAUGGCAAGGGUGGCCAACUCGCAAGAGACUGCAUUCUACACACAGAUUCAGGUCAAAGUUGUUGAGCUUUUUAAUAGGGAGGUGAAAAGCCCCCAGUUUUUGAGAAUUCGAGCCUAAGAUCAAGGGAGAAAGGGGAACAGCCGCUCAUCAAAAGAUCACUGCGGAAACAAACAGCCUCACUGAGUAAACUCCGUCUUCCGUUCUGCAGAUCUUGCAACAAUGGAGGGCGGGAGGAGGGGGCGGGUUCUGUUUUACCAGUGCUAAGGAAAGGGACCCAGCGAUCGACCGCGAUCUACCAAAACCUCACUGGGUCUACCAGUGAUCCCUCGUGAUCAACCUGUUGGACAUCCCUGCUCUAUGGUAUUAACCACAUCAUGCACUAAUUAGACUUAAGCAUGUUGGGACGCGGGUGGCGCUGUGGGUUAAACCGCAGAGCCUAGGGCUUGCCGAUCAGAAGGUCGGCGGUUCGAAUCCCCGAGACAGGGUGAGCUCCUGUUGCUCGGUCCCUGCUCCUGCCAACCUAGCAGUUCAAAAGCACGUCAAAAGUGCAAGUAGAUAAAUAGGUACCGCUCCGGCGGGAAGGUAAACGGCAUUUCCGUGCACUGCUCUGGUUUCAUCAGAAGUGGCUUAGUAGUCAUGCUGGCCACAUGACCCAAAAAAACUGUCUGCGGACAAGUAUCGGCUCCUUCAGCCAGUAAAGCAAGAUGAGCGCCGCAACCCCAGAGUCGUUCGCGACUGGACUUCACUGUCAGGGGUCCUUUACCUUUACCUUUUUUUGUUGGUUUUAUGAGACUGGUUAUCCAACACCAUUGGUCAUGUGGGCUGAACUAGGGCUGAUAGGCGUUGUAGUCCAAGCAUCUAGAAAGGCUGGUGAAGGCUGUUCUGUAUGAUUGAUAACUUUAUAUUUAACCAUGCUUUCCUCCAAUUUACAAGGAUCAGAAGUUAUGCUCAUGGUCCUAGAUCUUUCUUUUAAAAUUGGUGGUAUAUGCACUACUUUACAAUCGUCUGGUAUGGACAAUUUAGGGACAGCUUACAUAUUUUUGUUACAAGAUCAGCAAUUUCACAGCUUACCCAGGGAGUUUCACUUGGCAUCUGUCAUUACGUCUUUUUAGCACCAUGCAACGAGAACUCUUAAAAGCCCAAGUGAAUUGGAUUUAUUCUUCCACUACUAUUUUAUUUUUGCUUUUUCUAGUCUGCUGUUUUUACUGUUCGUAUGUGUUUUAUCAGUUUUACCUGAUUCGUUAGUUGUCUUGGGAGUGAUAAUACUGAAAGGCAGUUUUCAAAACACCUGAUAAAUAAUAAAUAGCAUUGACAUCAUUACCCCACAGGCUUUGAUUUCCUGCAAGGAACUGUAAAGUGUGAGUUCAAGGGAGUGGGGGGCAUAAGUGCUGGGGAAGACCACUACGUAUCAGCUGCAGUACCAAUUGGGACAGAAUUAGUAACCUUUCCCGCCACAGCUCUGUGUAUCAGCAUUGUGGUGUGUAGUUGUUGGUGCCUUUUGCCAGCCCUCUAUAUAUGAGAAUAUCUGUGAGUACAUUAGAGCAAGGCUUUCAUGCACAUUUCUUUGACACAAAUGUGGUUUGUUUUUGUUUGUUUUAAAUACAUUAUGAUAUACAAAAAAGGGUGUACAAUGGAAGGAAACUUUAUUUAAGAUGUGCAGUAUAGAACCUUUAAUAGCUGUAUACAUGAGAUCAGGGCUGGGGUCCAGAGUUCCUGUGCUCAUGUUCUGCAUGGCCCCAUCUAUAGUAAAUGCCCCCCCCCACAUGUCUAAUUGGUAUGUGUGGAAUGUGUACCCCUUUCUCUCUUGCCUCAUUCCCAUAAAAAUACCACGUUUCCUGUUUUUUGGAAUAGACAGAUAAACACAGAGAAUAAAGUGGUAUUAAUUGUGUGGAAAAGGAUUGUGAUAUUUUUGAUAGGAUUAUUUUUCAUGAAGAUUUUAGUAUAUUGGAAGUGCCACAGGAAAUACGAUACAUGCUGGCUGGUUGUUUGCCUUUCCUAUUUCUCUGCUUCAAGCUGGUAACUUGAAGCUUUUACAAAUCAAUUUUCAUACUUGUGGAACGGCUUCCUGGUUGCCAGUUUCUCAUCAAACAUUUCUGUUGUUGGAUGCUGACAUAUGUGGCCUGACCGUCCUAUGAACUUUGUAAGAAUUCAGUCAUAAUUAUUCUGCUUCAUUCAAUGUCUACAGCAACAAUUUGCCACAGUAUAGUAUGCUUGAUGUCAGAACUGCUCACAGAUUUUCAUUUUCUAUUCACCUUUUUAUUAUAUUUUUUUACAAAGCAAGUGCCAUAAAGCAAGCACUGUCUCCUCAGUAUUAGACAUUUGAAACAGGGUUCUUGUUUAAUAGCCAAGUGGGUAGCUUGCUCAUUUGUGGCACCCCUGCUGUGGAACUCCCACCCAAGGAGGCUUUUGUUUUAUUGUCUUUUAGGUGUCAGAUGAAGAAGACAUCUCAUUCUCUUAGGCAUUUUAAUUGGUUUGAUGUUGGAUAGUAUGGGGGAGCUGAUAUAUUUUAAAACACAAAUUCUUUGCUUUUUAAAUAGGUAUUUUAAAUGUAUAUCAUGCUAAUUCUGCUGUUUGUUUAUUGCCUCUAAAUAAUUUACUGUAUUUUAUUAUUGUCCUACUGUAGAUCACACUGUAAAGCAAUUUUGUACCAUGGCAUAGAAAUGCUCUUAAACAAACAAGGAAGCAAAUGUGAACUCCCAGAAGGGAGGUUUGUGCUCAGAGGCCAUCACCAUGUGGGGCAUUCCAGGGGCACAUUGGGGGAGCACUUUGGACCCUCCAGAACUGGAGCCCCCUCUCCCCCGACACUCUCGGGCUGAAAAUGUAUGCUUGCCUUGGAGCUGGUGCAGUUGUUUUCUCUCGCACUAGAGUCUAUAAGGGGAGAAUUUUCCGAGAGGGCUAACUGGUGGAGGGGGACCCUGGAAAAUCGACCCCUGCCCCUCCCUUCCUAGCUGGUGUGAGUUGGCAGGGCCUAGGGAGUGGCAGUUUAUCUUCCACAUAAUUCCAGCACCACCACCACGGCCGUAGGAUUGCUCUGUCCAUAAAUAAUUGUGAAGAUAAAAUAUGUAUCUGAGUGAAGGAAGGAGGCAGUUAAGGCACCAUAGAUGAAGAAUUAAGACCUCAGUUAGCAAUAACUUUCCACUCAUUUCUGGCUUAUCAUAAAUAUAAAACCCAGUUUCAUUUCUUGGCAACCUUGGACUUUCAGGGUGGCUAAUAGAACAAAGUUGUAACACCUCCUUUUGUGGCAUCUUCAAGUAGCUUCUCCUAGAGAAAUUAUACAGAACCAUUCUCUACAUGUUCUCUAUUAGUGAUCUCAUCAAAACUUACAGCUUUCAAUAUUGGACAUACACUGUUGAUAUCUAGCUCUUAAGCCCUGCCUCAUAACUUUCUCCCUCUUUCCAGUUGUGUAACUUCACCUGCCUGCUUGCUAUUUCUUACAGGAUCUAAAGGUGUGGACACAUCCAGAGGUUACAUUUGCCCUGCUUGUUGCUGUAUGGCAUUGCUGAGCCAGAGUUAAGUGAUCAGCCAAUAUGCCUAGAAUUUUUUUCUCUGUUGAGCCCCUAGCCAGCAACAAAAAGUGUGCUAUUUUCUCUGUGUACCUCUUAUAUUACUGAAUUUAAUUAGUAUUAUUCCACAAAUUUGAGAUCAACCAAUUCAUCCUGUGCAAUUUCCUAAUAAUCUGUAUUAACAAUGGCUUGGGGUUGCUGUCAUCUAAUGGUUAGAUUUUAACCAAAACAUUUCUCCUCACCCCCCAGGCUUCUGUAAAAUAUGCAAAUAUUUAAUAAAGUGGGCCCCAUCACUGAUUACAUCCACUGCUUUCUUUUCUUCAACUGUGCUGUUUGCUUUUAAGCAAAACCCUAACUAGUCCCUUUAAUGCACAUUUGACAUGCCUCUUUUAAAGCAGAAAUAAUAGUUUCUUACAUCAUAUGUAACCAAAUGUUCUGUGAAAUUUUAAACUGAUUCAAUCUGCUGAAUUUAAUUUUAUCUGGAAAACCAUCUACCUUCUAAAAAAAGGAUAUCAGAUUAGCUUUAGUAGCCCCUGUAAUGCCUUGCAGCUGUUUUCCUUCUCUGUCCCUGGCCCUGAUUCAGAAUUGCUAACAAGUAAAAAGGCAGAAUGAAAUCCAGCCUCAGCAACAUAGAGGGUAGGAUCCAAUGUACUGUAAGCAGGGAUCCCCUCCUGCAACAGGACUUCUCAUUCCUCUCCCCCCCCCCACAGCAGAUCCCAUGUGCGCCCCCCCAUCUGGAUGGGGACCCUAUGGAUCAGAUUUUGGGGUUACAUGAAAGGGUGGAGAAAUGCAACCAGACUCACAAUUUCUCCAGUGUCUAGAAGUGGUUCCAGUCAUUCCUGCAUUGAUGGAUGGAGGGGACGUCUCUCCUUUGUCUGAGUGGCAGCAGGGGAGUUGGGCAUCACAAUCUCCUGGAUCUUACUUUCACUUUGCAGUACCAGCAAACUUUAUGCGAAGAGGAAAUGCUUCGUUUUUGGCCUAUCUCCCUUCUCAGUCAAACCUAACAUGGGUUGGCAUAGUGCAGAUGCAUACAUCUUAAGUAUUAAAACGAUUAAAACUGUUGAGCAUUUAAAGUACAUCCACAGGUUCUUUCAUCUUCACCUGGCCUUUUGAACGCAUUCACCCCAUUUGAUCGCUUUCUUACUAUUUCUCCUACAUAACCCUUAAGUGGCUUUUUACUCAGUCAGGGUGUUAUGCUAAUACAACAACUACAUUGGCCAUAAUAGUAAUUUUGUAUCACAAAUAUUUCUCUCCUGAUUUUUCUUUGAUAUUAAGCAGCAAAGAUAAACCCUGUGGAUAAAUACACUUAAAGAUUAUUACUUAUCCAAUUUGGUAUGGGACCUGUGCUUCCUAUGCAAAUUGCUUAUAAUUAUUGCACUGUUGAUUGAAAGAAGUUCCACAUGUUUUUCUGUAUAUACAGUAUCACCUACCUCUCUAGUUGUUUUAGCUUCUCAACAUUGGUCCUGUUGAAAUUAAAUACUUCAGUUACUCUUCUAAUUCCAGCUACCUACCCACCUAAAUUUUGCUAGAAAAUAGUGAUGUCCCUCUCUUCCAUUUUUAGAAUAGAAUUGAGACUGUGUUGUUAAGAACAAUUUGAUUCCUCACUAGUCUUCCAAUCUGGGUUGGGAGAGGAGCAAAGUUGCUCCGUUAACUCUCCCUCCUGAUCACCCUUUUUACUACUACUACUACUACUACUACUACUACUAAUGUAUUAUUUAUUAUUUAUACCUCACCUAUCUGGCUGAUAUAUUGGUAGCACCAUGUAUACAGAACCAAACACCAUCCAUGGCAUUCAGUUAUAUACAUUUGAACAUAUAUAUGCGAAUCUGAAUUGAGUAAAACAGGGCUAGGAACAGCCUGCAGUUACUUGGAUUAUUAAUAUCAAUCCAAGGCUCUGCUACAUCUUUUCAGACACAGGAAUAACCUGUGGGAGUCAUCCAGUAGCUCUGCAAUUUAAUAAGAGAAGCAGCCCAUAGAUUAUCACUAUUUUGGGUCCUGUCAAAAGACAACAUUGUCUUAUCCCCCCUCCCACUCUCUCUAGCUGUGGAAAGCUGAGGGCAGCAUUCUUGCAUUUAUUUUAUUACCUAAUAGAGGAUGUAGAUCUUCAGACACAAGACAGCUGUGGUAUUGUGCUUAAUUUGUCUGGAAAAAAAUUAUGUUGAAGCUGAGGAGCUGAGAGUUAACCACGCUGUUUCCCGCCACGCCCCCCUAGGCCUGACCUGGUGGUGGAGUUGCUACAGCCAGGCGCAAGCACCACAGCCAAAGCACAGCUCCUUCUUGUGUGGAGUCAGGCUCCAAUGAAGGUGCCUGCUGUGGAGGUGCCUGUUUGUGCCCCCUCACAAAAUUACGCCCUGGGAUAUGGCCCCCAUGUGGUCCCCCCCCCCCACUAAGCCUCUGAUGCCUUGCCCAUCGGAUCAUUUUUUUAAUAAAGGUCGGAUGAAUGUUGAACAAUGUUGCUCUCAGGGAACACUCAACAGUUUUUCAAUCAGUGGGGAUGUCUUCUGAAGAUUGUUCAGAAACAGCACUGGAUUCAGAAUAUAACAAUUGUUAACUGGAACUUUGAAGGCACAUAAUGCCAGUUUUCAAAGAACGCUGACUGUUAGUUUUCUGGGCCAAGUUCAAAGUUUUUGAGUUUGAACAUCCACAAUGACUUGGAUCAGGGCGCCUUACAGAUCUGCUCUUGAAUAUACUGCCAUGUGUCUUACGAUGGUCCCAUGUGCAGGAGGCAGUCUUCCUGCUGUCUUCUGAAAGUGAGCUGAGAACCCACCCCUUGGCGCUUGCCCCCUUAUUGUGGAAUUCAUGCCUUAAAGAGCUGCUCUCAAUAUGUGGUUGCUUAGGUAGACAUUUGCAUCUGGAUAUGCUUCUAGAUGUUGACUUUGAUUUCUAAGAAUUUUAGCUGGCUCUGAGUUUUGUUUUUAUUUCAGUGUUCCUUUUAAAAUUAUUUUAAGACCACCUUGAGCAUUUCUAGUUACUAAGUGAGAUAAAAGUAUUCAAAUAAAUACAAAAAUAAAUUCAGAAAUGUUCCAGAUUUUACUUUUUCUAUGCCUGUAGCUUCAGGUGCACCACAAUUUUGCUUUCAAAUCAUUCAGCUAUUCAUUAGUUGCUUGUCCGCUCCCCCUGCCCCCACCCCAAAAAAUGGCCUGUUGUUUUGCAGGCAGGCUUUUCAAAUGCCUUCACUGUUUUCAGUAUCCAAGAAUAAAGCUCAAGGUUGCACAACAGGAAGGGCAAAGGAGGAAGACUUGAUGUGAUUCAAACUGUGCGGGAAGAAAUUAAAGCUCAACUGCUUUGAAAGAUGGAUGCCUCUCAGUAGGAACUGAAAGAGGAAUUACAUGUAAGAACAGAAAAUUGAGAUGGGUUGCUAGGAAACUGAUAAAUGAACUGGAAGAUAGGUUGAGAGGAAAAAUAGAACAACAGAUGGAACCUGUCUUUAGUGUCACAUAGACUGACAGUCAUUCCCAUGUAGCUGAAGGAGUAUGAAAUGUCGCAACUAAGCAAUGUGAUGGUGAAUUACCUCCUUCCCUACUGCUCUACAUGCUGUCUAAUUAUAUAAUACAUUGUCAUUAUUGCUGUUUAUAAAUAAACAAAAAUAGAAAAUGAAGCUAUUGCCAUUUCCGACUGAAUUAGGGUAGCAAGACAUAAUUAGAUCCCUUAAUCUAGAAUCCAAAGUCUCCAAGUUUAGAGCAGUCAGCAAGACUGCUUUGAUGACAGAUGACACUGUUCUACUCUCACUCUGCAAUGCUGGAGAGGGUGCUUGGGGUGACUGUGUCAAAAGCCCAAUGAUCUCCACUGUUACAAAAUGGAAAGGGCUUCAACAGGGUCCUCUGCCCUAUGUUCUGGAAAGCCCCCAAGAGCAUUCAAGAAUCCAUUGGAUUCCAUUAGUCUCUGAAAGUGAACCAUCUGGAUUGGUGGUGGUGCUUGGCCACUUAGAUUUUUCUUACAGCUUUGACAUUUUUUUUUAAUAUUAAGUGGUUUAUAAAUGCUUUUAUGAAGAAAUAAGGAACCAGGAGAAACCAGGAGGGGGGAAAGUUCACAUGCAAAUGCAUGUGCUUUAAAUGUAUGUCUGCGCAGCUUAUAUUAAAGGACUCAGAUGGGAGCAAAUUUUUCUGUUGGAACAGGGACUUGUACCUCUACUGUGUGUCCUGUAUCCUCUAUUAGGCUCAGGGUGCCAAUGGGUAUGACUGAUUUCUUUGGUUCACUAGAACCCUCCUUAUGUGGUUUUAUGACACUUGCUAGUAUCUCUCAGGCUGCUGGAAAAGCCUGCUGUCUCUUAUCCAACACUGUAAUCAGAAGCAGGCAAACUUACUUGUCAGUAAUUAAUUUUAUUGCUCAGUAACCAGGGAGUCAGUAUACAUCACAUCCAUCAGAUAAGCAGGUCAGUUGCAGAAGCUAAAGUUCUGUCCUCUCUCUCCCUUAUUUAUACCUCUCUCCUUGCAUUUUUUUUGCUGUGACUCAGCUUUUCUUAAUUGUUCUAGCCUUUUCACGACGCUUCAUUCCUGUGCUGAAAGAGGGAGGAGGAGAAGCUGAAUCAGGACUGUAUUGUGAAGCAGAAGACCCAGCUCCUUCUCCAUCUCUCUCAGUGUCUGUGGCCACCUCGAGCCUCUCCCCUUCCCCCUCACUCUCUGAUGAUGAUUCCUCCCUGUCCCACCACGCUGAACCUGGUUCAAAGUCCUCUUCCCCCUCAGGUGUCUCCUGAACCACUCUUCCUCGUCCAGCCAGUCCCUGACAGUGUGUCUCUCCAGUCAUAAAAAAACCUGGAAAAAGAAACCAUAGUUAAAGGGCUAAAGUAGUAAUAGUUACACAGAGGAGGAAUCAUGUUAAUGCCUUCAUGGGGAGGGGGGAGAGAUUAUGUUCUUAUUGAUACAAACAUAUCUAGAGGUCAGUCUCCUAAAGAAUCAGAGGCAGAGAGCAAUUUUGAUGUUCUCAAACAUCAUCUCUUAUACAGUGGUACCUUGGGUUACAAACACUUCGGGUUAUAGACUCCGCUAACCCGGAAGUAGUACCUCGGGUUGAAAACUUUGCCCCAGAAAUCGCGCCGCAGCAGGAGGCCCCAUUAGCAAAAGUGCGCCUCGGGUUAAGAACGGUUUCGGAUUAAGAACGGAUCUCCGGAACGAAUUCAGUUCGUAAUCAGAGGUACCACUGUACAGUACACUGCUAAUCUAUUCACGUGAGUACAAAAUAACCAAUCAAACAGUUACCACAAUUGCAGCAAUCUUUCCUAUGACAGUUACACAAUUGCAACACACUGUCAUCAUUCUUAAAUCACUUGGAGAUACUUAGAUUCUUCUGACUAGCCAACCCUAGCCAUCUCAUAAUGUGUGGAUACAUGUAACCAUCUUUCAGUGUCUGCUUUCAUUGUCUUCUAUUAGUGGUCUGCCAGCAUCUGAUUUCAGUUACCUAUGUUAAUAUUUUUGUUCUCUUCUCGACCUAGGACUUAGUGUAACUUCUAUGCUUGACUGAUCUUCUAGCGUUUAGUACACCUUCGUCAUAGCGUAGCUGUUUACAUUCCAUUCCUUCGGUAUUCUUUCACUGUUAUCAGUAGACAAGCUAUGCACAGCUUCUACCUUUUCUCUUAGGCCAGGGGUGGUCAUCCUGGUCCCUAACACCCACUAGUGGGAGUUUCAGGAUUCUAGGUGGGUGGUAGGAGUUCUACGGCAGCCUCCAAGGAUUAUGAAACACGUGUUUGUUGAGGAGCCUGUGCCACUAUCUCAAGAUGCAGAAGCUUCAUUGUAAUACUGUACACAUUCACAUCCCGAUAGAGACAAUAUUUACUCAGCUACCUACCUGUGUUGCCAUUAUGAUAUGGUGUGGCAUGUGUGCUUGAAUUAGCAGAACUCCUCAGUGUGCUGAAAUGUCUGGAGGCCGCGCACACACAAAUCAAUUCCAAAAAAAUAUCUACAAAAGCCGCCUUGAAACAAAGUAGGAAUAUGAGCACUUGGAAACUUCUAGGAUAUAAAGGGAUAUGAACAUUGCCUUAAACAUCCACUUCUAUUAAAAAGGCAACACAAACAAAUAGUAUGCUGGUGUGCAACCUAAAUAAAAAGCAACUGAAGAUGAUUUGCAAUAAAUGAUUUCCACAAGAAGAUAUGCUUCGAUAUUCUGAGCAAAUGAAAUGGAAAUGGCAAGAAUCAUUUUGGCUCAGGCCUGUUGCCCAUCAGCACUGGACUGACUUUCUCUAUGUAUCUGAGCCUCUCCACUGAGCAUAGAACCACCUCCUAGGGGCUGUGGGGGCUUUGGCCCCCCCACAACAAAAUAUUUUAGGUGGCUGCAACCCCACAAAGUUGAUGGCCAUUCCCAUUCAAAUUGUGUGUGUGUAAAUGGAUUAUGCAGGCAGGGCUUACCUGGGCCCCCACAAUAUUUUAUUCAAGUUUGCACCCCUGCCACUAAGUAGUAUUUUAUGGGCAUUGUACCAUUAACGGUCUAAUACUUUUCCUGUUCCAUGCUCUGAGGCCUAAAAAACCCCCAAUAAGUGUGCAGGCGGACAAGUGAACUGACUAAUUAUACCAAUUAGGAUGCCCCUUGGUUUCUUUUGGUUACAUGUGACUGAGGAGAACAGCAAUCAAUGUCAUUUUGACUUAGUGUUUGGGAAUAUAUAAGGAAUCUGAAGGUGUUUUGAGAAGCUGUUGUAAAAUGUACGUUAGGCAUGCUGUCAUGUCCAAUUUUCCUUCACAAGUUCUAGUUUCUGUGCUGUUGAAAAAUUGCUUAAAAUUCUGUUACUGAAUUCAUUUAUUUUUCAAACCCUUUAACCACUAAGGAGAGCCAAGUGAGAAGCAAUCGAAUGGUUAAAAAAACAAAACAAUCUACCGUAUUUUUCGCCCUAUAGGACGCACUUUUUCCCCUCCAAAAAUGAAGGGGAAACGUGUGUGCAUCCUAUGGGGCGAAUGCAGGCUUUCGCUGAAGCCUGGAGAGCGAGGGGGGUCAGUGCGCACCGACCCCUCUCGCUCUCCAGGCUUCAGGAAGCUAUCCACUAGCCGUGGGAGACAUAGCUCUCCCACGGCUGCGGAGAGCUUGCCGGCACCCAGAAGCUUGGGGCACGCUGAGCUCAGCACGCCCCAAGCUUCGGGUUUUGCGCAGUCCUCCCCUAGCCGUGGGAGAGCUGCGCAACUUCGCUUGCUCUCCCACGGCUUGCGGAUAGCAGCCUGUUCUGGGGGCAGGGGAAGCUCAGGCUUCCCCCGCCCCAGCCCCACACCUGGGGGGGGGGAAUAAUUUUUUUCUUUAUUUCCCCCCCAAAAAGCUAGGUGCGUCCUAUGGGCCGGUGUGUCCUAUGGGGCGAAAAAUACAGUAAGUUUCUCGCAUGUCAAGGGCUGUGAAAUGAACAGAUUAUGCAGAAUUUCAAAUCUUCACAAUCAUAGAUAUCUUUCAGAUGUUGACGUUAAUGCAUAAUUAUUUUUACCAGAUUAUUAUUUCCAUGGUGACUUUGCCGUCUUCCCCUGUGAUCCUAUUUAUGAGAUUUCUUACCUGCCCUUAACUGUAAGGUCCCAGGAUGGGUUACACAAAUGUAAUAUACAAUCAUAAAACCAGAUAAACCAGCUAUAAUUAUAAAAAAGUAAAACUUUUACAGUCAGAACAGAACAGUAUAAAUUCAACAAAAUAGGUAUGUCCCACAAAAUAAAAUAUUUUAACUGACAGAAACCAAGGUAAAGAGAGAUGUUUUGGCAUUUGGUGAAAGCUCAAUGUACCACUGUGGGGAGUGGGGUUGCCAGAGAGGAAGCUUACAGUACUGAGGGUGGCAGAACUAGCAUGAGACCCCCCUCAGUCUUAGACCCAAGAGGGUCACUAAGAGUGGAGAUUUAUUUCAGAUAUUAAAAUGCAUUGAAACGUAGGAUGGUUUGUGCAUGUUUUGGUGCGCCUCACCUGGUGUCUUGUUCUUCGAUCAUGUUCUCUCUUGUCCUUCCCCUUGAAGGGCCCCAUUGAGGGCAGAACUCACCAUUAUUUGUACAUCCACUAUUGUUUCUAUAGGCUGUUGUAUUUUGAAAAUGUCAAGGCUAAGGCUAAAACUGGAAGGAUACCUGUGUAUUUUUUACUCUUGGAGGCAAAAGCAAGUGUUCAUUUUCUGAUGGGUUCUUCCUACAAUAUAAGGUCAAUGUCUUCUGUUUCAUAAAUCUGGAUGAUGCAAAAUGCUGUGGAUUUAUGUAAAGCUUAUUUCAUUCAUAUUGUUACAAAAGUUGGGUAGCACCCCGCCCCUGCCAAGUGGUAGCAAGAUUUCAGGGGGCUCCAGGCACUUGCCGAGGGGUUGUGCUCCUUUGGGGAAUUGAAGAUGCUGCUGGGACUUUGAAGAAACACGAUUCAGCCACACAUUUACAGCUUCAGUCUGCAUGCAGGGAGUCCAGAUCUUACAGCAUGGUCCUUUCGAGAGGGGCUUGUUCCCCCACAGCAGUGCAACCAUGGAGUCCAAGGCAUUUUCCCCAGCCAGCCUGCUUGGCAUAGGCACUGAGUUGCACCCAACAUGUGGGCGGGGGCAGUGCAUGAUGUCACAUGUGUGACACACCUCCCCCUAGCUGGGCUGACUCAGCCUGCCAUCCCCCACCCACCACCAGCCACCUUUUUGUCCUGCCCCAUCCCUGGUGAUCCUCAAAAGGAGGCAGUAGGGCCAAGCAUCUUCUUCCCGGUGCGUCCUUUAAUCCCGGUGUGUGGUGGAAUUUUGGUGAGCCCAGGCCCCCUUCUUGAAAAUAUGGGGGACCCGGCUCCCAUGCCCUCCAUAGAUGGCACCCCUGGGUCUCAGUCUUUGUUCUCUGCUCCUUCCCAGCACACCUUGCUAAAGACACCCUUUUCCUGUCAUGUCUCACAUACCCCACCACCUCAGCAACUUCUGCCUGCCCAGGCCCAAAAUUCCCCCUAGAUGGGCCAUCAAGAAGAAGAAGGAGAAGAAGGAGAAGAAGAAGAAGGAGAAGAAGGAGAAGAAGAAGAAGAAGAAGAAGAAGAAGAAGAAGAAGAAGAAGAAGAAGAAGAGGAGGAGGAGGAGGAGGAGUUUGGAUUUGAUAUCCCGCCUUUCAGAUUGUAUUUGAGCAGGGCCUUCAGAAUUGGGCAGUUACUUUACCUAAAAUUUUUGUUUAUAACAGUUUUCAAAUGUAUAAUAUGUGAGCUGUAUAUCAGCUCUAUUUUGAAAUGUAAAAAUACCACCAUGCAUUUAAAGUUCUGUUUUCCACCAUACCAGGUCCUCAGAUUUUGGAACAUUAUAUACCAAGUUGAAUCUACAGCCUGGAAUUGCUACAGUCAUUGAAAAUUUCUACAUCUGCCCCACUAACAAAAAAAAGGUAAGGGGGUACUCUUUACUAUACAACUCAAUAGGUCAGCUCAGGAAAUGGCUGUCUUUACCUUCUACUUGGCCGAAUUUAGCUCCUGCUGGAUUAUGCCAUCCAUGUUUAGCUCAUAAAGGAGCAACUGUAAAAUAGGGAUUAAUGGAAUGCUGUAGAACUCUGUAUCAAUACCUAAAUAUCAUGUUUGAAGGAUGCUAGCAAUAAAUAGUUUUAGUAUUAACCAUAGUUUGGUUUAUUUAAUCUUACUCUUUGAGAUAUUCAUGUAUCUAGCAAGUGACAUAAAGGGUGGGAAGAAAGAACAAUAACAUGCAUGAAAAGGUAAAAAUAGAUAACCUUGCCUGCAGGAUCAUAAGGAAAGCUGGAAAUGUGUGCUGACAUGAGCAGAAAGUAACUGUAAUUUAUCUGAAAACAUUGUAUGGAACAAUUGAAGAAAUCUCCUCUUGGUUGCCUGAAAUGUUGUGACCUUUUGUGGAUGCACACACAAACUUCCCAUCUUUGCUCUUGGAACUCUGGAACAAGAGGCAAUGCUAAAUGUGAGUUUUAAAUAACAUAGCUGUGACUUCAAAUGAACGUUAUGAGAAGGUAACAGUUUUAAGAGCACUCAGGGUGCAUUCAGACGUGGAGAUAACUGCAUUAGAGUUCCUGGUCACUUCUGUUCUGGUGUCUGAUGUUCCUUUUACACUGCAUUCCCAGUUGCAUUAUGCAUGGAAUUGUGGCUUUUUGAGUGAGACAUUCAUGCUACAUUUAAUUCACACCUGUGGGUCAGUUGGGACACAACAGCAGGCCUCAUUAAACAUGUUGCCCCCACUCCCCACCCUUUAUGUAAAUGUGUGCUUCUGUUCCCCCAUGAUUCACCCAUGAAAGCAGUGGGAAAGAACUGUAUGCUGGGCAUAGGAGCAAACUCCUAGGGGCUGAGGGGUUUUCAGGCCCCCACUAAAAUAUUUGAGAGGCCUGCCCCCCCAAAGGUUGAUGGGCAAUGCCAUUCAAAUGGUGUCUGUGCACCAUGUCAUGUGAUCAGUUAUCCAGGGCAGGGCUUACUCUCCCCCCCCCCCAAUAUUUUAUUCCAUUUGGCACCCCAGAUGUUGGGAUUCUGCUCCCAAUUUUUUCAUCCCACAAAUUUUCAGGUCAACAGAAAUGAGUGCUAACCUUCUACUAGAUUCCACUGUUAUUUCCAGAAGUAGCUUUUACAUUGUGUGGAAGAUCACACAAAAUGUGAAAAUGAUCAAGUAAGGAAAUUUUGGGGAAAUGAAAUAAAACACUGUAUGAAUGCAGCUUCAGAACUGAAUAAUUCUAAGGAGUGUGGCAUGUACAAGAGAAGGGGCUUUAAAAAAGAGGAACAAUUGUAUUGUCAUCCAGACUAAGCUGUUCUCCAGUUGUUGCUUCUAAUAUCCCAGGAUUUUAUGGAUGCUCUGUAGGAAAGAUCUUCAAGUGGGAGAGGUUGUGGCCAUCAGAAUUAAAGGGUUGUGAAACAGUAUUUUAAUUGUUUUGGUUAAGAUGACUGAUUUAUGGUCUCUAAAUCAUAUACAAAGCUGUUUUUUCAGUGUCCUGGAUGUGGUGUUCAUGGUGUCUGUGUUCAGUAAUGUAUGUAACAUUAGAUUUUCAGGUGAUGUUCUGCUUUAUGAAAUGGGCUUUAUCAGUUGUCCUGCUUUAAAGGUAACCAUUUUCCUACGGGAGGUCCAAGUGAUACAACAACUCAGUUUAUCAUGAUGUGACCCAGAAUUGUUGAUUGGUGGUUUUAUUUCAGCACUCAGCUGUAAAUUUAAUAGAUUUUGAGGUUGGCAGAAAGCAAUUAUGAAGGCUUGCUGAUUGCUUUUGCAUGGUGUUGUGAACUGGCUGCUAAUCGGGUUGGAGGAAUAUAGUAAAUGCCCAGUGUAUGUUGAUGUUCAGGGUAUAUCCACAGUGUACAAGGUGGUCUAUAUUUUCCAGUGCAUGUGGAAUGGAGUGGACCUCAGUUUUCUGGUUCACACAUUGAAUUCCCCUAGGAAGACCCCUGGAUUUAUUCCAGCCUGUGACAUUUUGUAUUUCCAUUCUUUUGAUACUAAUGAGCUGUAAAAACACCAAGUUCUCUCAGUUUAGUUAGCUUUGAAGCUGACAAAACCUCUGAAAUCUUCACUUCUUGCUCUGAGCUUUUUAAAAAGUCUAGUUCCCAUUUCCUCUUUUUAGCACACUGGUUGCUUUGUUAGGAGUGGAGUUGGGCAUUUGUAAGAUUGGAGGACUUCCUGGCUUUCUGUGUGUCACCCUUGUUUUAGUGCCCAAGACAGACAAGAAUUGGUCUUGUUAGGAUGGGGCCAUCAGGCAUGCUUGAAGGACUGGGAUAAAUUACAGGCUGCUGUUAAAUGAGGUGACCCGAGCUGGAAACAUAUUGAUAAUGCCUGGUAAUUUGGCUUAUUUGUCUAUCAGUUGCUUCAAAAUGAUGUUUGAAGGCCUGAUCUCUGUUUUUCUGGAGCCAAAGAUGUAUAAAGCUGGAGUCUGGAAUGUAAUGAAUACUGCUUAGUUCACAUGACAGAUGUCAUUAAUUAUCGGUUGCCUUGGGACAAAAGAAUUGUGUGUGCCUUUGUGGUUUGUUCACUGGUUGUAAUGCUGUGUUACAGAAAUAUAAUGAAAGCAAUUAUCAUAAUAGUCAAGACACGAGAUGAUAAGGAUUUGAUUAUUCAAAGACUUGUCCAGUCAUCAGUUGACAUAUUCGAGGGACAUCACUGCAAUUGUUGUGGGUUCCAAUGGUGUCCCAUGGGUGUUUUCUGUCACAAGUGUGGAAGCAAAAUAUGUGCUUUUUUAAAAAAACCAUGUCUGAUAAAAAUGGUACAAUUGAGCUUUCCCAGCUGUAUGAACAUGAGAGUGUAAAAACACAUGGUUUUACACAAGUUGCACACCCAUUGUGUACUGCUGCCCUUUGACAAAUUACAAAGAUACAGGUCUUGUUGACUGAGCUGGUUUGAAGAUAAAAGAAAGGCAGGGAUAAGACACGACUUUGAGCAGGAGAAGGAUGGGCCACCAAAUCAAUACUAGUAAGAGAGGGGAUGGGAAUGAAAGAGAGUCUGGGAGAAACAGCCAAUGAAUUCUAUUGAUCUUGAAGGGGGCACUGGAAUAUCCAGAAAGAAAUGGCCGAGAAAGACAGAGAUACAAGGAAGACAGAGCUAUUGAUCAGUGCAGAGUCAGUCCAGAUUAAAUGAAGCUAUAUGAUCACACACAGAGAGAAAUGUACUCAAAAGAUGCCUUAAUGAAAGAACCUUGAGGAGAUAAAGUGGGGAAUAUUCUUAUGGGGAAUCUUGAAACAAUGCACAAAAAGUAUGUUAUCUAAGCACCAAGGACCAAGCCACAUAUGAUGUGGGAGCUCUGUCACUGAGACUGUAAUGCUCUGUAUGUUUACCUGGGAGUAAGUCCUGUUGAAAUCAUUGGGAUUUAUUUAUAAACAUGAUAUGAUUGCUACUUGAAUCUCCCAGGUACAAUACAAAGAAGUCAUGGGACUUGGGGCAGCAGUGCUGGAGAAAGGAGUGUUCAACUCUUCCUCUGUGUCAUUUUCCUCAUCAGUAUUUAUUCCCACCUGCAGAAACUGCUAAUAGCCUAGCUAGAAAAAAGACAGACACCAAACAUGCCCCCCAACCCAGCCAUUUUGGAGAGUGAUUUCGAGUUGAGGAAAUUGCACAAGGGCAAGUGCUGCUAGGCGCCCCUUCACCCAGCACUGCUGCCCAAGUCCACUCAGUAUCCCCACACCCAUAAGUGCUUUAAAGCUCUCACAUCAUCUGUGUAGUUUAGCCCUGCAAAAAUGAAAAGCAAGAGAAAUACAAAGACCAGGCAAGAAUUCCAGAAGAUUAGUGUGAGCAACUGUGUGAAAUGCAGAGAAGAAAUAAAGGAACAUAAGAAGAAAGAUGACACCUUGACCUUUAACUACCAACAGACCAUUUGACAUGUUUUGUAAGGGAGGCCUUAGCAGAAUAGUUUGAAAAGAAACCAGAUUGCAGGGAUUCAAUAAGAGAAACAGGGAGUGGAGGGAGAUUAAGACUGUAGGAAUAGACUAUAAGUAAUAAUAAUUUAUAUGGAAAAUAUAGCAAAGCAAUAGCUUGGGGAAAAGUAUAAAGAUAAAAGGUAUUUGCAAAGACGAAGACUGUAGCCGGCUUGAAAGGUACUUAUCAUGAGUAUCAUAGUGGGGAGCGUGGGAAAAUGACAAAGAGCCAGAGUUUUGGGCAACAUGAGCACCAGAAUCAGCUUGAGAGAGCCAAGUUUGACCAUGAGCCAAUAUGUGGAGAUGUUCCAACAAGAAGAGUUGCCGACAAUUACAAAUUUGUUAAACACUGAGCAGCAAUUAAGAAGGCCACAGAAAAAGAGAAGCAAAGAAAUAGGAACUUGUCAGUUUAAGACCGAUCAGAUAUGAAGAAAGGAAACAGUGACUUCCAAGGGAUAAAGAAUGAGAGAAGAAAAAAUCAGGACAGUACAUGUAGCAAGGUAGGAAGGCGAAAACAAAUGCACAGAGGCAUACAAAGCUAAGCUAGUUCAAGGGCUGGUGAAGGCCAAAUGCAGCUGCAGGGUGAUCUGGUCCCAUGCUGCUCUUGUAAGAACAUGUGAGCAGGUGGAUGGUGAACUUACUUCCUACACCAUUGUUGCUUAUCAGGGCCAGUAGUACUAAUGCAGAAGGUAGCCACUCCAUCCUGCCCACAAAGAUGGUAGCAUGUUACUGGAGCUGCAUAGAUUGGAAGAAGCAGCAACCACGCUCACACUGCCAAUAUAUCUUUUGAAUUAGCCUUAGAAACAGCAGUUGACUGAAUAUAUGGGUUGCACAAACAAGACUGGAGAGUGCAGAUAAAUUGUGUGCCAUAUUGUAACGUCCAGAUAGCCACAAGACCUCACACUUUUCAUUUUUUUGGAAACAUUUCCUUAAAUGGACCCACAAGAAGGACCCGUGCUAAGCAUGCUGCAAAAUCAGUGCUGUCUUUUUAUGCGUUUAACCAGUAGUGGCCAGUGGGGGGGGGAGGAGCUGGCCUCCUGAUAGUGGCAUCGCUGCAGCUCCCAUGGCAGAGCCAGCCUGGUGCUCCUGGCCUCAACACCACUCUAUGAUGCCAACCUGCAGCAGCAUCAAGUGUUGGGAAGGAGGUCCCGCAGCUCAGCCAUGCCGCACUGGCUGCUACCACAUUUCAAUAAAAAAGUUUGGUGGCCGUUUCCCAGCGUGUGGCUGCUGUCACAUGCUGACAGCUCCUAGAAGCCAUAGGUGAGAGCUGAGUGCAGGAGCGGGGGAGCAAAGGUGGACAAACUACCCCAGAAGGAGCAUGACGUGUCCCCCACCAGAGGUACUACCCCUCCUCUAAGACCCCAGACACCCCAAAAGAUUGCAAAGAUUGUUGCUUCUGGUGACUCAUGUGACGGAAACCAAGCCCCCCCUCCAUGGUGAUACAUGAGUGCCAUCAUAUGUGCUGCCACCCCUCACACAGUCGCCAGUGCAUAGGCAUAAAUGCAAUGAUAUGUCUCCUCACAUACACCCCCCCAAAACCAAAACAGAUUCCUGAAAACCUAAGCAGAUUUCUCUAAUAAAGGCUCACAACUGUGAGGUCUUAAAAAAUUUAAGUGUCAAGUUGUCAAAACUUGUGCUGUCAAAGUUGUUGCACCACAGCGCCCCUAGUGGCCACUCCAUGGUAGUAGCAGGCAAUGCCACAGGUUUCAAUGAAUGAAACACCCCACUGUGCAAUUGUCGCAAGCAGCACCACGGGAUAGGGGCCACUCUUAUCUAUUUAAACUGAAGCAAUUAAUCAAGCUUGUUUUGCUACAGAAAGUUUGUAUAUAUGAAUGUUUUGUAAAUGAUUUAUUCUAUAACAUAAACCUCCAAAAUUACCCCCACACACUUGUAUUCUGGGAAACCUCUGCUGCCAUAAUCCCCUAAGUGUAAGAUUCCCAGUUCAUUUCCAAGCACAAUUCAAAGUGCUGGUGCUGACCUUUAAAGCCCUAAACAGCCUCGACCCAGUAAACCUGAAGGACCAUCUUCAGCCCAGACACUGAAUUCCACCUCCGAGGGUUUUCUGGCGGUUCCCUCACUGCAAGAAGGGAACCAGGCAGAGGGCCUUCUUGGCAGUGGCACCCUCCCUUUGGAACACCCUCCCAUCAGAUGUCAAGGAGAUAAAGAGCUACACAACUUUUAGAAGACCUUUGAAGACAGCCCUAUAUAGAGAAAUUUUUAACAUUUGAUGUUUUAUUAUGUUUUCAUAUGUACUGAAAGCUGCCCAGAGUGGCUGGGGAAACCCAGCCAGAUUUGCGGGGUAUCAAUUGUUGUUGUUGUUGUUUGUUGUUGUUGUCAUGUAGGCUGCAGCUUGUCAGGGGAAGGAUCUGGGCAGGGUUUCUCCAGCACAAUGGUUCUUGAUGGAGAUGAUUGAGGUGGUGUAUGGCAAUGAUUGCCCAGACUUUCCAAUGAACAGGAUGUACCAAUCCUGUUGAUUGCUCAUGUUGUUAUUUGAAUGUAACUGUUUGGAAUGUUUCAUGCAAAUUCUGUCUGGAAAGGUGUAAGACAAAAUGUUUGGUUUGACGCAUUGUGAUAUUGACCUGUCUGACUUGCUGUAACCCCUUCUAAUUUUGUGAUGCACCUUUGAUGUUUUCUGUGCCACAGAUGCUUUGCUUAUUGUUUUGUGGGAAAUGUAAACCUUCAGAAGGCAGAACAUCCUUUAGGUUCUCCUUUCUUUGCUUUUAGAGAGGUUGAAUCUUUGUCACGACUAAUAAACGAUCAAAGGCUUAACAGCCCACUUUGCUUAUGGAUUUUUGCCUGGUUGUCUUUUCUAUUAGUCUUCUGCUCUGACUAGGGAGCCUAGCUUCUAUAGAAAACCUCAGGACAGCAAGCCCCAAUUUCGUGUUGCAACGGAAAGCAAAUUGAUAACACUCACAAUGGCAAUGCUAACUUUCAUCCUUAUUUCUGACUGAGUUUACAGUAGGUUGCGAAGAGCCAGGAACUCACUCGUUCCUAAGAUCCAGCCUGGCUCCACAUGAAGCAUCUCAGUUGUCCCCAGGGAUGUCAGUUGAAUUUGCAAUAUAAUGUGCAACAUGGCUUUUCCAUGACUGUAGCUCAAGCAACCUGACAUGAAUAUAUACAGAUUGGAGGGUGGGAGAGAGCCCAGCAGUCUUAGCUGUUACUCAAGGGGACGAACUGAAAUGAAUGAACGUGACUAAGUUAUGUCCAUCAAUUUCAAUGGGUCUACUCUGAGUACAACUUAGCUGACUGCCAUCCAUUUCUAGCUGACUAGAAGUCACAGGUUUGGAGAAAGGCUGAUCCACACAUUGCAUUCUCCAUGUGUGACCACAGAUAGCUUUGGACAGGUUGCAUGGAGCAAAUUUUGAAUGUCUGAAUAAGCACUUAGACGGUUUCUGAUCUCAGCAAGGUAAGAAAACAUUGCUGAGAAGUUAGCAAAAAGCAUGGCUUACAUAUUUGAAUACCAAAUAGGUUGCAGUUCUCUUUGUGCAUUGUUGAUAGAGAUGUGAUCGCUUUCUUUCAAGUUCUUUCUCUCCAUAUAGCUCUGGUACCAAAGGGGGAGAAAUUUGGUUCCAUUUGCUUUUUAAUGUAAACUGUCUUAUUUUCAUUUUUCAAACCAAUAUAUGACUAUGAAAUGCAACCACCUUUCAAAAUCUAAUUUCCAAGGUUUCAUUAAAUUUAAAAUUUGGUAAAAUUGAACACUGCCAUGAUGUCAGACGUGCCUGUGAUAUUAGCCACAUCCUGCCAGGCAUGUGUGACACCAUGAGAGUUUUCGGUUUUACCAAAUUUUCCAAACUAGUGAAAAAUUGGAUAUGAACUUGCUUCCAACUAAAAUGUUGGAAAGUCAGUGUUGUUGAAAGGUCACUAGGCAGCACUGAAAUCGGUAGCUAGACAUGCUCCUUUUCUGUUACCAGUGGUUUGCCCAUCUAUUGUAUUUUUUAUAGAAGUGAGACACUGUUCUUUUCCAGGGGGUUUGUGAGAAAUGUGCUACUCCUGUGGGUUCAGCCUGUCAGCUGUGGUCAUUCUCCCCCAAGCACAUUUUCUGAUUAUUAAAAAUGCAUGAUGUGCUAAGGCCCGCAGUUCUUCUUUUUUUUCCUGCACCUAAAAGAUCUGCUUCCCCAAAGUAUUGAAAAAUUUAACACGUUACUGGCAGAAUGUGUUCAGAAGAUCAGUUGGUGAGUCUGUGUUAGCACUUUCAGAGGUUUUGUGCCGUGAAUAUACUUAGUACAAAAGUCUUGUAGAGGUUUCUGAUCCUGAUUCUUGUUAUGCACUGUCCUUCUCAAAGCUGCACACCUGCAGUGCUGUGACUAGUAAGUUUCCUGGCCAGAAGUUGUCGGCUAUACAACAGGUCAUCUCUUGCUGUAAAAAGAAAUAUAAACCCCCAAAUGUAUCUUGUGCAUUGCACUCUCUCAUCUUGACCACAAUGCCCUCUUCUCUGUUCAUCUUUUCGUGUGUUGCCCUACGUUUUCUUCCAUGCCAAAUUCACAGUAUAUUCUCAUUUUUGUGUGAAGGAGAAAAUACUAUGAUUUCUCAAAAGGCAAAUAAUUAUAGCAAAUUGGACUCUGCUGCCUGUCAAACCUAUAAUAGCUGGAGAGAUGUAAGACUCUGCCAAGCAAAGGUGAUGAUCUGAUUUACAUUCCCAAAUUCAAUUCAGAUCAAUCCCCAAAGGCAAUUUUGACUUAAGCAAUGCUUUAGAGGGAUAAAGGGGGAGUUCCAAUCCUACAACAAAGAGUAUUGAGAGCUAUGAUAUGCCACUUAGGAUUUCAAAAUGCUUAUAAUCCAGGGGAAGGAAACCUUAACAUUUCCAAAAUAGUAUCAUGGAACAUGAUAUGGGUGACUUAAUACAAUUGUAUAUGGAAAGCAAGUAGAACGUUUAACUGAAUUCCAUAUUAUACUCCUCUGGAAGACAAGGAUUUUAUUGUCAAAUUGGAUUUCUCCUCAGGGGUAUGUAACUUUUAAAACCUGAGCUCUUGCAUCAGUCAGGAAAUUAAUAUGAACAUAAAGCAAUCCUGCCAGCUCCCAUAGUUUUGUCACUAUAAGCACACAAAGUUGGUAUAAACAACCACAUUUUGGGAGGGUGUGUGUGGAAUCUAUAAGGUCUCGGUCUCUCUCUCUCUCUCUCUCUCUCUCUCUCUCUCUUCCUCUUCCAAAAUUAUCAAAGUAAUCAUCUGCCAAAGAUUUAUUACUUUGGUAAUAUUUACUAUAUGCCGUAUGCUGCUGGGGAACCAGUUGUCUCCAGCAAGGAAAGGGUUUAGAUGGGGAGAAAACUAGCUGAGGAAUCCAUUAUUCAGAAUGCUUGUUACUUCCAGCCAUGGCCCUGUGUUUAAGAAUGAGUUGGCUGAACGGGAAAUUGGUGGGUGGUGGUGGUUAAGUAGGUCAUACGGUUCAAAAUGGUUCAAUGGAUCAAUUUGAAACUUGGCAGUAUAGAAGAGGUAAGUUUGAGGAUGCCAGAUUUCAAGCAGAAAGGAUGACAAAAUUGGUUAUUUUAAGAGAUUAAGUUAUUUACAUGGUUUACACUGAGGGAAAGUAAUUUCUGUCUGCCCAAGAGCCCCAUUCUCCCCCAGUGCCAAUUCUAAGUCAUGUAAAGAACUCAAGUUGGAGUAAAACCAAGAAAACAUUUGGGCAACUUGAUGAUAUGUUUUAAAAUAUAUUAAAAACAAAAACCUGUAACAGGGUAAACAUUUUCUGGUCUGGAAAUACUAUUGUGGGGAAAGCAUCACGUUGAUAUUCUGUUUGUCAGACCUCUUAUUGCUUGUGUGUGGUCUUUGAUUUAUUUUUGCAUCUUUCACCUCCAUCGCAAAAGGGCACAAAUAUCCACAUAACAACGUAUAUGCAAGUUUCAUGCAAAUUUGUGUGUUUUGUGAAUGCAGCAGAAAUCCCAAUUCACAUAGGCACACAAAAUCCUGAUGGCACUCCUGUUCAAAAGUAUAUUGUAAAGUUGUUGCAAGGGCUUCAUUUCAUAUGGAAGGAAACCAUCUGUUUCUUGUAAAACUAAACCGGUGGUGCAACUGCAGUGGAGUAAAGAGCAAAGACAUUGAAUAUGUGCAUUUGCCAAAGUGAUUUUGGAAGCUGGGUAUGUUUCGCCUGGAAAAGACAAGAUUGAAAAGAGAGGGUAGGAGGGUAGGACUCAAACCAAUGGCUUCAAAUUACGAGAAAGGAGAUUCCAACUAAAUACUAGGAAAAACUUUCUGACAGUAAGAGCUGCUUGACAGUGUAACGGUCUCCCUCAGGAAGUUGUGGACUCUCCUUCCUUGGAGGUUUGUUUUGAAGCAGAGGUUGGAUGGCCAACUGUCAUGGAUGCUUUAGCUGAGAUUCCUGCAUUGUGUGGGGUUGGACUAGAUGACACUUGGGUACCUUCCAGCUCUAAGAUUCUAUGAUUCUCUUAGAAUCCCUUUUAUAAAUAUAGAAUUUUAAUGGCACUUGUGGGUGUUCCCAGGCAUGCGAGAACAGAAUCCCUGUGCUAGGAAACUGAACCCUGCAACAUUCCUCAGCUGAAAAUAGGGACUUUUCUCAGCCCAACUCACCCAACUGAUAAGCGUCGGCUCAUCCUGAGCUUGGCAGCAACAGCAGCAGCACUAACAGGGAAAUAGGGACAUUCUGGGAUCAAUUCAGAGGCCAGGAUGGCUUUCGUAAUUCCAGGACUGGCCCUGGAAAAUCAGGAAAAAAGAUUCCAGACCUUUGGGUAAUAUAGGUCCAGUGUGGAGUGGAUCUUCAGUACAUGAUCUGUUCAAGCAUUAUGCCUUUACAGUAUAUGAGCCACACCACUAAAAAUGGUGAACUGGUACCAAUUGGUGCUGGAUAAAGUUGAAUGUAUGUGGUUUUUUGUUUUUGUUUUUUGCAAGAUUUAUACCUCAGUAGUUGGAAGAUAGGUGGUAAUCUUGCAGUUUUCACUGUCUUACAUAUUUUCAGUGAUGCUAAAGUUGGUGCCCAGUUCCUUAUGCAACAAAGAGCCAAACUAAUAGCCUCAAUAGUUUAUUUGAUCCUACACCAGAAAAUAUGAAUUAUAAUACCCCAUAUCGUACAUUGCAAUCACUUCUCCCCUUCAAUAUGCAUUAUUGUUUGCUGGGAUAAAGAUUGUUGUUCCUGAGCACUUCAGUGCUUGAUGACUUCAGCCUGCUGCUAUGAAUUAGAGGACUGUAGCUUUGCACCCCAAAAGAAGCACCAGGCCACCCCCAAACGAUACUUCCACAGCACCAGGGGAUUGUCUCCUAGGACAUUCCAUAGAGUUUUAUCUCACCCACUGCUUCCUUUUUCUGCAAGGCAUAGUCAUUGCCCAAGUCAGCCCAAGGCAUUUUGGCACCUAAGGCGAACCACAAAAUGGUGGUGCCACACCCACAAACACCCAGGUGGCGUUGGAGGGUGCUGCUGAGGAGGAGGCAGAUCUGGCCUCCAAGACGUGCACCACAGCCAUCAGUGCUACUGCAGCAGCUGCAGCAGGCAAUGGAUUCCUUGGAGGCCAGAUCUGCUGCCCCUGUGAUCCUGCUGCCUGAGGCAGUUGCCUCGCUUUGCCUCAUGGGUGGGCCGACCCUGGUCACUGCCCUCCAUGACAGUAAUGGCCACAGCUGCCACAAAUGUUCAAGGGAACUGUAGAUUUGCUCCUCCAAAUAAGCAUUGGGUCACUUCCCAAAGACAGCCCUACAUAGUGUGCAUGUUUGCAAGGGAGCCCUGCAAGAGGAGAAACAUCUGGCACGGGGGAUUUGAAGUUGAGGAGCAGUGCAGUUCCCUGCAAUUCCCUGUUCAAAAUCACAUUCUCCAGUAGCCAGUUUUCUUAGCCAAUGUAUCUUGUCACAGCAUUGUUGCACACUUGAGUGCUCCUGUGCCACCGAAAAGUCAGUCCCUCUUACUCUCAGUUGCCACAAAGUACAGUUCAUAACAUGCCCCUCAUUCAUUUCCACUGUGUAAAUGCAAAUAGGACCAAGAAUGUUUAUUGUACUACUGCAUUACAGGACUCAAAAAGUUGAUUGCAUUCUACCUAAUAUGGAAAUUUUCAUUUACUUCUAAUAGGGCUCCCUCAUUAACUAUUCUUCUAAAAUGUCAACCUGGCAGCCUUUCAAGUGGGAAAUUGAUUUCUUUUGUUUUCUGUUUUUUAAAAUAGCAAAAGGCUGAUCUUCAGGUUGGGCUAUUUAUCUGGAAGAUGCUCCAGAGGUGAAAACUAGACUGUCACAUUUAUCUCACAGUUUCAGCAAUACUCAGUUAUUGCUACAGUCAGUUCCCUGGGCGUAUAUGUCUGAGAGUUAAAAACAAAAAACCAGAAAAGAGAAUGAGAAUAUACACAUUCCCUUUGGCACAGCUUUUGAAGGGAAUCUGCAUAAAAUGUUUCCUCUAAUUUCCCUUUCCGUGCCUAAAUAAAAAACACUAUUUUUGUGUAUAACACUCAGUCACUUGAAGUCACCCUAAUAUAGAUAAGCACAUUUAUCCUUGCCCUUAUAAUAGAACCUGUUAUUAAAUUGAUGGCAGCAGAUGGCCAUAUUGUUGCAACGUGAAGAUGUUCCCAUAUGCUGUUAUGAUAAAAUGGUGGUUUGUUGUUGUAUCUCUUCAAGCCAUAAUUCUUCCAGGGCUUAUGGAAGAGUGGCAGUGCUGUAUUUCUCAAGCCUAGUGAAACACAGGAACCUUCUUUGUACCAAGACAGACUAUUCCAGCUGAGUUUUGUCUGCAGUGAUGGGCAGGUGUCAGACUUGUAGGAUCUACUUCGUUUUCUUCCCUAGAACCUUGAGAUCUAUUAGCCCAACGCAUGUAAUAGACCCCUAGAUCCAGAACUCCAUAGUAACAGGUGCUUCCAGUGCCCCAUUUAUUUAGAGGCAUAGGAGGGGGUGGGGUUGAGGAGGCAACCCAUUCAUGUUUUUCUCUUUUCACCAGAUGACACAGUUGUGUAGAGGACAGGAAAAGAUAAGCCUGAUGCAAGGUGUAUUGACAUAAGCAGUGAUAAAGGGAAUACUGUUUAGCUCUUGGAGAUAGUUGUACAUCCUUUAAGCCAAAUAUUCAAAACAACCAGUAGGGGUUGAGAGGUGGUAUGGAACAAUUUGCCAUAGGUGCAAAUUGACUUUAUUUGUCUUGAGCAAUUUUAGCCUUCAAUGUGAUGCCACCUUUGCCCCGUCAAAGCCUUUGGAUGAAUGCCAAGGUUAAAAUAGAAAUUGAGAUUAGUCUAUUCAGCUACGAACAUUUGAUUGUCAAUCACAAUCACUAUUUUGAAUGACAGUGUGUGUAACUGAAUGUUGUAUUAACACAAUAAUUAACACAAAAAUACAGUUUUCAUUUACCUGGGUAAUAAUUAUUUGUUGAUUGGAAUACUUAAAAUACCAGUUUUUUCUGCCCUUCCUGAGACUUUCAAAGUAGCCGACAAUCACCAUAAAAAAAUCUACCAAUAAAACAAAAACAGCAACAGCAACAGCAGUCUUCAAGCAAUCUGCCAAAAAAAAGAGAAAAAGAAUAGGCAGAAAGGUUCAGAGCCUGGGGUGCCACCGCUUUCUCUCUGCCUCGGAGGGCCGUGGGGCGUGGAGCAGACCUCCCCUGAUGAUCCAAGCAUGUGGGUGGACUCAUGUGGAGAAGGUGGGCCUUUAUAUAUCCUGCUCUGGAACGCUUUAAGCCAGGGGCCAGCAAACUUCUUCAGCCGUGGGCCGGUCCACCUUCCCUCAGACCACGUGGUGGGACGGACUAUAUUUUGAAAAAAAUAAUGAACGAAUUCCUAUGCCCCACAAAUAACCCAGAGAUGCAUUUUAAAUAAAAGCACACAUUCUCCUCAUGUAAAAACAUGCUGAAUUCUGGACCAUCCGUGGGCCGGAUUGAGAAGGCGAUUGGGCCGCAUCCGCGUCCCCAGGCCUUAGGUUGCCUGCCCCUGGUUUAAGCCUUUAAAGGUUGAAAGCAGCACUUUGCAUUGGGCCCAGAAACAACUGAAUUUAAACUGGUUUUGUUUUGUCUGAUAGUUUGAAUCUUGCCAGCAUUCUUACUGUUGUAUUUGGCAUUCAACUGAUGUUUGCAAAUACAGUUGGAAGUUAUGUAUAGCUAGAUCUUGCUAGGAUGCUACUAAGGCAGGCAGUAAAAUAUAUAAGAAAUCAACCUUUUCAUUAUAAAUACUUUCGGGGUGGGGGGAGGAGAUUGAUCCUUUGCUUGCACAUUUUGAAAUGUAAGCAUGGUUUCAGCAUAAUUUUUGAAGAUGCUCUUUUAUUAAGCUUAUUUGUGAUACUUCUUCUUUUUUCCGAUAUAAAUAAGCUUGCUUCUUACUCUUCUAUUAACUACAGUGGUACCUCUGGUUACAAACUUAAUUCGUUCCGGAGGUCCGUUCUUAACCUGAAACCGUUCUUAACUUGAGCUACCACUUUAGCUAAUGGGGUCUCCCGCUGCCACCGCGCAAUUUCUGUUCUCAUCCUGAGGUAAAGUUCUUAACCUGAGGUACUACUUCCGGUUUAGCGGAGUCUGUAACCCAAAGUGUCUGUAACCCGAGGUGUUUGUAACCCGAGGUACCACUGCAUAAAGAUUUUUCUAGCAUCCAUCUCCAUGUAUUUUGUAUGAAAAGGAAGCUACCAAAUGUGACAAUGUAACCUACAUUCUUUUUCUUACCUUCUGAAUUUUUGCAUUAUUGUUUUCAGUGACUGCUUUCUAUGAACAAAUGAACGAACAAUUGAUGUGAGUUGUCAUGACAUGAUGUGCCUGGGGCACUUUGAUCAGUCGUAAUUUUGUAGACCAGCCAUGACCUUCCUACCCUGUUGUCAUCUUCUUCUCUUUACAGAAAUGAUGUUCGAUGCCACAGUGGCACAUGCACCCGGGGCUAUUACUUAGAGGCUGCCAUAAGCAUUGCUAAUUACAGUAAUUACUUUGGCCACAAUCCAGCCAAAGUUAAGCACUUUUAAGUCCCAUUGAUUUCAAAUCAAACUAAGUGCCAGCAUAACUCCCUUCCAUUUAAAUCAAUGAGUUUGAAUGUGAUGUUUUCACACACAAAGUAAAACCCAGAAGCAUCUAAUCGAAUCUGUCUGAUGUUUCAUGAAGGCAAGCAAAUUACUCUAUAAAUGUUAAAUUUACCCAGUCUGUAUGGAAAUAACUUUUAUAAAAAGAUUAUCUCAACCAAUUAGUUUCCAUAUUUAACUUUUUCUGGGCCUUUGCCUCCAUUGGCGAAAGCCAUAUGGGUGUUUUCCUUUCUAAAAGAUCUUUAUAUUUUAUCCAAAUGUUAUAUAAACAUUUUCUAAUUACAUGAUUUUUAAAACCAUUAUGGGCCUUUAUCUUGUCAUACCAUAGAUAAGCAUGCCAUCCAAAUACAUUGUCAAAUUCCUCCAAGUCUAAAACAUCUGCAUUAUCUAGUUGUAUCCAUUCCUUGACCCAACAAAAGGCUGCAGAUUCAAAAUAAAUCUUCAAAUCUGGCAGGGAAAACCCCCCUCUUUCUUUAGAAUCUGUUAAUAAUUUAUAUUUAAUUCUGGGUUUUUUCCCCUGCCAGAUAAAUCUAGAUAAAACUUUCUGCCAUUCUUAAAACGUUUCACAUUGCCAAUAAUUGGGAGGGCUUGAAACAGAAACAACAUCUUUGGCAAUACUUACAUCUUAACCACAGAAAUCUGGCCCAUUAAUGACAAUUUUAAAUUCGACCAAAUCUCCAGAUCUCAUUUCUGACAUCUCUAUGUACAAAAGUACAUUACAUCCACAGCGUUCGCCUGCUUGUUCCACCAAGCUUGUAACUCUUAUCAAAAAGAGACAUGAGAUUCAUCUGGCAUGACUUGUUUGGGGAACUUUAAAAGAAGUAAUUGCUUCCUUCUAACAUUUUCUUGUCCCUGUUGCUUGCAUUCUUCUAAAAUGCAGACCUCACAAUGGAUUCUUUGUUCUGGUUCCAUUCAGCUCCCCCUCCCCAUAAGGCAUGUCUGGUCCUUGAAUUGUGCAUUGUGCAAGGGAGGGGGCCCUUGAUUUGCCAUGGCCAUGGUGAGCGGAUGUGGAGGCCAGUCCCAUUUGGUGGAGCAGGUGGGGAUGGCGACUCUUCUGCCCCCUGCCUUCUCACAGCUGGCUUUCCUACUCCCACACCCACUAAUGGUAUGAGGCAAACAGACAAAACUUUUAGUCAUUUUGGUGUAGAUCAGGCAUGUCCAACAGGUAGAUCGUGAUCUACUGGUACAUCGCGUGGUAGAUCCUGGUUGACCUCUAGCUCCUCAGCGAUCUCCUUACAAAAAAGCAAAAAGGGAAAACAAAAAAAACCCCACCAAAUUUGGCUUCCUAAAAAAAGCUCAAGCUCCACAACUUUGGCUUCCUAAAAAAAGCUCCACAACUUGGGGUGGAUCACUGCCAGUCUUUUUACGACAAUGGGUAGAUCACUGCCAGUUUUUUUUUACUGUGAGUAAAUCGCAGUCUAUCGGGAGUUGGACGUCCCUGGUAUAGAUAAAUACUGUUCACAUGGAAUCAUACCUGCAGCGUCUUAUCCAAGGAGGCGCACAAAAUUAAUAUGCAUGCAAUGUGAAUUUUCCAGUAGCCAAAAACUAGAAGGUAUAAAUUCUGUUGCAUUACAUUUUAUGGGGUUUUUUUUAUUAUUAUUAAAAGACAUUUCUUCAUACCACCUGUUACACAGAACAUAUGCUGACAGUGUACAAAAAUAAGCUCAUAAUUUGGUAACGCUCCCAAAUUAACAGCAGUUGCACGAUAUUUCUUUCACGUAGUUAUUAAAAACCACAGCAGAGUACUUCUGGAAUGUGAAAUUGCAUAAUAGUAUGGGAUAGAGGCUAGAACAAUACAGAGAGAAAUUUAAUGCUGCCAUCUCCAGGUAGCACAUAGAAUAGCAUAUGUCAACUGAGAUCAAUUUACCUAAAUUCAUGUUUUUAAUGAGUAAUGGAGUGAACAGACUCCUCCGUACGAUUAUAUACACGGGUGCACUGCCAUGUAGAGAGACUAGUGUACACUGGAUGUGUAUGCAGGAAGUCAACAGCCAUUUCUGUGAUCACAAUGGCUGAGGUGAGUGUGGCAGGGCUGAGGGCUGCAUGUACAGACUCAUCCCACCUCCGAUUUGCCUGCUGCUUUCCCCUGGGGAAAUCCAUGGUUUAGUGCUGAAUCAGAACAAAUGGCAACCAGGUUUGUCUCAGAUUGCUGUUUGUUCCGAUUUAGCACUAAAGAGCAGGUUUUCCAGGGGAAAGCGAUAGGGCAAAGACAAAAUCAUUUGGCACAAGACAAGCGGAAGUGUGAAUGAGCCCUGACUCACCCUAGACCUUCUCCAUGUACCUGUUACCCACUUACACAAUCACAUGGAGAAAUCUGAAAGAAAAAACUGGCUACUAAUAUAUGAAGAGCAGAAUGCCACUGUAUAUUGGUACAUUUCUUAUCCCAGAAACCUGGUUAGCAGGAGGAGAAUUUUAUAUUAUUACAAAUCUGACAAGUUACUCCUCUUUCUGUUGUAUUACAAAUGUCCUUGGCAGUUUGUUGUAUAGGUGCAAGCAAGGUUGGUAUGUUUUUGGUGUGUCAAAAUGUUGUGGACAGGAAUCUCUAAACAUUAUGGAUUUCCUUCUUCAUGUUUUGAUAUGCCGCAUUUUCAUUUCAUGCACAUUUCUUUUGGUGGUACAUGAACGUUUCAUUGGAAAGAGAUGUAAAGCAUCAAAGAAUUUCUCUGGCUUUGCUGCCAGACUACAGACUGUCAAUGAGGCUCUGGAAAUUUAUCUGUGACUGGUUUUUCCAGGAGCAGUGGCCCACGUGUCAGAAUAGUUAGGAGUUGCUUGGUUGCAGGGGUGCCAACUUGAGUAAUAGGCCCAGGUAAGCCCCGCCCUGCAUAAUCAAUCACAUGAUGUGGCACACACACACUAUUUGAAUGGCAAUGCCCAUCAACUUUUUUUUGGGGGGGGUAGCCCCCUCAAAUAUUUUUUUGGGGUGGCUAAAGACUACUCAGGCCCUAGGAGUUGGCUCCUGUGCUUGGUUGCCAGUUCCUCUUUUGUAUAGCUUCUAAAUGUACAGGGUGAGUCUUUUAAAAGAGGCCCCGUGGAACAUGUACACUCUGUAUCCAGAGCCUCUUUUAAAGGACUCACCCUGUAGCAUAGCUGCUUCUUUGCGGGGCUCAGUCCACUCCCACAUGGAGUAGAGCACUGGAAUGCAUGCAGUCUGAAUACCACCAGGCAGUGCUUAUAGUCUUUCUAUUUAAGCCUGUGUUGAGCAGACAUGGGGUAUAAUUUAAUUUCUGCAUGAUUUGCUUGUUAAUUGAGCAUUCUGCUUUCAUUAUAUUUCCCUCCUAAACUGUUGUUACUAGGCUGCAACUCUUGGGAAUUGGUGGGAUAGAAAAUGAACUCAAUGAAUAACAACAGUGGAACCUUGGUUCUUGAAUGGCCUAGUUGACGAACAAAUUGGCUCCCAAACGCCGAAAACCCGGAAGUAAGAGUUCUGGUUUUCGAAUGUUUUUUGGAAGCUGAAUGUCCGAUGCGGCUUAUGCUUCAGUGCAGGAAACUUCUGCAGCCAAUCAGAAGCUGCGCCUUGGUUUUCGAACGUUUUGGAAGUCAAAUGGACUUCCGGAGCAGAUUACGAUUGAGAACUAAGGUACCACUGUAAUUAUCUUCUAGAGUGAGCCCAGUUUACUCUGUUCUUUGCUGCUUCUGGAAAUCUUUUCUCCCACUAUCAGAGGCUGAUGGAAGCACGCAAACUGAGGAUCCCUCUGUGUAGCACAUGAAUUUGGAACAGAACAGCACAAUUGUGUUGUUAUGAAUCGUGUUGGAUCAUGUGUAAUUUGCACAGUGUUUUACAGUCUUCAUCUUACUGAUUACUGCAACAUUAGAGAUAAUGCAAUAUUCUAAUUUUACAAAUAAUGAAAGGAAAUUGAGAAAUGGCAAAUUGCCAGAUAGUGAGCUAGUUAUGGUAAUUCAUAUUAGGAUUCCACCCCCUCCCAAGUUGAUCUCCUAUUUAAUCCAAAAUCAAUUUUAGUCUUUUCCUCUUAAUAUUGUAGUUCAGGCUCAAGGUAAGCCCUGAUAAUGAACACUAGGUAUUUUCAGAGUAUCCUUUGCAGGUAUCCUGAAGUUGUAGCACUAGCCGACUCUGGCCUGAUUUCAUUGUUGCUCUUAUUGCUGUAGCAUGAACGGCAGCAAAACGCUUCUUUGCCAUACUGUUGGCCCCUUGCCGUAUGUAGCGCUUAACAUUCAUAACAUCUGACUGAAAAGGCAUGAUGUUGAAUGUGCAAACGCAUUUAACAUGCCUGAUUUUUUCUUAUAAAACAUGUUCUCCCUAGCAGAGUGUGUGUGUUGCGGUGGGGGAUACAAGCCACCCCAUUGUUGCUGGGUGGAUUUGUAGAGGGACCCAGGCAGUGAAUUGGUUAAUCAGGUCACUGGGGAGAACUGCUUGUUGCCAAUUUUGAAGGAGGGGUCAGAGGUUUUAAAUACUGGUCACCCAACUUUGGGCGUCCUCUUGGCUGCUUGCACUGGAUCACCCGCCCACCCUCCCUGUAUUGGGGGGGGGGGUGUUCGCUUGACCUUGCUAUGCCUGUCAUGGGGUUGUCUGCUUUGAGGCAGGAGCCUGGUAGGAAUUUGUCCAUUUGGCUGAUUGGCUGUUGCCAUUUGGUUUUUACCUACUGCGUAGCAAAUUGUCACAACUUGUAAGGUUGGCGGUUAGGCAUUGGUUCAGAUUGGUUGGUGGAGGGGUAAGUGCCUACCCCUCCAAUGGUGGUGCGGAAAGGGAAUUCCGUUAAAGGAAUCCAGGGGCUUGCCAUCCCUUUCGUCCUUGUCCCUGGCAUCGGACGUGGGCCGUGCAAGCCCCAGGGGGCAUGAGGGGAGAAGUGAGGGACUGAGGCCCAGCUUCAUUUUCUCCCCAAAAUUUGUUUCCCUGACUGGCUUCUGCUGGAAUCCGGAAGUCAGUCCUGUCCCCUGGGCAAGGACAGAUAGUCGGAACCAAUGCCUAAGCAACCACUCACUUGGAUGUAUUUAAAUAAAGUUGCGGCCAAAAUAGUGCCAAAAACCCAAACCAAAAUUCAUGUGUGAUGAGUUAUUGGGGGGUGGCUUGGGGACCUCGACACGCAACAAUAGCAGCUCUCUCUUUCUGCGGCCCCAAGAGGGAUUGGAACCUCAGCUUUGUGGUAAUGGAGUUAACUCUUACCUCCCUGUACAGUCCUGCCAAAAACCCUUCCUCCAGAAGCUUCUAUUAGCUCAGGGGUCAGCAAGGUUUACCUCGCCUGGGCUGGUUCAUUCCAGCAGAGAUCCCUCUGUGGGCUGCAUUGCAUGCGCACACACCUGCAAUUUCUGGUGUCUGUGUCUGCGCAGAUGCAAUUUCUUUUUUUUUUUUUUUUAAAUUGAUAUUUAUUAAAUUUUCAAAAAGUAACAAAUAACAACAAAAAUUUCCAAAAAAAUGCAGAUGCAAUUUCUAGUGCCGCAGAAGCGAGUCCGCAUGCCACGCAGGUUUAGCGCGGGCGGCUCGGUUUGGGGGCAGCUCGUGGGCUGGUUAAAUGACCCCCAUGGGCUGCUUGUGGCCCAUGGGCCUUAGGUUGCCUACUCCUGUAUUAGCUCCAGGAGACAAGCAUGUUGGGACUGUUGCAUGCGUGAAAUGGUUAACCUGUCCCCCCUCUCUGUGUGCUGCAGUCCCGAUCCUGAUUGAAUGUCCCUGCAGCUUGCUAUUGCUAAAAUAAACAACAGCCGGUGUGGGCAUUUGCAUGCUUACAUCACACCUGUUUGGACCCACAGUCCACAUGCCAGAGAAUCACUUGGGGCAUCUCUAAGCUAGUGCAUUCAGCCAUAGGGGUUGCAGCCAUGGCCCCCUCCCCUCAAACAAGUAUGGAUAUUUUGCUACCUAUGUUGCCUGCAGCUCCGCACCCCUGCAGGGAUUUUUCAGCAGCAGCCACGCUGCACAAUGAUGUGAUCAUCUGACCUUUGGCUCUGUGAGGAGGGAGAAGUCUUCAGUGGUUUUGCUUACACACAGAAUGUAUCUUGAACUCAUUUGUUCACUUCACCGUGUUUCACCGUGAUAUUUCAUAAUCCAUGGUACAACAGCCUUUCAGUCUCCUCUGAAAUGUCACUUGUGGACAGUGAGUGACACUGUUACUCACUCUUGAGUUGAAAACAGCUAAUUCUGGAUCUGCCUUAGUGGAUUCAGUAUAGUUCCAAGCAAAAUCUGGAGUGGAUUGCCAUCUGGGUUGUCUGCAAACUGGCCGGUGAGGGGGAGCAGGCUGGCUGAGCUGCCAAGCCCCAGCCCUGCUGGCAGGUCACCUUUUACAGCACUCAGUGGGUUUGAGGAUGAAGGCUAGACACAGGGGGCCUCCCCUGCUUCAGGGCCCCCCAGGACAUUGCUGCUUGGCUGUUAGCACAUGAAAAUUAUAAAUGCCUGAAUAGGUCUGCCAGUGGGAACCGUGAAAGUUACUGCAGUGUGGCUCCAACAGCAUGCCUGCAUGAGACAAUUCCUCUUGCAGAAUUCAGUUAGUUUCUUUAUGCAGUUUGCAGUGAAUUGUGAUCUAGACAAAUAAUUGACUGCUGACUCUCACCACCGCUAGAGAUUUACCAUGUACAUGUUGGCAUUUUUUAGAUUAUGAGCACAUGGGCAAAGAAUUGUCAUUUUAAAAUGUAUUGUAUCGCUCAGUAAGGAAAAUGCUGUCUUAGGAAGCAGCUUUGCAGCAUUAAUGGUAGUAUUAGGAAGAUUAGUUGUUUCCAACAUUUUAUUAUCCCCUCCUCCUUCCAACUGCAGUCCUUGUCCCCUGUAUUUUGCUGCCUCCUUCCAAACAUCUUGUGCCAGUUGUGAUAUGAUCACUGAUAAAGCAUGAGGAUAAUUCUUGUUCUAGCCUGCAACCCCACUAGGGAAUAAGCACCGUAGAACAAAAUGGAACUUUCUUUUGAGUUAACAUUUAUACGAUUGUGCUAUAAAAGUCCCUUCUUGUUUUCAGGGGAUCCUGGGAAUUGUAGUUCUAUGGAGAAGUAGCAUAGGGGAUCCUAAAUACAGAAUUCCUACACCAUCGUCCUACAAAUCCUAGGUUGUUUUUUUAGGAAAAGCCAUGGGAGUUGAAGUGGCAUAAAACCAAUGGUUAUAAUUGUAGCUUAUAUGACCUGUCCUAAAGGGAUUAUCAUUAAAUGGCUGAUAUAGUUCCUCUUUUGGUUUCUGGACCAGUUGGAAGGAAGAUUGAGCUGAAUCAGCUCAGUACAUCUGUGCCUAUUUUCUGCUCCUACAUUUCUUUGCCUUUUAAUAAGAUGAAAAAGAUUCCUGUAGGAAGUACAAGAGUCUGGCUAAUCUGCUGUUCUUUUCUUUUGUAGAUAAUUCUUGUAAGUUCUUCCCAUAAUGACCUGGAUCAGAGUCUUUUUAUUAGCACAGAUGAAGGAGCAACUUUUCAAAAGCAGCCUAUUAAUUUCUUUGUGGAAACCCUGAUUUUUCAUCCAAAGCAGGAGGAUAAAGUGCUUGCCUACACCAGGGAGGGACAGGUAAGAAGGGACAAGCGGUAUUUCGACAUUUCUGAGAUGUUAUACCAAAAUAAGUUCUAACCACUUUAGAGGAAUAGUAUUCAGAUAAGGUUGACAUUAUUUAGCAAUGGGAAAUUAUUAUUCAGGUCAUUCAGUGUAGGCUGUACCCUACACACAUCCAUAUCAUACUAUUCUUCAACAGUUAGUGUUUCACAGCUGAAUAACUGAACAGAGUCCAUUGAACAGCAUUGGGUUUGAGAUGACACCAGCCAGUAACGAAGUGAUAUUAGGUAUAUGAAAGUCAUGACAAUGAAUGUACAUGUGUGAACCAUUCUGUUAUGCUAUGAUUAAUUAUAUGAAUCUGAAUGUUGCUUCCUUUUUGGUCAUGUUUUGUUGAUAUUUAAACAAAUUGAAAUGAACUAAGGGAUGGCAGCCAGUAAUUUGAUCACCUGGACAGCUCACUCGCAUAUUACUUCCAGCCUUGAAAAUUCAUUUGCUUGUGCUUAUUGUACUUUGUAAGAAGGAUUAAAUAAAAACUGUACUAACAUGUUCUGCUUUUAUUAUAUUUUAAGCUUUAUGCAUCUCUUGACUUGGGGACAAAAUGGACACUCCUGCAGGAUCAUGUGUCAAAAGACCAUAUAUUUUGGUAAGAAACAUAAUGUUGGUCUCCAGAAAUUAGAGUUAAGGCAUAUCUUUUGUUGGUUUGUUAGUGUGGUUUGAUGAAAACUAUCCUACUCCAGGGCCGGGGAAUCCUUGGCCCUCCAUAUUAUUGGACUCCAGCUCCCAUUAGCCCCAGCCAGCAUGGUCAGUCUUCAGGAAUUCAGGGAACUGGCAGUCCAGCAACUUCUGGAAAGCUAAUACAAUUGAGUGACCUGUGGUUUCUGUAGACAUGGUAGAACAAAUAGAUACAACUAGUCCUGCUUCUUCAAUGGCCCACUCUUCAAUGAUGUCACCCUCAUCCACUGAUUUGGUAGCAGCAUGUGAGCUCUGAUUUAGACAAAGAACUCGCAUAUUCCAAAGGCUUUCCAAUUCGUUGCAACAAAGCAGAAAAUUUUGCGCCUGCAGAUCUGAGCCCUGUGUCAAAGGUAAUUGAGAAACUUCCUCAGCUCCACUAAACACUAGAUAAUAGAUAAUAUAUUUAUAUUUUAUAUAUUUGAUUCCACAAUCUGAUCCAGUUAAUUCAGUAUAAUUCCUUGAAUCACUACUUUUACGUUUUAUGUGACAAAACCCAAACAAACUACCAUUCUUGUAAGGAGGAGUCAUACAGCAAAUUAAUUGAUGAAAAAUGAAUGUGGGAAGUAUAGAACACACAAAAACAUAUAUCAGGACACAGGUCUCCUGGGAAAAAUAAUAUUGUGUGCAAAGUUGGAGGUGACCACUGCUGGCUUUGUAAAAAAAAAUAAUAAGUGAGACUUCUAUCACAUGUGCCCUAAGGCAAAAAGCUUUUGGUAUAUGGCAGAAGUGGGGAUGCUCAGGCCCAAGAACCCUCUUGACUUCUCUGUUUGGCCCUCUGUUUGGCCCAUGCCCCGUCAUGGGCCCUUCUUUCCACCCUGAGUGGUUUUGCCUGGCUGGAACGAACUCCGAUGAUGCUUCUUGCUUGCCCGGAUGUGGGAUGGAGAGCAGUGAAUUAGUGUGUGUAGAAACUAACUGGUUUCCACUUCUGCCUCAACUGAUGAUGAUGGAUUGUUCCAGUCCUCCAGGGCUGAAGAGAGGCUUGGACAAAAAGGAGGAGGGUAAUGAGGCCAUAAAGCCCCAUGAACUUCCUCAGUAGGAAUUGGGGAGACUAAGAUACCUGCAGGUGCCUGUGGUGCCAGGGUUUGUCCCUGCGGGGGCAGGCAGGGGGAAGUGCUGGGUGAGAGCUUCUCCAUUGUCUGCCUCAGUGCGUGGUAGAUCUCCUCUUCGAGUUUUGGCUAACUUGAAUAAAAGUUUAAAAGGCGCUCUCUGGGCAACAUAUUGAAGGGAUGCCACAAGCAAAUCAGCGGCCGGCUCAAAGGAUUGGGACUAUGAAGGUAUUUAUUCGAAAUUUCAAUGACUUGAAAGGACAACUCCUGCUGUUAACUGGAAUUAGAGGCAGUGGGCCAGAUUUUUUGAUGUUUUACUUGGAAAUUGCCAAGGCUUUAUUUUACUGCCCGCCCCCCACCCCCAAAUGAGGAUUAAAAAGUGAGGAAAGUGUUUGGAAUGUGAAAGCAAAGCAAAUAACAAUGGCAUAUAAUUUCUCCAUUAGAGAAAUGGAGGAAAAGAGAUCGCCUGAGUUGUGCUAGGUGACUUUGAGACUGGCUGAAUUUGCAGUGGAUCAUCUUCACAAAAGACCGCAGAACAAAAUUUGAACUUAUGUUGGAAAGACUGGAACUGAUCACUAUGAUCAAGGAAUAGCCAUGAGGGAUUAAAGUAAAUAGUAAGUCGGUCUGAAGAAGUGAAUAUAUUGGUGUAGUGGUUCAUCUGGAACUGUAAGGGGCAAGAGACAGGUGGUUGGUUUCACUCGUCCAAGCAGCCGGUCCACAUCCUUGGAGGCAACAGAUUGGAAUUGAAUUCUACAUUUUUAAAGAUAUAUUAAAAUAUUUGUUGUAGUAGUAAAUUGUAUUAUUUUACCACUUUGGUGUUUGCUGCCCUGGAAGGGUAGGGGUAGGCAUUGUAAUAAUUAAAUGAUAAAACCAACCGUGAUACUCAAAAUGUUGAAGUAUCAGGAAGCACUGAUUGGUUGGAAGCCUGUGGCUACCUACAUUAAGUGGCAAUAAAGAUUUAUAGGAAUAGAGUUUGAUUUCAUGAUUCUAUGAAAAUAUUAAUGAUAUAUAUCUGAAAGAAAAUUAGGCUGGAAGUCUUCAAAUGAUUAACUUUUUUGAAAUGUAGUCUUUAAAAUUACUCCACCUUUGUAUUGACUUUGUAUGUUCUUUGAUGUACAGCUUUCAGUCUUUAAUAUUAUUCAAAACAUUGUACAUCUGUAUAGCUUUCUAUUCUGCUUAUACCUCAUUUGCCUUUGUUCUUCUGUGUUCUUUAUAGAGAUAAAUAAUUAAAAUAAAAGUAAAGAAAAUGCACAGUGUGGAAUGCAGGAUAGAAAUGUCAUAAGCAAGCCUAUUUAGUAAAAAAAACCCAGAGCCCAUAAAUUAAACAUACUCUGUUGUGAAGAUCAAGUUAUUUUCUUUCUCUCCAAGUAACUCAAAGUGCCAGAAGACAUUAGCCUUUCAUGCUAAUUAGAGCAGACUGCUUAUUCAGUACACUUUUUUUAUAUAUAAAAAUAAUCCCCAAUAGAACAGUAUGUAGCAGCAGCAACAACAACAUCUAUUGAGCUAGUUGUUUUAUUGUACUUAUGAAUAAUGCUGUUUUGACUGGAUGAUCGAGCAGUGGUUUACUUGUCAAUCAACACUGCGAAUAAUAAAUCUUGACUCCAUUUAUGUGUUUGGGUAAGCUCAACGUUAGCUUGGUGCAGAAGGACAAAUGGGAGAAAAUUCUCUAGGGCCAUCUGUGAUGUUAGUGAGGGUUUUAGGUUGUUAUUCAGAGGAUGACAUUUAUGAAAUCUCUUGGAUCAGAUACAUAAGAGUGAAUGCCCUGUGGGAGGGGGGUAAUUAGAAAAUAAUAAUUACACAGAUAUGACAGAUUCUGUCUGGUUAGAAAACUUAAUUUGUGCAGCAUGAAUUUAGAAGAGUUUACAAGAACUAAAUCUGCACAAGAACUGAAUUUGCUCACACUGCUAGGAUUCAAGUGUUGACUAGAGGCAGGAAAAAGUUGGCCAGAGUCUCUUAAGGGUUGUUUUGGGUAUAAUACAGCCUUGGUGGCUAAAUGUGGGUUUUGGAGGCAACCCAAUUAUCCAACAAAGCCUGCUGCAUGAAAUGGGAACAAAUGGUCCCACCACAAAAAUGGUAUUUUAGAUUUUUCUUUAACACCCUUAAUUUCCUCAAGACUUUAGGGAGGAUUGUAUGUACAUCUAUUAAUUUGAUAUGCUUUUGAGUUUGUUUGUUUGUUUGUUUGUUUGUUUGUUUGUUUAUUAAAAUUAGUUAACUUCCCAUUAGAAAUACCCACAAUGGUAUGCAAGAGUGAAAAAAUAGGUAUACAAAGAAAUAAGAAAUGAGACAGCCUACGAACACCCAGACAGGAAUAACAAAAGCAGAACAUCAUAACUAAAAGCAGACUCACCAUGUUCAAAUAAGAACUCAAAAAAUUGUAGAAUAGAAACAAUUGGUUUGUUUCCAGUGCUGCCAUUCAGCUCAUGCACCAGACUUCUGCUCACCCACCAGUGCUUCCCCCUACUCUUCUUUCCCCCAUAACGCCCUCAAAAUCUGCUCCAGAUGUUUUGCGAGGGAGGGGGAGCAGAGGAGAGAAAGGGCAAGUCCUGUUGUAGAAGUGAAAUGCUUCUCAUGAAGCACUGGGUGUAACCUGCUGCCUGGCAGGCUUCUCUAGGAAAUCUUCCUUGCUGCAGAUCUACCCUGACAAAGAGAGCAGAAGCUUUCCAGACAAUUCUCCAUAAGGUGGACUGAGCCAAGGGCAUUAAGAGAUUUAGACAUCGUAUUCAGCACAUUGAUUUGAAUUUUGUAAUGGUUACACUUUCUGAAAAUAAUCAGACAUGACUAUUAGAAAUAAUGGUGUGUUGCUUUCAAAUUUAUUUCCUGCUUUUGUUACUUUGAAAACAAAUACAAUUACUGACUUCCGGGGUGGCGCCUCCGGAAAAUGGCGGAAUUCCCUUCGGACUGAAGGGAACCCGCUGCACGGAGGCUUGGGUCCUGCCGCUACGGCGCAGCGGGGACCCGCAAAAACCACAGGCGGAAGACGCCUGUGGACGUGGGACUCGGCGGGCACCGAGAGCGCUCUCUCCCCUUGUACAGGAGCCCGGUAACGGGCUCCGGAGUUGGAGGUGCGUGGUGCUGUGAGUCGUCUGCUUCCUCCGUGCAGCAAAGCCGCACUGCCGUUAUCGGAGAGCGCUGCCUUUUUCCUGGACAAUUUGGCAUCUAAAACAUCUAUCCGUGAGUACCUGAUCUUGGAAGAGCUGAACCACUUUUAAGACUGGUGAAUAAAUAAAUAAUAUUGGACUUGAAAUUGAACUUAAUUGGGACUCGGAAUGGGAAGGUCUAAACAGGAAGUCGCCUUCCGUUCUUUUGUUAUGUGAAGAAAGCAAAGACAAAAUAUACUAAAGCCUGAAAAUUAAAUUUUAAGAGAACUAGAAUUCAACAUCUAAGAUUCUGAACCCCCCCUUUGACAGCAGGAGAAAAAGGGGUUGUAUUUGGACUUUUCAAUCCUGCGGAAGUGAGUUUAAAAUAAAGCAAUUUUCCACCGCCCUGAACCAGGAGCGGGCUGUCAGAAUUGACGUUCUGAAGUUUAUCCAGCUCGACAGUUAGUUAAAAGAAGGGUAACAUUUUGAUUCUACUGUUGCCUCUUGAAUUUGGAAGGGGGAAUUUUGGAUAAAGUGUUUCUGGAAAAAGAAAGAUUGUUGCUGUUGCUUUUAUUUCUUUUUAAAAAAAAAAAUUCCAUCUAGUGGAAUUUAGUGAAAUUGCAACGCAGAGAGAUUAAAAGAGAAGGACUAUUGGACUAUUCUCGUGGGAAAGAAUUUUCUUUGACCUUGAAGGACAAUGCUAGUACAAAGGCUGGAACAAUUGUUCCUGGAAGGCUUUUCAAAACUAAGUGCCCAGCUGGACCAGAUGCGUCAGGAGACGACCUUGAGGAUGGAAGUUACCAGAGCACAGCAGCAAACAAAUGAAAUUCAGUUAAAGGCUAUACAAGCAUACGAACCUGCUGUAGUGACGGAGGCUUCAGAGAUGGAGGGACCUUUGGACGGGCAAGAUCAGCCUUUGAACUUGAUAAAUGAACUUGGGACAAACCAGAUUCGGAAAGAUGAAAUGUGGUUAGAUUUGGAAAUGGGGGGAUGGAUCGACCCCCCCUCCAUAUGGUUAUUUGGACCUUCCGAGUCUGGUGAUGGGCUAUCAGAGGAUUGGAGUAGCCGAAGUCUCCAAGCUUUGUGGAAAUUUGAAGUGGUAUUAUUUGCUGUCUGGCUUGGGCAAUGGGUUUGGGAUGGACUUGUUGCAAAGGGUCAAAAGCAUUUUCUUGCUGGAGCAUCCACGAAUGGAAAGGAAUCAUCAACAAGAGUGGCGAAAGGGGCAAGAAAGAGACUUGAGGGCCUCGGAUACGAGACAACCAGGUUAAGAGCCGGAUUACCGAGGUUAAAAGGACUGACAAUCCCGGGUCCAGGGGAGGGAGGUUGGAAGCUGACUGGACUAAAUUUGACUUAUUAUUUUUUCUUUUUACUUUUUAAUAUUGGGAAUGCUUACAAAUGUUUGAAGGAUGUUGAAUGAAAUUACAUGACUUAAGUAAGGAUUGGUAAAUGAUUCGUAAAAAAGGUAAUGAUGCAAGAAUUUGGUAAAUAUUGAAUAUAAGCUAUGAGUUUUAAAGUUUUUAUAUGACAAGAGGGAAAAUAGAAUAAGGAAACGUAAUGACAGAUUGUUAUGAAAAAACAGAAAGGAUUUGCUGUAAAAAUUAAAAAUUAAGAAACAAAAGAGGGGAGGAGGAGGAAGUCUAGAAAGGAAGUCAAUAGAGAUUGUAAAGGACUUUAUAUUUUUGUUUUUCUGUUUCUUUUUUUUUUCUUUGCGGCUGGGUUUUCUUUUCUUUUUUGUUUAAGCACUAAUUUUGUUUUUUGUAUCCUUAAAUCUUUUUUUUUUUUUUUUGGAAAUUUUUGUUGUUAUUCUUUGAAAAUUCAAUAAAUAUUAAUUAUAAAAAAAAAAAAAUGAAAACAAAUACAAUUACUUUUUAGAAAAGGAAGGAUUAUGUAGAAAGGAAAGAAUAAGUGUCAUGAAGAGAAGGCCACACAGAGGCUGCAGCAACAAGCUUUAUUUCAGAGCCUAUUUCUUUUCCGCUGUGGUUCAGCUUCCACUAACACCUACGUUGUUUGUCUUGCUAUCUGCUAUGAUUGAAACCAACAGUUAAUUAUGUCAUAGUGAAGGGAUGGGGCUUGGCUGCCCUGAACUGCCUGUGUAUUAUAUGGGAAUGCAUAUUUUUGCUUGUGUGCACUAUGGGAAUGUAUGUGUUGCUUGCAUGUAACCUACAGUGGAGUUUUAGGGAUACUCUGGACUCCUAUUUUUGUGUUUUUUACCUUUUACAUUUUUUGAGAUAUUAUACAAAAAUCAGGAGGCAGAAAAAUUAUGUUUUGCUUGAUGUUGUGAGAAGUUGCAUAUAAAUCCUUCUGUUUACCUGCUGCCCUGAGCUCCUUGGGGAGGAAGGGCAGGGCAUAAAUAUAAGUAAGUAAGUAAGUAAGUAAGUAAGUACCCAAGGUCUAUAGCUGUCCUGAGAUAAGUUUUGGUUUCAUUAUGCUCCCAGGGCAGUUGAUGGAGUUGAUGAAGACCCUAAUUUGGUUCACAUGGAAGUCCAAGAUCCCAGAGGAGGUAGGCAUUGGGGAGGUGAUCCCCAUUUCCUGCUUUGUUUUAUUUAGAAACACACUUUUCAUAUAUCAUAAAUUUGUUUUACUUAUAUGUAUUCAGCAGGACUAUUUUAUCUCUGUUGCCUUGCUACUGCAAUGGCUGGAUGACCUGUCAUUGUCAUUGUGAACCUGCGUUGAUGGUUGCGGCUUUUCAGAUGAGAUAAGUCAAAUCCUUGGCUGCAGAUAUACUAGCUCACAUGGCAAAUAUAUAUAGUGUGAGGCACAGAGUUUACAGUGCAGGCCUUCUUUGUACACAACUACAGGUGAGGAUACGCAAAUGAAAAUUAGGCUGAUGGAGGUUUCAACCAAGCAGUCCAGCCCAGCAAAGAUGAGCUCCAUUAAGUAUACUAACGUUGCCAGCCACCCAAGAAGUGUGCAAGACCUCUUUGUUAGGAAUGUUUCUACAUUACUGUAAUGUAGAACUAUAGGAUGAAUUUGAAGUUCUUUUUGAGUUAAAGUCAAGCCACCAUACCCUGCUUCAUUGAAAAGGCUAUAAAGAUGGCGAUCUGGUCUUGCUUUUAAUAAUGAACAUGUAAUCCUAAUUUUGAGUGAAUGCUGAGCUAAGGUCAAGUUCAUGUGCUGAAAUAAUAUGUGGAUAGUGUCCUUCUUGGGCUAUUUGGAGACCUGAGAAAGAGUUGCUUCCUUCUACCAGUGCUUAGAACAACGAGUUCAAGCAGAAUAUGCUUCAGGAGCUGACUGUCCCCUCCCCAUUGCUCCAAGAAAGGAAGAGUGGCCUUCCACUGCUGCUACUCAGUACCAACCACCUCCAGAAGAUGUAGGCCAUACUACACAUAAUGCUAAUCCAGGCUCAAUACUACAACUGGGGAGGUAAUUUUAACCUUUCUGGAGCUGCUGUGAUCAGCAAAAAUCCCCUGGCCACCAGGCUGCUAUUUGCAUUGUGAGGGAAGUCUUCAUUGGUGGGAGAUUCCCACCCUAUGCAAAUGGCAGCCACGGGUGUGUGUGGUUUCUCUAGUCUGCACAGCAGGGAAAGGGUUUACGUCUACUGACCCUUUUAGUCCUGAGGACACACCACAGCUUCUACUUGCAUUUGUAAAAAAGAUCCACCCAGCCUAAAGUUAUGUGAUUCAGUGUCAUGGGUAGUUUGCCUCACAACUGGCAAACUGCUUUAAAAGGAGAAAAGCAGCUGUCAAAGAAGUCAGGCAGCAAAGCAGUUCUAAGGGGCUCCCAUCCAUCCCCCAGAAUCCCUGACUUCUGAAGGAGGAUCCCCACCCACAUUUAUAUAUCACUAGCUUCUGGGUGAUAGAUUUGUUGGGCAAACCUUUUGUGGCAUGUGCAUUUUCACAACAGGUCAAACUGCUUCAGGAAAAGAAUGUUAGCAGUUUAAAAUAGCGCAUCUGUUAUUUAUUUGCAUGGUGCCUGAAUGUUUCCUGCCCUCUCUAGGCUUUCGCUACAUGGCCUGUCAAAUUCAGAACUGUUCAGAUAAAACACCGAGACCUCUCUUCAUUGAUAGCAUUGACAAAAACUCAUUGACAGUGCAGGAUGACUACAUAUUCCUUCAGGUAAUGCCACUCAUGGAAGGUAAGUUACAAAAGUUUUAAUGCAACCCUUAGCAUAUUUGCUCCCACAGUGUGGGGCUUGCUGGCCACAUAACCCAUUAUGUUUCUUUGAAGAUCUAUGACAGGCAAAAGUGCUAAUACAUCAACAUGCAGCUUCUUUUGCCCCUUUUAUAAGGUCUUCAGUCAAGGGGUCACUUGCAGUUGAUGAGAGGUCCCUGCAUUGCCUGUUGCACCGCCCUCCAAAAUAAGGCUUUUUCGGGUUAGGGACAAGGUAACAAAGGGUGGAAGACAUGGGGGGACGGGACACACACGAGAGUAGCAAUUUGAGUCAGGCCAAGCUAGGAUGGGGUUUGAACCAAGUUGACCUGGUGUCAGGGUUGGUUCAGAUGCAGGUCAGCGCUCAAGAUGCAGAAGCAGAAGUGUUAGCUCUGUAUUCAAGAAAACAGCAUACCAGGCAGCAAUGCCCACAAACAAGAUUGGCCCCCAUGAAACAGUUGCCAGGACUGUUGCCUUCUACUUCUUACUAAGUCUCCCCAUCAGCUCUCCCAAGCAGCCUUAACCUAUGUCGGGGAGGGGCCACCUGUGCUCGUUGUUAUGCAAACGCAAAGCUCUCCUUGACCUUAGAGAUGGGGGGGACGGGAGCUUACUACAGCAGGAAAGACAAGCUCUGUGGAUGCAACUGCAGCCUCUGGCCCCUCCUCCUCUGCUCCGUGUCCUGAGUCUGCAUUGCUUUCUUUGCUCUCACUCAAGCCUGUUGCUUCUGCAGCCUCCAACCCUUCUGCUCCGCUUCAUCCUCUGACUUGUCCACCCUCUGGGCUCUAAGCCUUCCUUCUCAGAGCCCCAGUGGGCCUCCCUAGUGGACUCCCCAGCUGGUGCCUCCCACCACGCCUCUUCAUCCAGCUAGUCCCUGAUAUUUGAGGCCUCCUUCAAGUGGAGCAAUUCACAUUUCAAGUCCCCACUUUUGAAAAGUCACUGCCUCUCUACUCAGCAGGUCAAAUUUCAUAUGGAAAGGAGAAUUUGUCUUCAGAGUGAGAGUCUCUUUUGAGGCCACCAAGUGAAUUCAUGGUGGAAGCAAGAUUUGAACUGAGAGCUUCUUGAUUUGUACCUCUACACUAUACCAGCAUUAUGUUGAGAUGCUAUAUAGUGACAUUGAAAUUUCUAGUUUUAAUCAUCAGUAAUGAGCUUUGUUUCUUUAAUAGUUAGAAACUGAUGAUACCCACUAUAAAACGGUACCAACCUUUUCUCUUUCACAGACAUCAUCAGUAAAUCAAACAAACUAUUAUGUGUCUCACCUUCGGAAUGAAUUUGUACAGAUGAAAUUGCCAAAGUAUGCAUUACCUAAGGUAAUUAUCCACAAAAUUCCUGUCCCUUUUCUUAGCCCAAAGUAGACUUGUUCUGUGCUUUGCUAGGUUUUCCCACUAAUUAUUCUGUACAAAUGUUUAAAUACAAGUAGCUAGCUUCCUGGUUGCAUGCGUUCGGCACAUGUGCGAUCAUUGACAUGUGCUUUGUUUUCAUCUCUGGAAGGGGGCAGAAUGGGGCAGGGCGGGCUUGUACACACACCCUUCUAAAAAAUGUCCAUUUUAGAGCCAGUUACCUGUCAAAUCUCUGGCCAGCCUCAUUAAGAUUCUCUUUUACUGAGCUGCCUGGAUGGACGAUACAACAGAGUGAAGACACUCUGUAUAUGUGGACGACCACAGGUGGAGGACAUCUCACACUAUUUACUAUACUGCCCACUAUACACUGGACCCCGGAGGCAAUUUCUCACCCUACCACCCGUACAGGAAAGAUGUAUCUCCCCAGCAGAGAAGAUCCUAUGACUUCUUAGCAAUGUAAACAUUUCAAUGACUCACAAAGUAGCCCUUUUUGCUCUGGUGGCCAAAAAGAUCAGACAGACGACCCUGGACAAAAUAGCAUUGAACUGUAAGGGAAAUACAGAGAUCUAAAUAGACACUAUUAUUUGUGGUACAGCAUCCCUUUACAUAUAUUUAUUUUUUAUUCAGAUUUGUCAUGGCCAAUGGCUAGUACAAAAGUUAUUUACUUACACACCCUAUCGAAGCACUCAGUGUGUCAGAACACAACCACCACGCAAACAGGGAGUUGCUUGUAGUUUACUUGCUCCAAACUGGUAGUUGUUCCACUUCGCCCACAGCCCAACCCUGAAAUACCCUUAUAUGAAAUUGUGGGAAGUGUAUCCCCACAUUCUCCCUGUGUGUAAUAGUCCCCUCAGAGUUUGAGAUCUAGAUAUCUGGAGGAUCACCUACUUCAGUAUCAACAUGUUGUCCAUGCUUUGGGAUCUUCUUUGGAAGCCCUUCUCCAUGGGCCCCCACUUCCUGAGAUGAAGUGGAUAUAAUCUGCAAAGAGGGCCUCCUCAGGUUGCUGCCAGAUAGCCUGUUUAUCAAACAUUCACCUUGCAGGGACAUUUGACAACAUUGACUAUGCAUUGAGCAUCCAUUAUUAUUUGUAUGUGGAUGUGUUAGACAAUGUUGUGUCAAGCGAGAGUGAGUGAUGUUGAUACCUGAUAGGUUCCAGAGAGGAUGCACUGAACUCAGGAACCUAUCAUGAUCAACAGUGACCAUGGGCUUAGCUAAGUGUGCCUUUCUCAGUCCUCAGAAUUAGAUAUCAUCAACCAUGGCUACAAAUUCCGUCUCAGUCCCAUACACAAGUUUAGACCUCAGACUGGGCAUCUGAUGUGUGUGGCAACCAUCUAUUCUACCACUUCAACCCAAAAGAAGUAGAUAAAGGACAGGAAGUUGUUGUUUGGAGCAUAAUUUCUUGGUGCUUGUUUCCUGAUGAGAGGGGGUUACUACAGUUUAGUACUACAGCCUUUCAGAGUAUUCACUGCCUAUGUUAACUGGUACAAGAUCAAACUUCUCAUUUAUCAACUUGGAUUGCCAGGGGCCCAACCUACUUCUGAUUCCCUGCAGCUUCACAAGCACUUCUGCAGCAUUGAUUGAUGCAUAUGAUCUUUCUGACAAGUCAUACCCCCAUUCAGUAUCCAACAUGGGUAACCUGCUGUAUAAUCACACAAGCAAUCCCAGCUCCCCCUUUGCAGAGGCUGUCAUUUCCGUUCUCCUCAGUCCAUGUAUCUUCCUCAGAGAUGUUGUAUCUUGUAAUCAUAUGGAAACAACAGAGUCUUAUCUAUUUUGUAUAGCAGAUAAUGUGCUAGCAGAUAAAGCUACAUAUUCUUUACCCUUCAGUUUUUCUGUUCCAAAUAAUACAUGUGAGAUUGGUCUGUGGGGUGAGAAUUAUAAUAGGUUUUUUCUGGCAUCUGGCAAGCGUGAGUUGGUUGUAAAUGCUGUCCUGUCUGGUAUACAUUUUAUUUUGUAUUGAUCUUUUCCCUUUCAGGAUUUACAAAUUAUCAGCACUGACGAGAGCCACGUGUUUGUGGCUAUCCAGGAAUGGUAUCAGACAGAUACUUACAACCUUUACCAGUCUGACCCACAGGGCGUCUCCUAUUCCAUUGUGCUAGAGAAUGUCAGGAGCACCAAGCAGCCUGAGGAGAAUGUGCUAAUAGAUAUUCUGGAGGUAAAAUGCUCUUCAUUUAUUAGGCCCUCGUUUUGCUGACUCUUCUUGAUCCUUGAUCCUUUCUGCUCCUUUGACUACUUUUGAAUCAGAACGAUUGUUCCUCUUUUUGCCAUAGUGGAAUAGUCAUGUUAGUAUAAAUACACCUGACUCCUUUUGUGAGGGUGCUGGUUGAACUUGUUGUUCCUGACCGUGUGUGUGUGUGUGUGUGUGUGUGUGAGAGAGAGAGAGAGAGAGAGAGAGCCUUUGGGGGUUUGUGGAGCUCCUCCAACCUGCAGAGGGAGGAUUAUUCAGUGUGUAGGCUCUAUUUACAUUGGCCUCACACACGGAGUGCCAGACCUGUUAGUGUCUUUCCGCAUGAUAUUUCUAGACACCUGAAAUCUUAUAUGUCUGUAACCCAAAGAAUCUUAAUUACUUAAAAAAUUGGGCAUUUUUACUAUCUCCCCUUUCAAAAUAAGGGACAUGACAAAUGCCCCCAAAUAGAUAAGGGGCCUCCAGGAGGUCAGAAUUUGGUAUACAACUAGUCUACUAUUGAUUACUAGAACUACAUAUUUCUGAGCUGCAUAUUUGACUCUCUCAGAAUAAGAGAAAAUAAUUGCCUCCCAAAGUAUUGAAGGUAUUUGCACAUUAUUUAAACAGCUAAAAUUUAGUGCCCAAUAUAUCCUGAUCACUGCUUAAGCCAUAGACAGAAGACGGAUCUCUAGACCUAUCCUUUGUCCCUAGGCUUAGUGGAAUAUUCAGUCUUACGCAUGUGAAAUACUUAUUCUGCAUCUAGUAUAGUUACCACAUGCCCAGAUUGGUCCUUGGAUUGGAGGGCAUGAUCAUGGAUUUCACAUUAUUUAAUCUAAAGAACUUUCAGUGAUAUAAAAAUAAAUGGUUAUGUAGAUAAGCAACUGGCAUACUUACUUUUUUGUUAUUCAGUAGCAAAAACUGCCAUUAAAUAUAUGUUAGAGAAGGCUGUGAAUACUGCUUAUUAACCUUCCUACAUUUUGUGUUUGUAAUGUAGAUUAGGGGAGUCAAAGGAGUGUUUUUGGCUAAUCAAAAAAUAGAUGGAAAAGUUACCACUCUUAUAACAUUCAACAAAGGCCGUAACUGGGACUAUCUUACACCUCCAGCUGUUGAUAUGAAUGGUAAACCAGUUGACUGCAAACCGGUAAGCAUCUCCACCCCUAAUUUGUAAUGGCAAAAAUAGUUACAAUAUAUUACAGGUGCUGGGUUUUUCCCCCACCCUAAAAUGUUUGUUCAGAUUUUCAGGAAUUAAUCUAAACAUUCAGCAUAACAAUCCAUUUUUCCUAGUACCUUUUCAAGCUCCAGAUGAAGAAUUUCACAGUUUAAUGUUCCUCCAUGAGACAAUUCCUGCUAGCAGUCAGUGAGAAGGCCAGCCUUGAACUCUUCUCCUGGACGUGCAACUUUCCUAGGCACAGAUACAUUCCUCAGCCCCCAGGGAUGCCGUCUGAAAGGGACCCAGUACAGCAGGAGCUGCACCUUGUGGUUCCGCUGGAUGUUCAGAUGGAUUCUCCUGCUCUGGAAUUUACCUGGAUUUGGAACAAGUUUUGAUUGAUCAAAUAUACAAAUCUGAUUAGAAUGAGUGAGAAAAUAAUAAUCAAUAUCUUUCAAAAAAAACAGUAUUUGUUCUUGCAUAGUAUGACCAGGAAAUUUGAAUAUGAAAUUUGGAUGUGUCUUUCUUCUAUAAUCUCAGCGUCCCUUGAGUGGGGUUUUUGCAGUUUUUCUUCUUCUAUUGCUGUUUCAUAGAAUUGAUGUAAAUAAAUAAAAUAAAAAACUGGAUCCAUGCUGUAAAAUAAAGGAGCAAAAGUUUAAGCUCAACAAUCCCAUUAAUUUUGUUUAAACGGCCAGUCACAUACAAAUUUUCAGGUCCAUUGAGAGCUGUGUUAAAAUAUUAUAUUAACUAAGAUUUCUGAAAAGUAGCAGUCUCUAAUAAAAGAAAUCAAGAUUCAUGUGUUCUGCAUCAGUAAUAAUAAUAAUAAUAAUAAUAAUAAUAAUAAUAAAUUUAUUAUCUAUACCCCUCCCAUCUGGCUGGGUUUCCCAGCCACUCUGGGCAGCUCACCAUUAGUAUUUGCCAUUAGGCCAGACUAAUUACUACUAUUCACUACUUACAUUUGGGCCAUAUGGGAUUGAAUUGUUUCUACUUCACUAAUUUUCAUUUAAAACAAAACAAAACUCCAAAGGUCAUGAUUUGGCAUUUGGGACAAAAGGCGGAACUUGAUCACUAAACAGGAGGAAGUGGGGGCUUUCGUGACAUGGGCUUCAACACCAGCCUCUCUUGUAUAGGAAAUGUAUUGUAAUGAUUUUAGAAUCAUAGGUUCAUAGAAUUGCAGAGUUGGAAGGGACCUAAGGGUCAUCUAGUCGACCCCACUGCAAUACAGGAAUAUCAGCUAAAGCAUCCAUGACAGAUAGCUAUCCAACCUCUUGACAGUAGUCCAUCCAACUUUCCUCCAUCCUUUCAUCUUCCUUACAAUUCAGAGUAAAGGCUUCAUAAUGCAUGUAAAUAUAUGUAAUUAAUUUGCCAUCAUUCUUUCUCAGCCUUGCCCCUCUGCCUGGAACAUGGGAAUAAUAAUACUCAUAUGGUGGUGAUGGUAAUUGUAAAGGAUAACAGCUCUGAAGCUGCUACACAUUUCCCCUUUUGUAUCUUAGCCCUAUUAGGGCAUCAUGGUGAUCUGGAAAUUCCACAUGUGAAUAUUGUUCGUGAGGACAAGCACGCUAUCUGUGACCCCACCUGGUCCCCCUCCAUUAGUUGAAGAGCGACUGUCUGAAGCAGGGAACCUCCUGUAUUUUUGUAGGUUCCCUAUGCAAUUUGAAAUCAGGUUUCCCCUAUUACUUGAAGAGCCUACAUGAGUAAUGUAGCAUGGGGAGCAUCUGUGAGCACAGGAGUCUCCCCAUUUCAGACCAUUCAUUCAUUAAUUCAUUCAUUUACAUUUAUAUCCCACUCAAGGUAACAUACAUGGCUCUACCCCUCCUUGUUUAAUCCCCACAAUAAUAACUCUGGGAGGCAGGUUAGGCUGACUGGCCAAAAGUCACCCAUUGAGCUUCAUGGACAAGUGAGGAUUCAAACCCUGGUCUCUCCCAGGUCAUAGUCUGACAUUCUAACCACAAUGCCACACUGGCUCUCCAGUUCAUGGAGGUUGAUGAGGACGGGGGCGAAGGGCAGAGCUAGUGUGUUUGAUCCCACAGGUCCUCUCCUCGCUUAUAUCACAGAAGGCACGAGGAGGACUUUUUUUGCUUUGUUUCCCACACUUUCCCCCCUAUAUGAGGAUUGAUUACUGUGUUUUUCUAAACUGUUAUGCAUUAAGGGAUUGUGUGUGUUUUGUGCUGAAGAGAUGUCAUGGAAUACUCAUAAGUAUUUUAUCUAUGGAGUCAGCUGUAGAAUGUUUCUAUCAGUCUGAGUUGAUGCAAAACACCGGGUUGUUUGAAAAACAGGUUCACACAGACCUUAGAGCAGGGUUGGAGAACCUGAACUACAGCUGCUAUCGUGCCUGAUCUUAUGGGGCUGUUAGGGCAGCCUCCCCUUCUGUUUUUCCUUUCGGAUUUUUUGUACUUGUGUGUACCUUGGGAUUAUCUUAAAUCUGCCACUCUUGGUGCAAUUUAGCUACAUAAAUAUAAGCACAGGAAUUAUUAGUACAGUCGUACCUCUGCUUACGUAUCCCUCUGGAUAUGUAAACUUUGGGUUGCGAAAACGGCAAACCCAGAAGUGUAUACUUCCGGGUUUUGCCGCAUGCGCAGAAGCACGCCUCCGGUUACAGACUUUUCAGGAUACGGCCAGGCCUCCAGAACGGAUCCUGUCCGUAACCAGAGGUACCACUGUAUAUAGAUAGAGUUAUAAUGUUGCAACACUAUAGUGCAAUAUCAUUAUAACUUAAUAUUAUAGCACUAUAAUUUUUAAAAACAAUUAGAAUGAUAGGAUUAUAGUGCUAUAACACUCUUUCACUUUAAGUAACAAGUAUAGCUAGAGAAGCAUUCUAGCUCUGAUUAAAAUAUUGAUUAAGGUAGGCAAAUAAAGGGACAAUAAAAUGCCUGUCACUGCAUAUAUUAUAAUGAAGGUGUGCUGAACUGUGAUGUGUUCAUCUGCCCCAAACCUCACUGCCUAUUUCAAAUCUCAUGCUUUAAAAAAAAAAAGAGAGAGAGUGUAGUCCUAAGGGCAUGUACGUCAAUGAGAAUUGCACUGUUCUUCCAUUCUUCAAAAAAAAGGUGGACUUUCUAUGGUCUGAGAAAAGGCAGAAGAAAGGAACAGAAUUGGCACAGGAAAAAUACUGGGUGCCAAUGAUUGGAUAACACUGUUGUGUGGAUGUCCCAUAAAAAGUGAGUGACUGAAGCAUGGCAAUUCCAAAGUUAAUGUCUAGUGUGGAAGCACCCAAGAACAGGGGUAGCUGUGUGGAAGACAUAGAAGAGGAAAACCCGAUGAGGUUUCUAACCAGGAGAAAGAGAAACUUGGAGUUAGGGAACCGAGAUGGGACUGUUGGAGGACAAGGGGAGAGAGUAGUGAAGUAAAAGCAAGAAUCAGAAGGUAAGGAAGGAAGGAAGAGAGGGCAAAAGCGUUGGGGGGGGGGGAAAGAGGCAGGUUGCUGAGGAGAAAUGGGGCCAAAGGUAAGAGCAGGAGGGAAAUUUAUCCUGUCCUUAGGGCAGUUGCCAUUGACAGUAGAGGUGGUGGGGUGGGUGGGUGUCUAAAUGCUGAACAGGCAGGGAGCGUGAGUCAUGCUAAAAUGCUUAAGGACCUUAGAACACACAGAGGCAAUGCAUAGGAAGAAGUAGGAACUUGUGGAAAUGGAGGGUAGGGGCAGCAUAGGAGUGAAGAAAGAGUGGCAAAAGAGGAAGUUGUUUGAAACUCAGCCUCAAGAGAGCCCAGGUCGAGGAGAGGCUGUGAGCGGCUGUUUUGUGGGUUAGGGAGCCAAAAGGGGGUGAAGUACCCUAAAGCAGCUUCUGACCCCCCCAACCUAAUUUGCACGUUCUGAAACAAUCCAUUGAAAUGCAGUCAUCCUUUGAAAUUCACGCUUUUGCAAUUGAUAUUUUGCAAUGCCAUUCUCCAACCAAGUGAUGUGUAUAAUAAUAAUAAUAAUAAUAAUAAUAAUAAUUUAUUUAAACCCUGCCCAUCUGGCUGAGUUUCCCCCAAUCGAGUGUUAAAAACAAUACACCAUUUAAAAUGUAUUUACUGGGGGUAAAGUGUGCAUAUAAAUGCAUAUAUUAGUGAAAAUAGUGUAUGCACUGUUUUGGGGGGAAAUUGCAUACAGAUAUGUAUCUGUUAGAAGAGAUUCUCUGAUGAAUUUUAAUGAGAACCUUUUUUUAAAAAGAGUUGUGAAAAUCACAGACUGCUGCAGAAAUGUGGAGAACUGAACUUAAUGUUGGGAAAAUGUGAAACUGAGAAAAAAUGAGUUUGACAGAUCAUAUCUGGGCUCAUCCACAAUUCCUUUUGACCAAUUGCUUUCCCCCUGGGAAAACCAAUCUUUAGCUCUCAGCUGGAACAAACUACAAGUUUUCUCCGGAUUGAUGUUUGCUCCGAUUUAGAGUGGGUUUCCCUUGGGAAAGGAGCAAGGCAAGGGGAAAGCUGCUGGGACCCAAACUUUCUAGACACAGGACAAUCGGAAGUGUAGCUGACCCCUCUCUUAAUACAUUUGUGAAGUCCCAGAUCUAAGCUUGAAGAGACUCCAGUGAAUGACCGAGAGGUGAUUCUUUGGACAGUGAUUCUUUGUUGAAAAAAAUGCAGAAAGUAUUUUUUUUGUCAGAUCCUCUAAUCAUCAACUGUGGAUCUGUGGAAAUGUAAUGUUUCUAUUACAGAUUUUGAUUAUUAUUGCUUUUUAUUUCCAUUGAUGCACCCUUAGGGUGAAGAGCAGGAUAGAAAUAUCAAUGAUAAAUAAAUUGUGAAUAAGAAUAAGCAUAGUUUACAACUGAUGACCACACAUUAUCAUCUUUGGAAAAAUGUGAUUGGUUAACCCUUGCAUUUUAUUUUUAUUUUUUUGGAAGCAGAAGGGUGUGAGUAACAGGGAUAUUACUUUUGAUUUUGCAAUGAAUCUUCUUUAUUUACUUGUAAUAAUCACAAUCACUUCCAAGCCUGGAGGAAGAAAUUAGAUACAGUAGAAAACCACGGGGUUGUCUGAUAUAUAUAUGGGAGAUAUGUCUUAUUCCAGUGCAGAAAGAAGUAUAAAUGGAAUUACCCUGAACUAGGAGAAUUCUCUUUAAAAUAUAUUUCUCAAAGUGACUAUGGUGACUAUGUAAAACAUCCCUGUGACAACACAUUUUUGCUGGUUAGUUAGUUGAUUGUGUCUUGAUGUUUUUUCCUGCUACAAUUUCAAUCUGAUUAAGCAAAGGAUGGGUGACUUUUUCAAAGACCACCAAAAUCUAACAGUGCUAAUGCUCUUAGAGAUACAAUAGGGUAAUAUCUCAGUACAGGGUCUGCUUCACUGUGCUGUUGGCAUUAAUGCACAUUACAUCAGCACAGGAGCAGUAGUCAAAGCAGAAAUAGUAGCUGUACUAAUAGUGUGUCUUCAUGAAAUAAUUACCCUUGUCUCUCCAGAGAGAGCUGUCAUUACAUACCAUUUACCCAUAGUGUGUGGCUGUUUCAAAAAUUAGAGGCAUUCCUGCCAUUCUGCUAAAAACAAAGACUUUUCUUUGUUAUCUUUAUAGCCUGAUUGCCACCUUCACCUCCAUCUCCGCUGGCCAGACAAUCCAUAUGUGUCAGGAAUGGUUCAUACCAAGGAUACAGCACCAGGACUCAUAAUGGGGGCAGGUAAAAAAAGAGAGUGCACUUUGUGUUUGGUGUUCAUUGAUCAAAAAGUUACAUAAUAUUAUAUGACAUUUAACCAAUUCUCCAUUGCAUAUUAUCUGUCCAUAUAAAGCAGUUAACUUACUUCAUGUGUGCCUGAUUAUUUUCAUUGUGCUUGAAGAAUAAAGCAGCUCAGAAAUGACCAAGGAUGGGGCUCUCUCCUCUGUCUUGCUUUUACCUUGCUGUACCUGUUGAUGCCAUCACCACAGACGCCACACCCUAGGUGGAGAGGAAAAUGCAGUGUAUCUCAUUCUUUUUAUUCCUGACAAGGGAAAGAAGAGGCAGUGGCAGCAACAAGCACUUGGUAGGAGGAAGGUGGGAGCCACUGGGUGCUGUGUGGAUUAUUGUGCUCCCCUCUUUCUCCAGGCAAGUUGAGCACCAAGCGCACUGCACCCAGGAGGAGAGAGAGAGCCCAGGGGAAAGCCACAUGACACUGUGCAGUUCACAGACCCACAGCCCUUGCACUCUUGCCCUGAGUGCAGAACAUCCAGUGGGAGCAAGAGAAACAAUCCCAUGAGCAGAAGGGGAGAUGGGACAGUGGGGUGAAAGCAGGGGUGGGAGGCAGAAGCUGGGGGUGAAGGACUGAAUCUGUCUGUUCCUCCUCUUCACUACUGUAGUUCACGUAUGAAAUAACUGAAGUUUGAAGACAGACCGAGAUAUUGUGGAACAUCAUUAACCAAGUGCAUGCAAAUGCUUUUUGCCAUGAUAAAUUUAUCCAUGAUAAAUUUCUGCUGCCCUAGCUUGGUGUAAGGCGAUUCAGCUCCAUCUGAACAAACAACCUGGCUCUUUCCCUUAGUGCUCCAUGCCUGGAGUAACUGAUUGCAGACACUUUCCCAAGGCCCUGCCACUGUAGUGUUGCUUGCAGGCGGUGAACCAAAAGCGCCAUUGAUACAACAUCAGAAUUAUCAGAGCCACUGGGGAAAAAUAUUUGCCUAUUCAGUGCACUACCUUUUUCUUGCCCUCUCUCUCAGUUGACUUCAUUUCCCUUCAGUGAUAGCACAUUGCCAAAUAUUAUUGGCUAUGUUCUGUAGUGUAGUCAUGUCAACCUGGUCCUGCUUAGCUUGGAUCACACGUGUGACUAAACCAGGAAAGAGACUGUAGCAACCACCUGGAGAAAAACAGGGAACACCAGCAACGCCAAACAGGAUUAAAAAUUAUAUUCCCACGAUGGAAGUUUUUUUCACAUAAUUUUUCCAAUCCUCCCUCUCAGUCAAAAAAUUUAAAUGAAUGAAUAUUGAAUGCAAAUCUGUUCAUUAUUAAUUACUUUGAAAGUGACUGAAGCUGCACUGUAUGAAUUAAAAGGAAAAGGAAAAAAGAAACAAGUUAGCCUACAAUUUAAAAACAAGACACAAAAGGCAAAGCCCUUUUGAGGUCACAGGGAACCCUGGACUUAUCUACACUUCCUCUUCUCCUGCUGCUUUCCCCUAGGGAAAACCACUCUUUAGUGUUCAGUUGGAGCAAACAGCACUUCAGGUUUUCCCUGGAUUGCCAUUUGUUCAGAUCUUUUGCUAAAGAGCAGGUAUUCCUUUGGAAAGGAGCAGGGCAAGGGGAAAACCACUGGGACCCUUGCUUUCUAGGCACGGGUCAAACAGAAGUGUGGAUGAGCUCUUUCCCUGAUGAUGAUGAUGAUGAUAAUGAUAAUAAUGAUAAUGAUAAUGAUAAUUCUAUUUUUUAUUAUAUACCACCCAUCUGACUGGGUUCCCCCAGCCUCUCUGAGCACUGCUUUCAUAUGUCUUCUAAAAGUCAGGUAGUUCUUUUCCUUGACAUCUGAUAGGCGGGUGUUCCACAGAGCAUCACAUAUGCAGAAUGAGUAUAAUCACUUUAUACAGCAGGUGAGAGUAAUAAUCUUUUUGAAUGCUCCCUGGACCCAAAUUAAUUACUUUUCUUUUAAGUAGGUGUAUCAAAAGCUAGCAUAUCAGAAGGCAUAGCCCUCUCUUUAAUAUGCCUGAGUUUCUUCUAUGGGAGCAUUCAAAGUAGUCUGGAGCAGUAUAGUGCCGAAUUCUAGCACCUCAUUCUCUCCUCAGAUUUUGCACAAAAUAAUUCUUAGAACCAGUUGAGGCCUUACUUCCGUGUGCAGGGAGAUUGGGAACAGACCUUUGGCUCAAGCCCUGCCUCAUCUGACCUCAUGGCACAUAGAAGGGAGGUCCUGCAACUGGAGAAUCUUGCAUGCAUUUGUACCCUGGAUCUUUCUUUACUUUGCUUCUUGGACUGGCUUUCAGUGCUUUUUUAUGUUCCUGGUCUUACAAAACUUAGAGGCAUGUGCGUGAUCAAGGCCAGAACACAAUAAGUGUAGGACCACUGUCGACGUGUAGGAUGAAGAUGCAAGCUCAGCGACUGAUCAGAAAACAUCAACUUUUGUGUUGAUGCUUGUAGUAAAUUGUGCAGCCCAGCAAGAGACAACUAGUGGCUUCCUGUUAGUCAUAUGUAUUGUUUUAUACCAGUUCGAGGAGCAAACUAGAAUUUAAAAUGUAGUUCUUACUACUGAAGUGAAAUGGGGUGUCUCUCAUAUCUGGAAAGUUACUUUUGAAGGCGUCGAGAGAGAGGCAGCCGCCUAUAUACACACUGCAAAAAGCCUUCUGUUCUCUGGUAGUCAGAAGAGACAGCCAGAGGCUGUGCAAUUAAAGUUCUGGGUUUGACCAAUAGGAAGUCACUUUGGAGGAGACAGUCAACAUAGGCAUCAAGACAGAAGAUGAAACAGCAAAAAUAUAUUGAAUUGUAUCUCUGAAAGUGGAUUUUUACGAGCACCGAAAGAAAGUAAACCCCUGUGGAAUGAAGUGCUUCGUUUUUGAAGUGUGAUACCAGCGACACACACUAGUGAGGGGAAAGAAUGGCAGAAAACUAAACUGGCCGCAUAGGGAUCUUCAGAAUUAUAUGAAAACUUACUGUUUGUUUGUAAAGACUUACUGUCUAUAGAAUAAAUUUCAAGGAAGUAGACACUGAUGUAGCACGAGCUUGCCAGAACAGAAUUGGAAAGUAAAGGCAGAGGAUGGCUUGUUAGAAACAGGCGGAAGCCAACGUGAUACAGUGGGACCAUUGCUCAGCUUAGAAGAAGAGACUCGGGGCAAGCCUGAAUUACUGAGACUGCUCAACUUCUGACUUCACAAAGAAGGAAAGUUGCGACAUGAUAUUUAGCCAUGUUGAUCCAAACAAUGAUGAGGCCAACCAAAAGCAUGCUCAUGGAUACAUUGUUAAUCCCAAAUUAAUUCAGAUGAGCAGGACCUAGUAAGUGUCCAGGCCAGGUGAGCUUUCCCAGUUUCUUUGCUGUCAUAGCAGAACUCCUGGGAAACCAGUUUCCUCCUAGAAGACUGGAGAAAAACUAAUUUUGUCCUUGAUCUUAAUUAGGCUGGGCAUUCUUUUUCAGAAUGAAUUAACAAUUAAAUCAAAUGGGAUUCAUUCAGUUCAAUUUUAAUUCGUUCAAAAAGAACACACAGAGUAUCAAAAGAAUGUGAAUGAAAAUGGUUCUUGUUACUCACAUUUGUAUCUAUUUGCUCUAAAUUGGUACCAUUCAGAGUUGGGGGCUUACCUUCAGGAGUGGCAAUGGUGGCAGUGAGCUAACCUCAGAGACCCAUCCUAAUAGCUGCUAUUCUCCCCCACCCUUAAGAAAUGCUCUGAAUUUUACAUUGUCUUGGGGCAUUCCAGUGAAAAAAUGUUGUCUGCUAUUUUAAAUAACACAGCAUCUCGGGGUGGGGUGGGGAGAUGGGGGAAUGGUAACCUCCAGAAGGACCAAAGUAAAACUCUCUUGCCAUCUGAAAACUAAAAUUAAGGGAAAUAAUGAAAUGAAAGUUCAGUAUUUUUUUUAAAAGGGCACCUCUGUAAGAAAUGCACAUCACUUGCAUUAGUUGCAAAUAGAAAAAGGAUGACUAAGGAAAUUUCUAUUCCUGGAAAGCUCCCAGAGGAAAUAACAAAAAAGCUCAUUAAACUAGAUUAAAUAUAGCAAUUAAUAGUGGUGAGUGUGGUUUUAUACAAAGUUGCCACACAGCCCAGUCCUAGUUUACUCAGUUUAAUCAGAAUUGCAUCCUGCUAUGUUCCAUAAAAAAAUUGGGGUGAAUUUGUAGAGUGCAUUCCAGGAUUGGGGUGCUGUGUCUGGGAGGGGCUUAGCACAUUUCAUAACUAAUUCUGGCAGCCCUUCGUCUUCCAUGCUGAGCCUGAACACUGUGGCCCUAUUUUCAUUAUGCAAUUAUUUUAUUUAACAAAAUAUUGAUUGAAAUGAAACCUCUAAAUGAUUUACAAGAAAUAUUUUAAAAGUAUCAGUAAAACAACAACAACAAAACAGCAAAAAGUGAUCAAGGGGGUGGAGCAACUCCCCUAUGAAGAAGGGUUGCAGUGCUUGGGACUUUUUAGUUUAGAGAAAAGGCAAGUGAGAGGUGACAUGGUACAAGUUUAUAAAAUUAUGCAUCGCCUAACACUAGAACUCACAGGCAUCCAGUGAAGCUGAAUGUUGGAAGAUUUAGGACAGGUAAAAGAAAGUACUUCCUUGCGUAGGGCAUAGUCAAACUUCAGAUCUUGCUCCCCCAGAGGCAGUGACAGCCACCAACUUAGAUGGCUUUAAAAGAGAAUUAGACUGUCGUGGUCCUGGGCUCCCAGCCACGGCAGAGCUUAGUGGAGGGAGAAGCCAGCCAACCAGCCAAGUCUCAGUGGGGUCCUUGCCUGAAGGCAGAGUCUGUACAGUAUACAAGGUCCAGUCCAGUCCUAAGGUCAGGAGUAUCUCAGUUGACGUAGUCAGAUGGUCUGGGAGUCAAGAAAGUCGAGGGUCCAAGGUCAUGAGAAGUAAGAAGCAGCAAGGUCCGGUCAGGAAUGAUGAAUGUCCCCAGCCUCCACAGUAGAGACACAUCCCCUCUCUGUGUUUCCGUUCCUUCAGGCUGCUGCUCAGCAGGUGAAGCAGACUCUUGGCCCAUGACAGACAAAUUCAUAGAGGGGGGGCUAUCAAUGGCUACUAGCUAUCUCCACAGUUAACAGUGGGUGGAAACCACUGGAGGAGAGAGGGUAAUCCAGCAGGCUAUUUUUAUGUUCUUACGUUCUCAUAAAGUACUUCUCUACAUCAGCCAGUGUAUGGGGUGUAACAGUGAGGAAUAUGCAUAUAUGUGGAACCAGGCAUGCUUAAUCAACAUAAAUGAUUAAAAUGAUUUUUUAUGUGUUGAAGCCGCCCAGUGUCUGGGGCAACCCAGCCAGAUGGGUGGGGUAUAAAUAUUAUUAUUGCUAUUGCUAUUAAAAUGACAUAUGCAAAUUUUUAAGAGGCUCUCAUACGAGGAGAGGGAAUAGUUAAUGCAACUUAGCAUUGAGGCUAUGCCAAGAAGGGAUUACUUUAACAUGAGAGAGAACAAGGGCAGCUCUCUGCAGCCAAAGUUGAGCAAGCCCCUGGCAGAAGAAAUAAGAUAUUCUGCUUUGAGACAGAACUUGGACCACUAGUCAUUCCAUUUCAGUCAUGCAGUUAAAUGGUCUGGUAAUUGUAAAGUCUUUAAAUGUAAUUCUUCAGAACUGCCUGACUCAUUAUUGGGUGUUGGGGUUGCUGUUGGGAACCUGGAAGACAUAGACAGCCUUUCACAGCUUUUGUGAGGCUAAUUCUCAUCAUAAGAUGAAAGCCCCUUGCUUGUGGGGUAGGUGGGUUCUUGUGUUUUGGAACAAAUAACCACGAGUAACCCUUGCCUAUUUUGCCUUUGUUCCCAGGCAAUCUGGGUGCCCAGCUUGUUGAAUAUAAAGAAGAAAUGUAUAUAACAUCUGACUGUGGCAAAACCUGGAGACAAGUAAGGAAAAUGAAUCUGUUAUGUUGUGUUUGUGUGUAUAUUGCUAUCUCCAUUUCCUUACUGGCUCAGGCAUCUCUUCUCAUAUUAUUGCUGUAGAGCUCCCCUAGUCAGACUAACACUGCUAUCCCAUCCACUCUUCCUUGGGGGAUUGCUUCUGGUAAAGUUGGAAUAUAAAGUGACCAGUGCAAACAUUUUCCCAGCGGUCUGCAACCUUUAAGACAAAAAGAGCCACUUGGACCCGUUUCCGAAGAAAAAAAAACUGGGAGCCGCAAAACUCGUCAUUAUAAAAAUAACUUUUUUGUCACUUUUUAUUAUUUCUUUGUUUGACCCCCUCAGAAUUACUCCUCCUCAUAGAAAUAAACGUUAAAUUAACAAGUUACCUUUUUGUGUGUGUGUGUAUUCUUCACUCCCCUUCAAAACAGUGACCAGCGUACAUGCCCCCUUUCAAUAUAGCGGGCGGGCGGGAAGGUGACAUCGGGACGGUGCGUGACUAACGCACGCACCGCCCCCAUGCGACGUCACAGCCAGUACAGCGCCCGCCACAGUGGGGAGUGUCGGGGCACACAAUGCGCCUCCUCCCCUCACUAGUAUCCGCCCCGGAGCCGCGGCAAAGGUGUAAAAGAGCCACAUGCGGCUCCGGAGCCGCGGGUUGCAGACCCCUGCAUUUGCCUCAUGCAAUUCACCCUACCUCAAUCUGCUCUGAAAGAUUGGGAGAGCCUCACAGAGCUGUGAGCUGGGGGAGGAUAGGGGAGAUUGUUCCGAAUAGAAUGCUUGCUCUGAUGGAAUAAGCACCAUAGACACAGAAUUCCACCCCGUAUAUUCAAAUAUUUCUUAUGUAUUUAAACAAGUCUAGCACAAUAUACAGUCAGUUCAAGGAAAUGUGUAACCAUUUCAGUGUUUUAAGGACUGGUCUACACAUUUCAUUAAUAAUUAAAUAUAUAGCAUGGGAUACUUUAGUAAUACAUUCCCCACCCCAGCCUAAAGCAUGGUCAUUUAUUGGGUUUUCCCCCUGCUUUCUAGGUCUUUGAAGAGGAGCAUCACAUCUUGUAUCUGGAUCAUGGUGGAGUGAUUGUGGCCAUCAAAGACACCUCUAUUCCACUGAAAAUACUCAAGUAAUUCUACAGUAAACUUCCAUUUUCAGGAACAAGUCUAUUCCAUUGGUUGAUAUGAGUUUUUCCCUCCAAGAAUUUACUAAUCUAAUAUUUGCUCUGCAAAGAUGAUGGUUUGGUUAUAUUGAUGCAGUAAUAAACACCGGACCUCUCUGAAUGAUACAAAGAUCAUUCAUAGAUGGGGCAGGCUUUUUGUUGAGCUUGCUUCCUCUGGGUUAUCAGAGUCUGUUGCAGACAGAGGCAGGAUGCUGACUGGGCAGUGCUUUGAUCCCAGUGAAACCUCCUUUAGGUAAGAUAUGAACUCUACUCACUAAGAUGAUCAUCACACUUUUUGUAGGAUACCCAGCCACAUGUACAAACAUACAUGCAUGCUGCACAGACCGUAUUGUGAAGUUGAGGUGCUGAGGGGUGGAACAUCACUACCAUCCUACUCCCCUUCUAUAAAUAUGAGGAUCACCUGAAUAGUGUUACAGUGGGUAGGGGUUAAGACUGUGAAGGACUGUCCCCAGGUUAAAGCAGCUAAGUCAUGUUUCUGUGCAGUGCUUGCUUUGUUUUCUUGUGUUGCUGGCAAUAUUUCCUUGAGUCAUUCAAAUUUUUUAAAAUUAAUUAUUCCUUGAGUUAUAUGUUUGUGUCUGGUGUGGCAUGAGAAAACUUUGUUUCAUCCUGGACUGGAUUGCCUGGGUCAACCUGCAUAGGGUUGGCACAUGGAGGACCUUGGAAUAGGCUGCAGGUUUGGAUGAGCACUGGAGACUCCUUUGCAGCCCUGUGCUUCUAUAUUUAGUGUAGAGCCCUACACCAAGCUUUUGAGUUAGGCAGGAUUCCAGAACGUACUAAUUCUUCAUGAAUUCUGUUUUUUAAAGGUGGGGAUGAAAGAGAAUCUACUGAGAGAUACUAGAGAAUGCAAGGUCUGAGUACACACUGGGAGCCAAAAGAGACAUUGCACUAAAUCACUUGCUGCUGCAUCAUUCAAAAAAAACAAUAACAGGUGCACAGUGUGAUUUUCAUCAGAACUGUAUCACAAUGAAAAUCUCUCUCCCCUGUAGCAGUUGUUAGCUCCAUGAGAAAAACUCCCUUUCACCUUAAUAGAAGUUUCUCUCUCUGAACUUAAAAGCAGCUGUGGAGAGUGAUAUGUGAGAUGGUACAGUUUCUGUCUUCACUGUUCAGUUAGCCCCUCUCCCCAAGCCACAGUCCCAAUGAAAACGGCUCCCACACCUGCCCUUAACUGAUGUUUUUUAAACGGCAUACCGUCUAGUUUAGUGUCCUCUCUAGCAAGGCCCUUAAACUGUGGGUGGGGUUCCCCCCACCCUCCUGCAGCUUAAGCCAGUGCAUAAACCUGGGAUUCUCCAGAAUACUAUAGGACUUGGAAAAAUAUAGAGCUUAUCCACACUUACCUUUCGUCUGCUCUCUCCAGGCACAGUCCAUGUGAAAAUCUGCUCUUUAAAGCUCAAUCAGAGCAAACAGCAGUCUGCAGAAAACCCGAACUGAUGUUUGCUCUGGUUAAGCACUAUAGUGUGGGUUUUUGUGGGGAAAGCUUGGAGGCAAGAAAAAACCACAUUUGAACAUGGAGCUUUUAAAUGCGGACCUGUGCCUGGAAAGAACAGAGCAAAAGGUAAGUGUGGAUAAGAACAUAUAUGAGAAAAUUUGCAGACUCUGGACUAAUAUAAAACCCACCAUGUUGGUUUACUGGAGGAGAGGUGCUAACACCAACUUUUAAAUUGCAGCUUAUAGUGUAAUCCUUCCAUAGACAUCUGUCUAGAGCAGCCUGUAUCUUUGUUGUUGACGUCCAUGCCUGGCACUCUGAAUGAUGUUAUAGAUGUAAGGUAAAUUAACAAAUGCUAGGGUUUUGGUUAUUUGUGAUAUGAAAGGAGAAUACAAGUUGCAAAGGAAUUUCUUGGUUGGCUUAUGCAACCUGGCUGGCUUAGUGAAGAACAAACCUAACAUGACAAAAAGUGUUGAUGGGCAAUUGAGGAGAGGAAUCCUUUAGCCUGCAGGGGUGAGAUGUUGAUGGGGUGAAUGUUUGAGGGGACAGGAAAAUGAAGUUUUCAAGCAAGGGGUUGCUGGGAGAGAGAAGGAGGAAGGAUUGUGGAGAUCCAUCUUGGAGAGGGAGACGAAAGGUUGCCUGCACUGCUGCGGGUCAUGCUGUGAGAUCUGGACUUCCUCCAUGCAGCCUGAAGGUGUAAAUAGGUGGAAAAAACAUAUUUCUUAAAGCACAACAGUCUCAGCCAUGUCUUCUAUUUUCCAAAGGAACACAGAGAGAGGGGCAGGCACCUGACUUUUGUAACAAUAUGGACAUCUUCAUCAUAUGUGAAGCUGAACUUCCACAGCAGGUCACCAGAGUAGAUGUUAUAAUGCUGGAAGAAAUAUUUACAUGCAUGUCUAAGAAUCAAGACAGAAGUAAAUCACAAACACUUUAUUCUAAAACAAGUAGUAACAACCAUAGCACAACUGAACACAUAUUCUUAGGUCUCACUAUUCCCUAUAGUUGACUCUCAUCUCUUUCUAUAGGCUGAAUCCCUUCAGCUGUCGUGACUCAGAGAGAAACUACUGUACAUACUAAACCACCAUAAUUUGUCUAUGCAUGGCAAAUUCUGUGUUCUUUCCUCUGGGGUGCUUAUCAGUCCUUGAUUUACUGGUGCAGUGUGCAAGACAUGCUAUUCUACAAUGGAAAGUGAAGAUUUUAAGUUUCUUAUUUGGAGAUCUGAUAUGGUUGUUUGAGGGAAAUGUACUGGUGGAGAGAUUUAGCUGACUGGGAUAACAACCAAAAUAGGCAUCCACACAUUGUGACCUUCUCCCUUCAUUGCUGUCUUCCUCCUCCAUGACUUUUAGGGGAUGGAUUCAGUACAUUCAGUCUCAAACCUUUAUUGGCAUAUAGACAAAACUCCAAAAGGUUCAGUACAAUAAAAUCACUCAGCAAAAUCUGCACCUAAGAAUUAAAAUACUGUUGUAUAACAUUCACGCAUCCUCCUUGCAUACAUUCACAACUCAACUACUAUGGGCUUUUAAAGUCCUAUGACUUAAUUAAUUAUUUCUAAUGGUGGUGAUGAUCAGUACUUAUUUUCAAACCAUUCUGUAUAAAUGAGACCUGCAAUAAAUAAGAAACAAUAUUUUUUUCAUUUACAGGUUUAGUGUUGAUGAAGGCCAAACAUGGAGCACUCAUAACUUCACCAGCAUCUCCGUUUUUGUUGAUGGCCUACUCAGUGAGCCUGGAGAUGAGACUCUAG